CCCAGCCUUGCCUCGGGUGUAGGGAUUGCAUGGAAAACUAAAGCUGCACCAAAACCGUCCACAACCUCCGUGUAGUUUUGCUUCCUUCAGUAAGAGGAUGGUUCAUUCUCUCGUUGGAUUGUUGGCAAAAUUCUGAAUAUAAGAAGGGAGUUUCCAAAGCUUUAAAAGCUUUGGGCUUUGCCCUAUAACUUUUGGCACUCUUGAAAAAUCAGGGUGCCUAAAAAGAUGACAACGCAAGCUCCAACAUUUUUACAUCCACUUCAAAGCGUUGUGGCACUGGAGGGUAGUGCCGCAACCUUUGAAGCGCAUAUUAGUGGUUUGCCAGUUCCUGAGGUGAGCUGGUUCAGAGAUGGCCAGGUUCUCUCCGCUGCUGCUCUCCCGGGCGCAGAGAUUUCGUACAGCGACGGCCGCGCGAAGCUGACGAUUUCCCGCGUGACGCCCGCGCACGGCGGCCGGUUCUCCGUUCGAGCCACCAAUGGAUCAGGACAAGCGACUAGUACGGCCGAGCUGCUGGUGACAGCAGAAACAGCGCCUCCCAACUUUAUACAGAGAUUACAAAGCAUGACUGUGAGACGAGGAUCCAAAGUUAGACUGGAUGUUCGUGUGACUGGAAUCCCUACACCUGUGGUGAAGUUCCACAGGGAAGGAGCGGAAAUCCAGAGUUCUCCUGACUUCCAAAUUUUACAAGAUGGCGACUUGUACAGCUUAAUUAUUGCUGAAAUUUUCGUGGAAGAUUCUGGAACCUUCUCUGUGACUGCCACAAACAGUGUUGGACGCGCCACCUCCACAGCCGAGCUCCAUGUGCAAGCUGAUGAUGAAGUAGUGCCCGCUAAAAAGACAAAGACAAUUAUUACUUCCACUGAAAUUUCUCAGGAAAGACAAAUGCAAACUGGAAAGAAAAUGGAAACUCAAUUCGAGGGACGAUCUUCAACAAUUGAAAUGAUUGUGGAUGGAAGAACAGUAAUGCAACAAUUACAUCAUAAGACUCCUCCACGCAUCCCACCCAAACCGACAUCCAGAUCUCCAACCCCACCAGCUUCUGCUGUUAAAGUUACUCGCCAACAAUCCCCAUCUCCUGUUCGUCAUGUGAGAGCCCCAGCACCUUCACCUGUUAGAUCAGUAUCUCCAGCUGGAAGACUCUCAACAUCUCCUAUCAGAUCUGUGAAAUCACCAAUUCUCACUCGCAGAUCUCAGACAACUACAGUUGUCAGUUCAGAAGCUAUACCCCCUUGGAAGCAGGAAGGCUAUGUUGCAGCAACUGAAACAAAAAUGAGAGAAACCAGAUCUACAAGUGCUACACAGAUUCAUAGAGAAGAAAAAUGGGAAGGAAGAUAUGGAGGCCAUGGUCAGAUGAUGAUCACUGGAGCUGCUGGUGGAAUGGGUGCUGCUAAAGUUACUAAAAUUGAACAAAGUGCUAGUAUGGUAGGAGGUUCCAGAGUGGCAACAUUUGAAGCAGGUGUCAGUGCUGCUGGUGCUACGAGAAUAACUACAGUUGAACGAUCUGUUGGUUCUCCAAGAAUUACCACAGUUGAACGACAGACAAGAGUUACCACAGCUGAAGGGUCUGCUGGUGUAGCCAAAGUUUCCGCAGAAGAAGGAAUUGCCACAGCUGUUGGAAUGACUGGUGUUGCUGCUAGUGUUUCAGGUGCUGGCCAGCAGUUAGAACAUGGCGGUGAGAAAAUGACUGCUGUAGCUACUGUGGUAGCUGCAAUUGAUCAAGCCAGAGUACGUGAACCGGUUACUGUAACCAAUGCCGCAGAAAGAGGCACUUCUGAGUGUGUAUCCAUAGAAAAAUCACAACCAGUUGAGGAUCAGAUUGAGGUUGGCAAAAAGGCUGAAGCUGUGGCUAAGGUAUUGGCUGCUGUGGAUCAAGCGCGUACUAGACAUCCUGUGUAUGCUGAAGGAGCACGUUCAGAAGAGACACGUAUGGAGUAUGAACAUGCACAGCGUGGUGCAUAUAAAACUGCCACAGAGUUUUCUGCUGAGAAACGAGCACCCCCUGCUGGCCAACAGGUUGUCACCACAACUGUCAGAAAAGAGACAGUUAUUGUGCCAACUGAAACACAAAUUUCCUAUGACGAACAGGCUGAAAAACACAUUACACAGAUUGAAAGAACAUCAGAAACUGCAGCACAUCUGGACCACAGAAUUUCCAGUACAAUUCCUCACUUCACUGUUUCAAAAAUCUCUGUAGCCAAACCUGAACCAACCCAAGAGGUUUCUAUAGCAGGAACGGCUAUUGUUACUCUGGAGAAAGAGUUGUCUGCAUCCUCUGCUGUGAAGGUCACUAAGCCAGUGAAACCUCCUGUGUUAAAAGAGGCCAGAACUGUGACACAGGAGACUGUCUUUCCCAAGCCUCACAUUAGAGAAAGAACAGACAUAUAUGAAACACGCUUUGAUACUGAGAUGCAAAGGCAUCUAGGUUUAAGUUUUACAGGUUCACUUGAAGCUGAAUUUGAUGUUGAACAUGAAGAUCAAUAUGAAACACAAGAACAGAUCACAGAACAUGUCUCUGCAGCAGAGAUUUCAUUUACCCCACCAAGUUUUGUUUCUGGCUUGAAAAACAUGACCGUAGUAGAAGGUGAAUCUGUGACUUUGGAAUGUGAAAUCACAGGGCAUCCUACCCCAACUAUAAUGUGGUUUAGAGAAGACUAUCAUAUUGAAAGUUCCAUUGACUUUCAAAUAACUUUUGAAAAUGGCAUUGCUCGUAUAACAAUCAGGGAAGCCUUUGCGGAAGACAGUGGUCGCUUUACUUGUACUGCCACCAAUGAUGCUGGUUCUGCUAGCAGUUCAUGCUACCUUCUUGUUCAAGUGUCCGAAGAGAUUGAGAGCAGAGAAGAAACCUUGGUUACGUCUGGACAAAUUGACUCAGUAAAGAAACGAGCUGAAAUGACCAUAGAAACUAUGUCAGCAGUAAGUGCUACUGCUGACUUUGUGGAAGUUGCUGCUGGAGUUGCCCCAUUCUUUAUACGGAAACCAGUACCACAGAAACUAAUUGAAGGUGGAAGUGUAAUUUUUGAUUGUCAGAUCGGAGGUACCCCUAAACCGCACCUUUACUGGAAAAAAGCUGGAAUUCCAUUAACAACUGGAUACAGGUACAAAGUAAGCUACAACAAGGAAACAGGAGAAUGCAAACUUGAGAUUUCCAUGACUUUUGCAGAUGAUGCGGGUGAAUAUUCUAUUGUAGUUCGUAAUCAACAUGGAGAAAUUUCAGAAUCUGUUCAACUGCUGGAGGAAGCUGAUUAUGAGCUUUACCUGAAGGACCACCAGGAAAUCAUUUAUCGGACAGAAUUAGUAACAGAGCAUGUUCAAGAACCCAAGGUUGCAGAAGUAGCACCAGUAAUUCCAAUGAUGGAAUAUGACAAAGAACAGGCACUAAUCAGGAAGAAGAUGGGGAAAACUGCAACCAUAAUGAAAAGUGAACAGGAGUACCACAUUUCUUCAUUUGAAGAAAGACUUAUCAAAGAAAUUGAAUUCCGAAUCAUUAGAAUUACUUUGGAAGAGCUUCUAGAGGAAGAUGGUGAAGAAAUGGUAUUAGAUAUUCCAGCUGAGGAAUCCAUUGAACCAGGAUUUGAUUCAACAGUGAAAAGUUAUAGAAUUCUUGAUGGAAUGGGUGUAACCUUCUUUUGUAAAGUAUCUGGUUAUCCAUUGCCUAAGAUUGUAUGGUUCAAAGAUGGUAAACGCCUGAAACAGGGAGAUCACUAUGUUAUGGAGACUUCUCAGGAUGGUAAAGCGGAAUUACGGAUUUCUGCAGUUUUGCCAGAGGAUGAAGGCAUUUACACAGUGUUGGCCAGCAACAUCAAAGGAAAUGCCAUUUGCUCUGGAAAAUUGUUCAUAGAGCCUGUUGGUGCUCCAGCAACCCAGACUCAUUUAUCAACAACAGAAAUUAUGAGAAGAAUGCGCUCUGUGUCUCCACGAUCUCCAAGUCGGUCACCAGCACGUAGGCUGGAAGAUACAGAUGAGACUCAACUUGAGAGAUUGUACAAACCUGUUUUUGUUUUGAAACCUACAUCAUUUAAAUGUUCUGAAGGACAAACUGCUAGAUUUGACCUGAAAGUUGUUGGCAGGCCCAUGCCAGAGACAUUGUGGUUUCAUAAUGGAAAUCAAAUUGUGAAUGACUAUACUCACAAGAUUGUGGUGAAAGAAGAUGGAAUUCAGUCAUUGAUCAUUGUUCCUGCAUUGCCAAUUGAUUCUGGUGAAUGGACUGUUGUAGCACAAAACCGAGCUGGCAAAACAUCUGUCUCUAUGACUUUAUCUGUAGAAGCUAAAGAACAUUUACUGAGACCCCAGUUUUUGGAAAAAUUGAAAAAUGUCAGUGUUAAAGAAGGUGACCCGAUUGCAAUGGGAGUAAAAGCUGUUGGAAACCCAAAUCCUGAUAUUGUAUGGCUGAAAAACAGUGAUAUUAUUGCUCCACACAAGUAUCCUCAUAUUAAGGUUGAAGGUACGAAAGGAGAAGGUAAACUUAAAAUUGAUUCUGCAGCUAGUUAUGAUGCUGCAUGGUAUACUGCAACUGCUAUAAACAAAGCUGGCCGUGACACCACAAGGUGUAAAGUCAAUGUUGAGCUUGAAUAUGCUGAACCUGAACCAGAGAGAAAAUUAAUAAUUCCGAAAGGAACAUAUAAGGCUAAGGAGAUAUCAGCUCCUGAAUUAGAACCUCUCCAUCUGCGUUAUGGUCAGGAACAGUGGGAGGAAGGUGAUCUGUACGAUAAAGAAAAACAGCAGAAACCUCAUUUCAAAAAGAAGACCAGCUCUGUGAGGCUCAAGUGUUUUGGACCAGCACAUUUUGAAUGCAGACUAACACCAAUUGGUGAUCCAACAAUGGUCGUUGAGUGGUUGCAUGAUAGUAAGCCCCUUGCUGCAGCCAAUAGACUUCGCAUGAUUAAUGAAUUUGGAUACUGUAGUCUUGACUUUGAAGUAGCAUAUCCUCGGGAUAGUGGUAUUAUCACCUGUCGAGCUACAAACAAGUAUGGUACUGAUCAGACAUCAGCUACUCUCAUUGUGAAAGAUGAAAAAAGCCUGGUUGAAGAAUCACAGUUACCUGAAGGGAGAAGGGGAAUGCAGCGAAUUGAAGAACUUGAAAGGAUAGCCCACGAAGGGGCAAUUACAGGUCUUGUAGAAGACCUUAUAAAAGAAAAAACAAAGCCUGAAAUUGUCUUGUUUCCAGAACCAGCAAGAGCAUUGGAAGGUGAAACGGCUCGUUUCCGGUGCCGUGUGGUCGGUUAUCCUCAACCAAAGGUGAACUGGUAUCUUAAUGGACAACUUAUUCGCAAGAGCAAACGGUUUAGACUACGCUACGAUGGUAUCUAUUAUCUGGAAAUUGUUGAUUGUAAAUCCUAUGAUUCAGGUAUUGUCAAGGUUACAGCAGAAAAUCCUGAGGGAGUAGUGGAACACACAGUGAAACUAGAAAUCAAUGAAAGAGAAGAUUUCAGGUCUAUCUUGCGGCGAGCUCCUGAACAGAAAGUUGAAACUGGUGUUUUGGAACCAGCUAAGCCAUUCUUUGAAGUUGUAAAAGUAGAAAGACCAACAGAUGCUGCAGCUAAAGAAGUGGUGAAGCUCAAGAAGACUGAAAGAAUUAUUCAUGAAAAAUCAACGGAGGAAACUGAAGAAUUGCGAAGUAAGUUUAAACGUAGAAAGGAAGAAGGUUAUUAUGAAGCCAUUACAGCAGUUGAACUCAAAACCCGCAGACGGGAUGAAGCUUAUGAAGAUAUGCUGAGGAAAAGAAAGGAAGAACUUCUCCAUUGGACCAAACAAGUACCUGAGGAGGAGAAGAAAUUGCCUCCUCCUGAAGGCACUGUCACCAUUCCAACUUUUAAGCCUGAUAAGAUUCAAUUAUCGCCAAGUAUGGAAGCUCCCAAAAUUUUAGAGCGCAUUCAGAGUCAGACUGUAGCCAUUGGAGAUGAAAGUCAUUUCCAUGUUAGAGUAGUAGGCAGACCAGACCCUGAAUGUCAGUGGUUUAAGAACGGUGUGAAGCUUGAAAAAACUGAAAGGAUCUACUGGUACUGGCCUGAAGACAAUGUAUGUGAACUUGUGAUCAGAGAUGUUGUACCUGAAGAUUCUGCCAGUAUAAUGGUAAAAGCAAUCAACGUUGUUGGAGAAACCUCAAGCCAUGCCUUUCUGCUUGUACAAGCUAAACAAGUAAUCACGUUUACUGAGGAGCUACAUGAUGUCAAUGCAAAAGAGAAAGAUACCAUGGCAACUUUUGAGUGUGAAUUAUCAGAACCAUUUAUUAAAGUACAGUGGUUUAAGAAUGAUGUGCCAAUUUCCUCUGGUGAUAAAUACCGAAUGCAUUCUGACCGGAAAGUUCACUUAUUAUCUGUAUUGACCAUUAAUAUGAAUGAUGCUGCAGAAUAUAGUUGUGCUGUUGCUGAAGACCCUUUUAUAAAAUCAACAGCUAAUCUUAUUGUUGAAGGAACUGUCCUUGAAUUCAUUGAAGAGCUUGCAGAUCUAGAAGUGCCAGAGUCAUUCUCGGGUGAAUUAGAAUGUGCUGUUUCAUGUGAAGAUGCUGAAGGAAAAUGGUAUAAGGGAGACAAAGAGAUUCAUUCCAGUAGCAAGUACUCCAUCACAGCUCGCCGUGGUCGUCAUACUCUGACAGUUAAGGAUGUUGCCAAGGAAGACCAGGGUUGCUAUAGUUUUGUAGUACUUGAUAAAAAGACAAGUUGCAAUCUGAAAAUGAAACCACGUGCAGUGGCUAUCAUUCAAGAACUUGGAGAUCAGUCUGUUUGUGAAGGCGAUAUCGCCCAACUUGAAGUAAAGUUCUCUCAAGAAAACGUUGAAGGUGUCUGGCAGAAAGAUGGCCAAGAAAUCCAAGCUAAUGAACGCAUUCACAUUGUUAUAGAUAAAACAUCACACAUGUUACUGAUUGAGGAUUCAACGAAAGAAGAUGCUGGCAGAUAUUCAUUUAUUGCCACUGAUUUGGACCUUGUAACAUCUGGACAUUUAACUGUACAAUGUAUUGAUAUAGUGAUCCCUCUUAGAGAUCAAACAACUCUUGAGGGAACAAAAGUGGUUUUAGAGUGCAAAGUUUCAGUUGCACAUAUUACUUCUGUGAAAUGGUACUUCAAUGAUCAACCAAUUCAGUUUGGUGACCGGAUACAAACUGUCGCAAAAGGGGCUAAACAGCGCUUGGUGAUUAACAGAUCAUAUGCUUCAGAUGAAGGAUGCUACAAACUUGUCAUUGGCAAAACUGAAACAAGCUGUAACCUUACCAUUGAAAGAAUUCAAAUUAUUAGAGGACUUAACAACAUGACAUGCUCAGAGACCCAGGAUGUUACAUUUGAAGCAGAGUUGUCUCAUACUGGAAUUGAUGUAGCUUGGAUAUUUAGGAACCAGGAGCUCCAAACAGGCCCUAAAUGCAAGUUGGAAGCAAAAGGCAAAGUUUACAGAUUAACUGUAAUGAAUGUAAUGAAAGAUGAAGAAGGAGAAUAUACAUUUAUGGCUGGUGAAAAAACAUCAAAAGCAAAUCUUACAGUUUCAGGUGGUGCCAUCAGCAGACCACUUAAGGACCUCACAGUUGCUGAAUCGCAGCAAGCUAUUUUUGAGUGUGCAGUUGCUAAUGAACUCUCUGAAGGCACAUGGUUAAAAGAUGGAAAACCAAUACACUUCAGUGAUAUCAUCCGAAGUGAAGUAGAUGGAGUCACUCGACGUCUCAUUUUUGAAGUCACUAAAUCAGAAGAUGCAGCUGAAUACUCAUAUCAAGUUGCAAGUUCUAAGACCGCUGCAAAACUUAAAGUCGAAGCCGUGAAGAUAAAGAAGACCUUGAAAAAUCUGACUGUCACAGAAACCCGUGAAGCAGUCUUUGCUUUGGAACUUACACAUGCUAAUGUUACUGGAGCCCAAUGGAUUAAAAAUGGGGAAGAAAUCAAACCAAGUGACAAGUAUGAGAUUACUGUAGAUGGGACUCUGCAUACACUUAAAAUCAAGAAGUGCAUUGUUUCAGAUGAAUCUGUGUACAACUUCAAACUUGGCAGAGUGUCAGCAAAUGCCAGACUUCAUGUAGAAGUUGUCAAGAUCAUUAAGAAACCUAAAGAUAUUACCGCCAUGGAAAAUUCUACUGCUACUUUUGAAUUGAGUGUGUCACAUGACAAUAUGCCAGUAAAAUGGAUGUUCAACAACGUCGAACUCAAGCCAAGUAACAAAUGUAAAGUAGUUUCAGAGAGAAAAGUUCACAAACUAAUAUUGGAGAAUAUCACCCCAGCGCAAGUUGGCGAGUACUCAGCCAUUAUUGGGCAACUGGAAUGUAAAGCCAAACUUUAUGUUGAAUCUGUACAUAUCACCAAGACUAUGAAGAGCAUUGAGAUCCCAGAGACAAAAACUGCAACUUUUCAAUGUGAGGUGUCUCAUUUCAAUGUCCCAGCUACAUGGUUGAAAAAUGGUGUAGAAAUAGAAAUGAGUGACAAGUUCAAAAUAGUCGUGCAAGGCAAACUCCAUCAGCUAAUUAUAAUGAACACAAGCCAUGAGGACUCUGCAGAGUAUACCUUUAUCUGUGGAAAUGACAAAGUAUCUGCUACUCUGACAGUCAAACCUAUUUUAAUUACAUCUAUGUUGAAAGAUAUGAAUGCACAAGAGAAAGAUACAAUUACUUUUGAAGUAACGGUGAAUUUUGAAGGUAUUACUUAUAAGUGGCUCAAGAAUGGUAAAGAGAUCAAAUCAGCUGAGAGAACACAACUAAAGACCAAACAAUCAACACACACACUUUCAAUUCGAAAUGUUCAUUUUGGUGAUGCAGCUGAAUACAGUUUUGUUGCUGGAUCAGCAUCAUCUGCAGCGAAUUUAUAUGUGACUGCUCGGCAAAUUGAAUUUAGAAAACAUAUCAAAGACAUCAAAAUCACUGAAAAGAAGAAAGCAGUCUUUGAGUGUGAAGUUUCAGAACCCAACGUUACCGUACAAUGGCUGAAGAAUGGAGAGGAAAUACAGCCAUCUGACAGAAUUAAGAUUCAUAAAGAAACAUCUAUCCAUCGUCUCACCAUUCCUGUUACUAAAAUGUCUGAUGCUGGCGAGUAUUCAGCUGUAGCAGGUGGAAGUAUUUCCACUGCUAAAUUGUAUGUGGAAGCACGACACAUUUUGAUUUCAAAACCUGUUUCCACGAAUAUUCAGGUUGUUGAGAAAAAGCGAGCUGUAAUCGAAUUUGAAGUCAAUGAAGAUGAUGUUGAGGCUCAGUGGCUCAAGGAUGGAAUUGAAAUCAAUUUUCAAUUUGAAGAAAGAUACAGAUAUAUAAUUCAAAGACGUGUGCAUCGCAUGACUAUUACUGAAACAAGAGUUUCUGAUUCUGGAGAAUAUGUCUUUGUUGCUGGAAAGAAUCGAAGUACUGUGACACUGCAUAUUAAUGCUCUUGAACCACCAACCUUUACAGUGGAACUGGAACCUUGUGCUGUGAAAGCAGGGGAACCUGCUCGAUUUUGUGGUAUAAUAGUUGGCACACCAAAAUUGGAAGUAACCUGGUACAAAGAUGGUCAAAAGCUUUCCUCAGGGUUUAAACGCAAGAUACUUCAUGAUGAGAACCAAUAUACUUUGUUACUGAUUGAAACAUUCCCUGAAGAUACUGGCACCUACACUUGUGAAGCAAAAAAUGAAGCUGGAGUAGCUGUUAGUGGUGCUUCACUUGAUGUUGAAGUUCCAGAGGUAGUUUCCCCUGAGGUAGAAGUACCUGUUUAUCCACCUGUCAUUGUAAGUCCAAUCCAAGAUACUACUACCAGUGAAGGACAUUCUGCUCAAUUUCAGUGCCGUUUGACGGGAACAGAUCUAAAGGUUACCUGGUAUAGUAACCAAAAGGAGAUCAAACAGUCAAGAUUCUUCAAGAUGGUUCAGUUUGAAGACAUUUACCAACUGGAAAUUGCUGAAGCCUACCCAGAAGAUGAAGGAACAUACAAAUGUGUAGCAUCCAACUCUGCUGGAGAAGUUUCAUGUACUGCUGAGUUAAAAUUGGAAGACAAAAAGCUUCAAGACAAAAUUGAACAACAGAUCGAAAUGGAAGUGAGAGUGCCUCCAGCUUUCAAAAGGAAGAUUGAAUCACAGGAGGUGAUAAUUGGACAUGCUACUCAGUUUGAAUGUGAGGUUGAACCUGUAUCUGAUGUGAGGUUCCAGUGGUUCCGGGCUAGAGCCGAACUCCGUGAUAGUGAAAAAUAUAGCAUUGUGAACAAGAAAUAUAUUUCCAUCUUGAAACUUCUGAAGCCACAGCUAAUUGACUGUGGAGAAUAUACUUGCAGAGCAUCAAACCAGAGUGGAAGUGUAAGCAGCACAGCUAAAUUGAUUGUGACUGAGCUGACCCCACCAAGCUUUGUAACAAGACUGGCAUCAGUAACAACAUUUGUAGGUAAAACUGCAAGACUUGAGUGCACAGUAGCUGGAUCACCUGUGAUUCAUACGGUUUGGCAGAAGAAUGGUAUUAAUAUUACAGAUGAAGAGAACUAUAAUGUAUCAGCCAAAGGCAACAAACGUGCUUUAGAAUUUAGUAACUUAAAUGUUCAGAACAAAGGCAACUAUUCUUGCAAAAUUACCAAUAACUGUGGCACUGAUAUCUGUUAUGCUGAUCUAAUCGUCCUUGACAAACCGUAUUUCACUAGGACCCUUGAAUCUACUCAGACUGUAAUUAACAAUAGUGUACGUCUUGAAUGUCAAGUAGAUGAAGACACAGCAGUAACAAUUUCGUGGAAAAAAGAUGGAUUAGCACUUCAUUCCAGCAAAUAUUAUAAAAUUACAUUUGAAGACAAAGUAGCAGUUUUGGAAAUCCUGAAAACUAGGUUGAAAGAUGCUGGGAGUUAUGAAUGCAUGGCUUCCAAUGAGGCUGGAAGUGAUUCCUGCUCAGCACUAUUAACAGUUAAAGAGCCACCUUCGUUCGUCAGGAGACCAGAACCAUCAAUACUGUUGAAAAAAGGUGAUUCAGCACACUUGAAUUGCCAAGUGAAAGGGUCUCCUGAAAUUAAUGUUGCCUGGUACAAAAACAAUAAGAUUCUCAAUUCCUCGGAAAAAUACACAAUAUCAUUUACUGACUCUUCAGCUGAUCUUGAGAUUAAUGAUCUAAAUGUAGAAGAUAGUGGGGAUUAUGUGUGUGAAGCACAAAAUGAAGCUGGGACAGAUAGCUGCAGUUCUGUCAUUACAAUCAAAGAACCACCCUCUUUUAUCAAAACUUUUGAUCCUACUGAAGUGGUAAGAGGAUUCAAUUGUACUCUUGAAUGUGAGCUGAUGGGUACAACUCCAUUUGAAGUUGUUUGGCACAAAGACAAAAAACUGAUCCGAUCUAGUAAGAAGUACAAGAUGAUUUUCCAAAAUAUGCGUGCUUAUCUCCACAUUAGUCUUUUUGAGUUCUCAGAUGUUGGUGAUUAUCAAUGCACAGUGUCGAAUGAAGUAGGGAAGUGUCUCUGUGGUGCAACUUUGAAAAUGAAAGAACCACCAUCAUUUGUGAAGAAAAUUGAAAACGCAACAGCAAUUUUGGGAAGUUCAGCAAUGUUUCAAUGCAGCAUAAAAGGCUCAAUGCCAAUCACUGUAACAUGGCUGAAAGAUAAAGAUCUUAUCACAGAAAGCAGUAAUGUCAAAAUGACUUUUGAGAAUAAUAUUGGUACUCUUCACAUUGCUGCUGUAGAAAUGAACAGCAGUGGCAGAUACACUUGUCAUGCAGAAAAUGAUGCAGGAAGUCAGAAGUGUCUAGCAACAUUAAUUGUGAAAGAGCCAGCAAAUAUCGUAGAAAAAGCAGAACCAAUUAGUGUGACUGCUGGAGACCCAGCAACUUUGGAGUUCGUAAUAACUGGCACACCAGAACUUAAAAUUAAAUGGUUUAAGAACGGGAAGGAGCUAAUAUCCAGUAGAAAAUGUAAAACAAGUUUAUUAAAUAAAAUUGCCAGCCUAAGGAUUAUUUCUGCAGAAAAUGAGGAUAGUGGUGAAUAUACUUUCGAGGUAAAAAACGAUGUGGGGAGUUGCAGCUGCAAAACUUCUAUUACAGUAUUGGAUCGUAUGAUUGCUCCAACCUUCACUAAAAAACUGAGGAAAAUGACCAGCAAUUUGGGUGCGACCUUUCAUAUGGAUUGCAAGUUCUCUGGUUCUAUCCCUGUUGGUAUUUCUUGGUAUAAAGAUGACAAAGAGUUAUCAGCCAAUGAUAAGUACACAAUGUCACGUCAAGACAACACCGCUGCUUUGACGAUUAAACAAUUAGAAAUUGCGGAUGGUGGAACUUACUCCUGUAAAGCUACUAACUCUGCAGGAAGUGAUGAAUGCAGUGGAGUCUUAAAUGUAAAAGAGCCUCCAAGCUUCAUAGUAAAACCUGCAUCAGAGAAAGUCCUGCCGGGUACAACUGUGAAAUUUAAGGUUGUUGUAAAUGGAACACCUCCAAUGUCAAUGAAAUGGUUCAAGGGCCACACAGAGCUUGUGACUGGUGGCAGCUGUUUCAUCAUGAAGGAUAUUUCUACAACCUAUCUUGAGCUUUUUUCGGUGAAGCCAUCUGAUAUGGAUGAUUACAUUUGUGAAAUCAGCAAUGAUGCUGGAACAAUUUCCUGUACAACAAAUCUUUUCGUUAAAGAACCACCAACAUUCACCCGGAAGCUAGAACCAGCAAAAUUACUGAAAACUGGUGACUCGGCUCAAUUUGAAUGCGAAGUUACUGGCACACCUGAAAUUAAAAUUACAUGGUAUAGAAAAGACAAGCAGGUUCAUCCCAGUGACAAAUACCGAAUCUCAUUUGUUAACAAUGUGUCAGUUCUUGAAAUUCUUGAUGGUGACGUGGAAGACAGUGGUGAAUACACUUGUGAAGCUAAGAAUGAAGUUGGUAGUGAGAGUUGCAGUGUUACUGUAACAAUUAAAGAUCCUCCAUCAUUCAUAAAAAUGCUUGAACAUCUUGAGGUGAUUAAGGCCUCUAAUGUUAUACUUGAAUGUGAACUGGCUGGUACAGCACCUUUUGAAGUUUCUUGGUAUAAGGAUAAUAAACAGAUUAGGCCGAGCAAAAAAUACAAGGCAGUCUGUCAAAACUCUUUUGUUUAUUUACAUAUUCUUAAUUUUGACACUGUGGAUGUUGGUGAAUAUCAAUGCAAGGUGUCAAAUGAAGUUGGAGGUUGUUCAUGCAGUUCUGCAGUGGCUUUGAAAGAACCACCAUCAUUUCUCAAGAAGAUUGAAAAUAAUACAGUGCUUUUGGGAACAUCUGCAUUGUUUCAAUGUGCUGUGAAAGGUUCAAGACCAAUUUCCAUAACCUGGCAAAAAGAUAAGGAUGAUAUUACUGAAGAUGCUAAUAUUAAAAUAUCUUUUGAAGAUGAUAUAGCAACACUGCAUAUUGCUUCUGCUGAAAAACAUCAUGGUGGGAAGUUUGUUUGUGAGGCAAAGAAUGAUGCGGGAAUCACAAAAUGCGUUGCAAAUUUAAUUGUGAAAGAACCUGCAAGUAUUAUAGAAAAAGCAGAUUCUAUUAGUGUAACUGCAGGAGAGCCAGCAACAUUGGACUGCAGUUUUACAGGAACACCAGAAAUUAAAGCCAGAUGGUUUAAGAAUGGCACAGAAUUGAUUACUGGGAGAAAAUACAAAAUCAGCGUUGCAAAUAAGAUUACUAGUUUAAAGAUCCCUUUUACUGAGAAAGAGGAUAGUGGUGAAUAUACCUGUGAGGUCGAGAAUGACGUUGGUAGCAGCAGUUGCAAAGCUUCCAUUACAGUACUGGAUCGCAUAGUUCCACCAUCAUUUAAAAGAAACUUAAAAAAUACGGAUGGCAUCAAAACUUCUUUUGUUAAGAUGGAAUGCAAAAUCUCUGGUUCUCUUCCAAUGACUGUACUUUGGUAUAAGGACAAUGAAGAAUUAACAUCUAAUGAAAAGCAUAAGUUUUCUUACUAUGAUAACAUUGCACAGCUGGAGAUUCAUCAACUAGAAAUGACAGAUGGUGGAAGCUACACUUGCAGAGCAACAAAUUCUGCUGGAACUGAUCAAAGUAUUGGUGUCUUAACUGUGAAAGAACCUCCUUAUUUUACUCUGAAACCUUUGUCCCAGGAUGUUAUACCUGGUUCUAAAGUACAGUUUAGGAGUGUUAUUGGUGGAACUCCUCCAAUAACCAUCAAAUGGUUCAAGGACAAAAAGGAACUGGUGCCAAGUAGUUCACUUUACAUUUCCAAAGAAGGUUCAACAAGUAUGCUACAGCUCCAUUCAGCAAAAAUCUCUGAUACUGGUGACUACACUUGUCGAGUCAGCAAUGAAGUUGGCAGUGAAACAUGUGUGGCACAUCUUUUUGUCAAAGAGCCUCCAAGCUUCAUUCAGAAGCCGGAUCGUACAACAUUAUUGAAGAAGGGAAGUUCUACAUCUCUUGAGUGCUCAGUAAUUGGUACACCUGAGAUCAAAAUAACUUGGUACAAGCAAGAAAGUGAAAUUCUCCCAAGUGAUAAAUUCAGGAUGUUAUUUGUCGAUUCAAAACCUGUGCUUGAGCUUACUAAUGUCAAUGUGGAAGACAGUGGUCAAUAUACUUGUAGAGCAGAAAAUGAAGCUGGCUUUGACAACUGCAGCGUUACAAUUACUGUUAAAGAACCUCCUUCUUUUAGCAAGAAACUGGAACCUAUGGAGACAGUGAAAGGAAAUGAUGUCAGUCUUGAAUGUGGAAUUGCUGGUUCAGGUCCAUUUGAUGCCACUUGGUAUAAAGACAAUAAGCAGAUUCAGUCAAGUAUAAAAUUCAAGCUGACAACUGGAAAAUCUUUAACAAGUCUUUUUAUUCAGAAUGUUGAUAAUUCAGAUGCUGGUGAAUACCGGUGUGAAGUAACAAAUGACGUGGGAAGUUGUUCUUGUGCUGCAGUGGUCAAAUUAAAAGAACCACCUUUCUUCAUGAAAAGGAUUGAAAAUGUUACAACAUUAUCUGGAAAUUCUGCCACUUUUAAUAGCCAAAUAGAAGGCUCAUCUCCCAUAUUUAUCACAUGGAUGAAGGACAAAGAAGAAAUCAGAGAAGAUGACAAUAUUAAUAUAUCUUUUGAGGACAGUAUUGCUGUACUGCACAUUGUUUCUGUUGAAUCAUAUCACAGUGGAAAGUACGCCUGUCAGGCUAGGAAUGAUGCAGGAACUGAGAAGUGUUUUGCAACCUUGUCAGUAACAGAACCUGCACAAAUCCUAGAGAAACCAGAGCCUUUAAGUGUAACUUCAGGAACAAUGGCAAUCUUGGAAUGUGUUGUUGCUGGUACUCCAGAGCUAAAAGUUAGAUGGUUCAAGAAUCAAGAAGAAUUGACAUCUAGUAGGAAAUAUAAAGUGACAUUUGUGAACAAAGUGGCAGCCCUAAAGAUACAAUCUGUUGAUAAGGAUGAUAGUGGAGAAUAUGCUUUUGAAGUACAGAAUGAGUUUGGACACAGCAGCUGCACAACUUCGUUGACAGUACUAGAUCGAAUAAUUGCUCCAACUUUUACUAAAAGUUUAAAGAAAAUGGAUAAUAUAUUAGGAGCUUUGAUGCACAUGGAGUGCAAAGUAUCUGGUUCACUUCCAAUCAGCAUUUCUUGGUAUAAAGAUAACACAGAAAUAAUGGCUGAUCACAAAUACAAAAUGUCUUUUGAAGAAAAUACAGCAUUUUUGGAGAUUAACGAACUUGAAAUCAGAGAUGGUGGAAACUACUCUUGCAAAGCAACAAAUGCUGCUGGAAGUAGUAAAUGCAGUGGAUCUCUAACUAUAAAAGAACCGCCAAGCUUUAUAGAAAAACCGAUGUCCCAAGAGAUUGUACUUGGUUCUACACUACAGUUUAAAAGCAUUGUGAAAGGAACUCCUCCAUUGUUUAUCAAGUGGAUUAAGGAUAAUAAGGAGCUGAAACCUGCCCCAAGAUGUUCCAUUUGGAAUGAAGAAACAACAUACUUCCUCGAGCUAAUUUCAACCAAAACUUCUGAUGCUGGUGUUUACAGCUGUCAACUCACUAAUGAAGCUGGUUCAGUCAUUAGUACUGCAAAUGUAUUCAUUAAAGAGCCACCAUCUUUCAUCCAGAAGCUGGAGUCAUCAAAAAUUCUGAAGAAGGGCGAGUCAGCACAUUUUGAAUGCAAAGUGACUGGAACACCUGAAAUCAAAAUUUCGUGGUUCAAGAAUGAUACUGAAAUCAGAAACAGUGAAAAAUAUAAAAUGCAUUUUGAUAAUUCUGUAGCAUUUCUUGAAAUUAAUGACUCUGGUGUAGAAGACAGUGGCGAUUACAUUUGUGAAGCUCAAAAUGAAGCUGGCAGUGUCAGCUGCAGUGUUGCAGUUAAUGUCAAAGAACCACCUGUUUUCAGUAAAAUGCUUGAGACAUUGGAUGUAAUAAAAAGUUCUGAUGUCAUACUGCACUGUGAAUUCAGUGGUACAUCUCCUUUUGAAGUUACCUGGUACAAAGACAAAAGGCAAAUUCGAGCAAGUAAAAAAUAUAAAAUUACAUAUGAAAACAAUGUAGCAAGUCUUUACGUUCUUAAAGUGGAGACACCUGACAUAGGGGAAUACAUGUGUAUGGUGAAGAAUGAUGUGGGAAGUAUUAGUUGCACUGGCACAUUAAAUCUCAAAGAGCCACCCAUGUUUGUGAAGAAACUUUCAAACAUUUCUUCAGUAUUCGGAGAGCCUGUCACAUUACAAGGUACUGUUAGAGGUUCGGAACCAAUUCAAGUAACAUGGAUGAAAGAAAAGAAACAAGUGAAAGAUAAUGAGGACAUAACUAUUACCCAUGUACAAAACAUUGUUACUUUGCAUAUUUCAAAAAUGGAGCCUGUCCAUGCUGGAAUGUAUGUUUGCCAAAUCAGAAAUGAUGCUGGAGUGCAAGAGUCCUCUGCUGCAUUAUCACUCUUGGAACCUGCCACUAUAGUGGAAAAAGCAGAAUCUGUCAACGUAACUUCAGGAGAUCCGGUAAUCUUGGAAUGCAUUGUUAAAGGCACACCUGAACUAAAAGUAAAAUGGUUGAAAGACGAUCAAGAAUUAGUGUCUGGCAGAAAAUACAAGAUCAGUUUUCUUAAUGGAAUUGCUACUUUAAAAGUUUUAUCUGCAGAGAAAGCAGAUGGUGGUGAAUAUACCUUUGAAGUCCAGAAUAAUGUGGGUAGCAGCAGCUGCAAAGUAUCAGUCAACGUUCUAGAUCGUAUUAUUCCACCAACAUUUAUUAGAAAAUUAAAGAAAAUGGAUGGUAUCUUGGCUUCUCCACUCAAAAUGGAAUGCAAGGUUUCUGGAUCGCCUCCAAUUACUAUGUCUUGGUUCAAAGAUGGCCAUGAGAUUGUCCAUGGAGAAAAAUAUCACCUGGUAUUUGGAGAAAAUAAAUGUGAUUUGAAAAUCAAUACUUUGGAACUAUCCGAUGCUGGCAAUUAUUUAUGUAAAGCAACCAAUGCUGCAGGAAGCGAUGAAUGCAGUGGUGUUUUAACUGUGAAAGAACCACCCUCAUUUGUGACUAAACCAGAUCCUCAAGAAGUUUUACCUGGCUCAACAGUGAAAUUUGUAAGUGUUAUUACUGGCACAGCACCAUUGAAAGUAAAAUGGUUUAGAGGCAGCACUGAACUGAUAACAGGAAGAAGAAGUCGCAUAUCUUUAAGUGACUCAACAUCAGUACUUGAGCUACUAAAUGUGGAACCUUCCCAAAGUGGUGACUACACUUGCCGAGUUAAGAAUGAAGCUGGUGAAGAUUUUUGUACAACAAAAUUAGUUGUGAAAGAACCAGCAGUAUUCCAGAAAAAAAUAAAAGAUUCCAGUGCAGUACUGGGAAAGUCAGUUUGUCUUGAUUGCAUAUACUCUGGUACUCCAGAAAUCAAAAUAACCUGGAAAAAGAAUGGACUUGAGAUACUCCAGUCUGAAAAGCACAUUAUUACAACUACUGAAACAUCUUGCAUUUUGGAAAUUCUCAACUCUGUUAGAGAUGAUGGUGCAACAUAUACUUGUGAAGUACAAAAUGAUGCUGGAGGGGACACUUGUCAGGCUGAAGUAAAAAUACUGGAACCGCCAACAUUUGUCCAACAUUUAGAGCCUCUGGAAGUAACCGUCGGUGACUCAGGAUCUUUUCAAUGUGCGCUGACUGGAACACCUGAAAUAAAAGUAGCUUGGUACAAGGGAGAUACAAAACUGAGAUCCACCCCAAAUUGCAAAAUGGAAUUUGUGAACAAUAUUGCAAAAUUGGAAUUAAAGAAAGUAGCAAUGAACGACUGUGGGGAAUUCAUAUGUAAAGCUGAAAACAAAAUAGGUGUCUGUUCAUCAAAAGCUGUGCUCACUGUACAAGAGCGCAAAACUGCACCUUCUUUUGUAAGAAAAGUUAAGAAUAUGGAAGUAACCCUCGGUCUUUCAGUAACAUUUGAAUGUCAUACUGCUGGUUCAGCUCCCAUUGAAACUUCUUGGUUUAAAGAUGGUGUAAAGUUGGUCCCUGGAGAAAAUUUAAAUAUGUCUUUCAUGGAGAAUGUAGCAACUCUUAAAAUUCUUAAAGCUGAGAUGGAGCAUGCUAGUGAAUACACUUGCAAAGCAUCAAACAUGAUGGGAGAUGCUUCAUGCAGUUCCAGAUUAUCUGUCAAAGAGCCUAGGGUUGCACCCCGCUUUGACAAAAGACUAGAACCAGUAGAAGUUACAACAGGGGAAAGUGUGGAUCUUGAAUGCCAUUUAACUGGAUCUUUCCCAAUUAAAGUUACUUGGCUGAAGGAUGGCAAAGAGAUUCGAUCUGGUGGCAAUUACAACAUAACUUAUGUAGAAAAUACACCCCACCUGAUCAUUCUGAAAGCAGACAAAGGAGAUGUUGGUCAAUACAUUUGUGAGGCCAGCAAUGAUAUUGGAAAGGAUUCAUGCAAAACUGAAGUGACUGUGAAAGAUCGUAAAAUUCCACCAAGCUUUACUAAAAAGCCUCUUGAAACAAUACACGAAGUAGAAAGAAAACCUAUAAAACUUGAAGCUCGUGUUUCUGGUUCACAACCAUUAUCUGUAACCUGGUUCAAAAAUGAGCAAGAGAUAUUGCAAACUGAAAACUAUGAGCUAUCAUUUAAACACAACGUCGUAAUGUUGAACAUUAAAAAAGCACAGCAUGCUGAUUCUGGUGUGUAUACAUGUGAAGCAUCCAAUGAAGUAGGCACUGCACAGUUUAACGUCUCUGUUUCAAUCGAAGAACAUAAAAUGGCACCUUAUUUCAUCAGGAAAAUUAAGAAUAUGGAAGUAUCUCUUGGUUUACCAGUGACCUUUGAAUGUUGCACUGCUGGUUCUGCUCCUAUUAAAAUAUCUUGGUUUAAAGAUGGUGUAAAAUUACUCCCUGGAGAAAACUUAAUUAUAUCUUUCAUGGAGAAUGUAGCAACUCUUAAAAUUCUUAAAACUAAGAUGAAUCAUGCUGGUGAAUACACUUGCAAAGCUUCCAACGAAGUUGGAGUUGUUUCAUGUAGUUCAAAACUAGUUCUUAUAGAGUCCAGAGUUGCUCCUCUAUUUGACAAAAAACUGGAGUCAGUGGAGGUAACAACCGGACAAACUGUGGACUUUGAGUGUCACUUAAUUGGCUCUCCACCAAUUAAAGUUACUUGGCUGAAGGAUAGCAAAGAGAUUCGAUCGGGUGGAAAUUACAAGAUAACUUAUGUGGAAAGUACACCCCGUCUGAUUAUUCUGAAAGCAGACAAAGGAGAUAUUGGUCAAUACAUUUGUGAGGCCAGCAAUGAUAUUGGAAAGGAUUCAUGCAAAACUGAAGUUAUUGUGAAAGAUCAUAAAAUUCCACCAAACUUUACUAAAAAACCUCUUGAAACAAUUCAUGAAACAGAAGGAAAAUCUAUAAAACUUGAAGCUCAUGUUUCUGGUUCACAACCAUUAUCCGUAACCUGGUUCAAAGAUGAGCAAGAGAUCUUGCAAACUGAAAACUAUGAGCUAUCAUUUAAAAACAAUGUCAUAAUGUUGAACAUUAAAAAAGUACAGCUUGCUGAUUCUGGUGUGUAUACAUGUGAAGCAUCCAAUGAAGUAGGCACUGCAAGGCUUAAUGUAUCUCUGCUGAUCAAAGAACAUAAAAUUCCACCUUCUUUCUUAAGAACAAUGGAGAAUAUUGAAAUGACUGUUGGCUUACCAAUCACAUUUGCAUGUCAUACUGCUGGUUCAGCUCCUAUUGUAACUGCUUGGUUUAAAGAUGGUGUAAAAUUAAUUCCUGGAGAAAAUUUAAUUAUAUCAUUUAUAGAGAAUGUAGCAUCUCUUAAAAUUCUUAAAACUGAAUUGAAGCAUGCUGGUGAAUACACUUGCAAAGCUUCCAACAUAGCGGGAGAUAUUUCAUGUCAUUCAACACUGUCUCUCAAAGAGUCUAGAGUUGCUCCUCUAUUUGACAAAAAACUAGAACCAGUGGAAGUUACUGUUGGAAAAACUGUGGAUCUCGAGUGCCACUUAAUUGGGUCUUCCCCAAUUAAAGUUAGAUGGCUGAAGGAUGACAGAGAGAUUCAUUCGGGUGGCAAUUAUAAGAUAACUUUUGUGGAAAAUACACUGCAUCUGAUUAUUCUGAAAGCAGACAAAGGAGAUGUUGGUCAAUACAUUUGUGAGGCCAGCAAUGAUAUUGGAAAGGAUUCAUGCAAAGCUGAAGUGAUUGUGAAAGAUCGUAAAAUUCCACCAAGUUUUACCAAAAAGCCUCUUGAAACAAUUCAUGAUACAGAAGGAAAAUCUGUGAAACUUGAAGCUCGCGUUUCUGGUUCACAACCAUUAUCUGUCACCUGGUUAAAAGAUGAGCAAGAGAUCUUGCAAACGACAAACUAUGAGUUCUUAUUUAAAAAUAAUCUCAUAACAAUGGACAUUAAGAAAGCACAGCUUGCUGAUUCUGGUGUUUAUACAUGUGAAGUAUCCAAUGAGGCAGGCUCUGCAACAUUUAAUGUGUCUCUGCUAAUCAAAGAACUUAAGAAGCCACCUGUCUAUGAUAUUCCACUCAAACCAAUGACAGCAACUGAAGGAGAGUCUGUGCAGCUAAGUUGUCAUGUCCAUGGGUCUGAACCAAUUAAAGUACAGUGGUUCAAAGAUAGGAAAGAAAUAAAACCAUCUGACAAAUUGAACAUGACUUUCGUAAAUGGCACAGCUACCCUAGCAAUUAAAACAGCUGCAAAGACAGAUAGUGGUGACUACUUGUGUAAAGCCACAAAUGAGGCUGGAAGUGACAAUUGCAAAGCCAAGUUAACAAUCCAAGAAAAAGUGGCAACAAAGAAAGUGGUUUCUCCACCACAACCUGACAAGAUCUUCUUCAUUGAGAAACCAAAUAACUUGAAAGUAAUAGAAAAGGAUAUAGCAACAUUUACUGCAAAGGUUGGUGGUGAUCCAAUUCCAAAUGUCAAAUGGAUGAAAGGCAAAUGGAGGCAAAUGAACCAUGGUGGACGAUUUAUUAUACAACAGAAGGGACAAGAGGCCAAACUAGAAAUCAAAGAUGUGGUAAAAACUGAUGCUGGACAUUACAGAUGUGUUGCAUCUAAUAAAUUUGGUGAAAUUGAAAGCAGUGCAAACUUAGAAAUCGCGGAGAAGAAAGAAAUCAUUGUUGAAACAGACUUUAGAGCAAAAUUGAAGAAAACACCAUCCAAGAAAAAGGAAGAAGAAGCAGAUAAGGACAUUGAUAUUGUAGAACUGUUAAGGAAUGUCGAUCCUAAGGAGUAUGAGAAGUAUGCACGUAUGUAUGGAAUUACAGAUUUCCGGGGCCUCCUCCAAGCUAUUGAGCAACUGAAGGCCAGCAAAGAAGAUGAAACUCACAGAGUGGAGAUCGAAGAGCGGGAGCAAGGCCCUGAAGAAGACGAGUUUAAUGAACUAAUUCAAUAUAUUCAGCAAAGAAUAGAAAAAGUUGAGCCUAUUGAAUUAAUCAAAGAUAUUGAAGAUCAGGUUGUACGUACAAAUGCAGAUGCAGUGUUUGAAUGUGCCAUAAAAAUAAACUAUCCUGAAAUCAAGCUUUCCUGGUACAAAGGAACUGAAAAAUUGGAAUCAAAUAGCAAGUAUGAAAUGAGCAUUGAUGGUAGUAUUCAUCGCUUAAGAGUUAGAAAUUGUGGUCUGCAAGAUCAAGGCAACUUCCGCAUUGUCUGUGGCCCACAUAUCUCAAGUGCUAAACUGACAGUUGUUGAACCUAUUGUUGAACAACAUCUUGAAAAUCUUUCCGGGAAAGAAGGUCAUAUCUGUAUCAUGGUUUGCCAGUUUUCUUUACCAAAUUUAAAAACUGAAUGGUUUAAAAAUGGCAGGAGAAUUGAGGGUCGUGGCCGAUAUUCCAUAGAUGUUGUAGAUAAAUUACAGAAAGUUACGAUAAGUGACUUGAAACCCGAGGAUCAAGGUCGAUUUACUUGCAGAUUUGAAGAUCUAGAGACAUCUGCUGAUUUAAGGGUUCAAGCUCACCCAAUUGAAUUCACAAAGACAAUUCAGGAUAUUGUGGUAAACGAACACGAGUCCGCUGUAUUUGAGUGUGAGGUAUCCUUUGAUGAUGCCAUUGUAACCUGGUUUAAAGACACAGUGGUUUUGAAAGAAAGUGCAAAAUACAGUUUCAGAAGGGAAGGGCGCCGACAUUUUAUGACCAUCCAUAAUGUCACAACAGAAGAUGAAGGUGUUUAUUCUGUAAUUGCUCAACUGGAACCAAGAGGUGAAGCUAAAAGUACUGCAGAACUUUAUGUGUCUAGCCAAGAAAUUACGUUGCAGCGGAGGAAACCUGAUGUUCCUGACUUUGGAAUUCCAUUUGAAGAAAAAUCAUUUACAGAACAAGAAUGGACAGAAGAAAUAGUGACUGAAAUAUCAAAGACUCACGAAGAAAUUACUUACACUAUUUUGGAAGAAGAUGAAAUUAGUCAUCGGAAAGUGUCCAAGAAGCCAAUUUUUGAUGAAGUUAAGCCACAGCUUGUUUCAAGAAAAGAAGUUCCUCCAACCAAAGUGCCUGAGGUUCCUGAGUUUAUUCCUGAAGAAAAGAAGCCAGUUGUACCAGAGGAAAAAGUUGCUCCAAUGAAAGUGCCUGAGGUUCCCAAGUUUGUUCCUGAAGAAGUGAAGCCAGUUACACAAAAAGAAAAGGGCAUUCCAAUGAAAGUUCCUGAAGUUGCAAAGUUUGUUGCUGAAGAAGUGAAAACAGUUACAGAAAAGGAAAAAGUUACUCCAAUCAAAGUUCCUGGCAUUCCUGAGUUUAUUCCUGAAGAGGUGAAGCAAGUUACACAAAAAGAAACAGUUGCUUCAAUAGAAGUGACUGAGGUUGUGGAAUUUAUUCCUGAAGAAAUUAAACGAGUUACACGAACAGAAAAGGUUGUUCCUAUAAAAGUGCCUGAGAUUCCAGAGUUUGUUCGUGAAGAAGUGAAACCAGCUACACAAAAGGAAGUGGUUGUUCCAUUGAAAGUUCCCGAGGUUCCUGGGUUUGCCAUGGAGGAAGUGAGAUCAAUUACAAGAAUAGAAAAAGUUACUACAGUAAAAGAAGAAGCUAUGAAGCCUGUUCCUGAAGUACCAGUUCUGGUCCAAAAGAAAGAAAAAAUCACAGAAACAGUGCCAGAGGCUCCUAAGAAACCAGUUGUUGAAAAAGUGGAAAAAAUUAUUGUGCCAAGAAAAGAAGAGGUUCCUCCAAAAAAAGUGUCAGAAGUCCGUAAGGAAAUAAUAUCUGAAGAAAUCAUAUCUCUUACUGUAUCAAAAGAGGAGGUUCUACCAACUAAAGUUCGGAAGACACCUGGGAAGCCAGUUGUUGAAGAAGUGGAAAAGAUUUCUGUUGCAAGACAAGAAGAAAUUUUGAUAAUGCCAGAAUCAGAACUCGUUAGGAAGACAGUUCUUGAAGAAACUAAAAUAGCUGCUGUUCCAAAGGACGAUAUUACUCCAGCUAAAGUAUUAGACAUUCAUAAGAAACCCAUUAUUGAAGAAGUGAUGCCAGUCUCUGUUCUGGAGAAAAAAGAAAAGAUUCCACCUAAAGUGCCAGAGGUUCCCAAGAAGGUUGUAAAAGUUAAACCAGAAACAGUUUCAAGAAAAGAGGAAGUUCCUCCAGUAAAAGCACCCGAGGUUCCCAAAGUGCCAGUAAAACCAGAAGAAAAACCAGCCAUUGUUCCAAAGAGAGAUGAAGUUGCACCAAUGAAAGUGCUGGAGAUUUCCAAGCCCAAAAUACUGGAAGAUGUUGAAAUAAUUGCUGUUUCAAGAGAAAAGGAAGUCAUCUCAAGAAAAGUCUUGGAGAUUCCAAAGAAGCAACUUGAUACUGAAGCUGAGCCAGAAACUGUACUAAAAAAAGAGAUCAUCACAGUAAAAGUGCCAGGAAUUCCUAAGAAACCAGUGGUAGAAGAAUUGAAACCAAGAAAAGAAGAGAUCAUAAAAACAAAAGCACCCGAGGUUCCUAAAGUGCCAGUAAAACCAGAAGAAAAACCAGCCAUUGUUCCAAAGAGAGAUGAAGUUGCACCAAUGAAAGUGCUGGAGAUUUCCAAGCCCAAAAUACUGGAAGAUGUUGAAAUAAUUGCUGUUUCAAGAGAAAAGGAAGUCAUCUCAAGAAAAGUCUUGGAGAUUCCAAAGAAGCAACUUGAUACUGAAGCUGAGCCAGAAACUGUACUAAAAAAAGAGAUCAUCACAGUAAAAGUGCCAGGAAUCCCUAAGAAACCAGUGGUAGAAGAAUUGAAACCAAGAAAAGAAGAGAUCAUGACAACAAAAGUGAAUGAAGUUUAUACGAAGACUGUUAUUGAAGAAUAUCAUGAAGAUGUUGUUCAUAAAAGAGAGAUGGGUGCUGCAGAUAAAGUUCUGGAGAAGCCACAGAGACCAAUUGCUGAACAAAUCCAACCAGUUAAAAUUUCAAGAGAAAAGCCCACUCUGAUAACAGUGCCAGAUGUUCCAAGAGAAGCAUUCGCCGAAGAACCAGGGAAAGAACCAGCACCACCAAUCAAAGAGCUUCCACCUGAACCUGCUGCUAUCGAACGGGAGAAGCAAGCUGCUGUUCCAGAAAAAGUGAAAGUUCCUCCAAAGAAAGUGCCAGAAGUUGCUAAGAAGAAAGUCGAAGAACCAAAACCAGCUACUGUUCCAAAAGAGGUUGCUGAACCGAAAGAAGUUCCUAAGAAGCCAGCUGCUGAGCCAUUGAAACCAAAGAAAGAGGUUACUCCAGAAAAGGUGCCUGAAGUUCCCAAGAAGCCAGCACCAGAACCAAAGAAGGAGGUUACUCCAGAAAAAGUGCCUGAAGUUCCUAAGGAGCCAGCUCCAGAACCAAUGAAACCAAAGAAGGAGGUCACUCCAGAAAAAGUGCCUGAAGUUCCUAAGAAACCAGCUCCGGAACCAUUGAAACCAAAGAAGGAGGUCACUCCAGAAAAAGUGCCUGAAGUUCCUAAGAAACCAGCUCCGGAACCAUUGAAACCAAAGAAGGAGGUCACUCCAGAAAAAGUGCCUGAAGUUCCUAAGAAACCAGCUCGUGAACCAUUGAAACCAAAGAAGGAGGUCACUCCAGAAAAAGAACCUGAAGUUCCUAAGAAACCAGCUGCUGAACCAUUGAAACCAAAGAAGGAAGUCACUCCAGAAAAAGUGCCUGAAGUUCCUAAGAAACCAGCUGCUGAACCACUGAAACCAAAGAAGGAGGUUACUCCAGAAAAAGUGCCCGAAGUUCCUAAGAAACCAGCUCCGGAACCAUUGAAACCUAAGAAGGAGGUCACUCCAGAAAAAGUGCCUGAAGUUCCUAAGAAGCCAGUUCCAGAACCAUUGAAACCAAAGAAAGAGGUCACUCCAGAAAAAGUACCAGAAGUUCCUAAGAAGCCAGCUCCUGAACCAUUGAAACCAAAGAAGGAGGUCAUUCCAGAAAAAAUGACUACGGUUGCUGAGAAGAUUGAACCUAAAGAUGAUCUAGUCACUGUUCCAGUGAAACAAGAUUUGGAAUCGAUGGAAGAGCCAGAAACUGAGGAAGUGCCUGUUACUACACUCCCCAUCACUACACCGGGGCCAGUCAAGAAACCUGCUAAAGAUGCUAAGGCACCAACUGAGGAAGCCGGCAAGGGUAGAGGCUUUUUAAGAGCGAGAAAGACACCAUCACCUGGAGAAGGAGACAAGAAGCCACUUAAACCAGGUGGAGGGAGGCCACCUUCAGAGGAACCACCAUUUGCAGGGUUCCAGCUUAAAGCAGUCCAGCUGAAAUUUGUCAAAGAGUUACAAGAUAUUGUGUUGGAAGAAGCAGAGUCAGUAGGUUCAUCUGCUACAUUUGAAUGCCUGAUUUCCCCAUCUACGGCAUUAACAUCUUGGAUGAAGGACGGGGGCACUAUAAGAGAAGGUCCAAAAUAUAAAUUCACCUCCGAUGGCAAGGAUAGAAAGUUGAAUAUCAUUGAUGUGCAGCUUUCAGAUACGGGUGAAUAUACCUGUGUCGGCCGCCUUGGCAAGCAAGAAAAAACGUCUACAGCUAAACUAAUUGUCCAAGAAUUACCAGUGGCCUUCUUUAAAACAUUGGAUGAGGAAAUUACUGUCUUCAAAGGACAGCCCUUAUAUCUGAUCUGUGAGCUGACAAAAGACAAACCUGUAAUUUGGAAGAAGGAUGGUGAACCACUUGAUGAAACACAGACCAGAUACGCAAUUAGCGUCAUUGGGUUGCAGCGUUCCAUUACUAUCUCAAGUGCUGACUUCGAAGAUGCUGGAGUGUUUUCUGUUGAGACUGCAAAUAUAAGAUGCGAAGGGAAAGUUACCGUACAAGAGAUUGUCAGGAAGUGGUUUGUCAAACCUGUCCGGGACCAACGGGUCAAACAAAAGGGAACUGCUACCUUUGAAUGUGAAAUUGCUAAAGACACACCAAAUAUCAAAUGGUUCAAAGGUGAAGAAGAGAUUCCAGUGGAACCCAAUGCAAAAUAUGAAAUUAAGAAAGAGGGCAAAAUUCUUCGUCUCACUGUGAAGGAUGCAGCCCCAGAAGAUAUUGGUGAAUACACAGUGGAAGUGGAAGGGCAGGCUUCUACGGCCAAUCUGAUAGUUGAUGAGAGAGAGAUAGACAUACUUACUGAAUUACAAAGUGUGGAAAUUUAUGAAAAAGAAACAGCCACAUUUGAAACAGAGAUUUCUCAAGAUGUUCCAGUUGAAUGGAAGCUCAAAGGAGAGAUUCUACGACCAUCACCUACUUGUGAAAUAAAAUCAGAAGAUAAUAAACGUUUCUUGGUCCUUCAUGAUGUCAAAUUGGAUCAAGCUGGUGAAGUUGUCUUCAAGGCUCGCAAUGCUACGUCCAUUGCUUAUUUGAGAGUUAAAGAAUUAGAAGUCGACUUUACAACACCAUUAAAAGACGUGACUGUUCCAGAGAAGCGCCAGGCACGGUUUGAGUGUCUACUUAACAAGGAGGUUCCAAAUAUUUUGUGGAUGAAAGGCACGGACAUACUUAAGAGUGGUGAAAAGUAUGAUUUAGUCAGAGAUGGAAAGAAGCACAUUCUUGUUAUCAAUAACUCAACCUUUGAUGAUGAAGGAGAUUAUACUGCUGAAGUUGAAGGCAAGAGGUCAACUGCAAAACUGACUGUGACUGGUCUGCGAUUGAAGUUCAUUACACCACUAAAAGAUCAGACAGUCAAAGAAGGUAACACAGCUCAUUUUGAAAUUGAGCUCUCACAUGAAAAUCUCCCAGUGACUUGGUACAAAAAUGAGAAUAAAAUUCAUCCAAGCCGAACAGCUUUGGUCUCCAGUGAUGGGAAGAAGCACACAUUAGAAAUUAAAGAAGUAACUCUUGAUGAUACAUGUCAAAUACGGGCAGAAGUUGCUCAGCUCUCCUCAAGAUGUAAUCUGACUGUCCUAGAGGCUGAUCCUUACUUCACUGUUAAGUUGCAAGAUUAUACUGCUGUCGAGAGAGAUGACAUCACUCUUGAAUGUGAAGUGAGCAAAGAAGUACCAGUUAAAUGGCUAAAGAAUGGCAAUGAAAUCAAAGCAUCAAAAACAAUUUCAGUGAAAGCUGUUGGGAAACGCUGUAGUUUGACAAUCAAGAGAGUUGACAGUAAAGACCAGGGUGAAUAUGAAUGUGACUGUGGAACUGACAAGACAAAAGCCACUGUCAAUAUUGAAGCUCGCAUCAUCAAGGUGGUGCACCCAUUACAUGGCGUAGAAAUCUUUGAAGGUGAAACUGCCCGUUUUGAAGUGGAGAUUUCAGAAACUGAUGUCCAUCUCCAGUGGAAGCUGAAAGGCGAAACUUUGCUACUUUCACCUCAAUGUGAGAUUAUUGAAGAUGGCAAAAAACACAUUCUGGCCCUUUACAACUGCAAGCUAAGUGAUUCUGGAGAAGUGUCUUUCCAAGCUGCAAAUGCUAAAUCUGCAGCAACUCUGAAAGUCAAAGAAAUUCCACUCACUUUCAUUGUACCGCUUAAUGAUGUGAAAGUGUAUGAGAAAGACGAAGCCAAGUUUGAAUGCGAAGUAUCUAGAAAAGCCAAGACUUUCCGCUGGUUAAAAGGAAGUGAUGAAAUUCAACCUAGUGAUAAAUUUGAAAUGUUAGCAGAAGGACUAAAACACAUGUUAACUAUUAAAGAAGCUGCAUUUGAUGAUGAGGCAAAAUACAUGUUUGAAGCAGAGGAUAAGAGGACAAGUGGCAAACUAAUAAUCCAAGGCAUACGACUUGAAUUCACCAAACCUCUUGAAGAUCAGACUGUAAAAGAGCGUGAAACUGCAGCAUUUGUAGCUGAGCUUUCACAUGAGAACAUUCCAGUUGUAUGGUACAAAAAUGAUGUCCGCCUGCAUCCAAGUCGUUCAGUGACUAUGAAAGACGAGAAUAAGAUCCAUACUAUUACUUUCAAAGAUGUGACCAUCGAUGAUACUUCACUUAUUAAGGUUGAAGCAAUGGACAAAAGUUCAGAGGCUAAACUUAUAGUGCUUGAGGGCGAUCCAUAUUUUAUAAACAAACUACAAGAUUACACAGCUGUGGAAAAAGAUGAAGUUGUAUUCCAGUGUGAAAUCAGUAAAUCUGCUGCACCAGUUAGAUGGUUUAAGGAUGGGAAGGAACUGAUCCCUUCAAAGAAUGUUCAGAUUAAAGCAGAUGGGAAGAAGCGAAUAUUAAUCAUUAAAAGAGCAAUGAAAAAUGACCAGGGGCAAUAUUCUUGUGACUGUGGCUCAGACAACACAUCAGCCAAUCUAAAUAUUGAAGAACGCCACAUUAAGAUAUUGCGUCCAUUGUACAGUGUUGAGGUCACAGAAACAGAAACUGCUCGUUUUGAGACAGAAAUUUCUGAGGAUGAUGUACAUGGCAACUGGAAGCUAAAGGGGGAGAAUUUACAUCCCUCUGUAGACUGUGAAAUCAAAAAGGAAGGCACAAAACAUUUUCUUAUAUUGUACAAUGUACUUAUGGAUCAAGCUGGUGAAGUUGAUUUCCAGGCUGCGAAUGCCAAAACCAGUGCUCAUUUGAGAGUCAAAGCUCGAGUGAUCAGCUUACUCCGGCCCCUUAAAGAUGUGACAGUAACUGCUGGAGAUUCGGCUUCUUUUGAUUGUGAACUGUCCUAUGAAGGAAUUGAAGUCCAGUGGUUCUUGAAGAACAAAUUACUUGAGCCCAGCGAAAGAAUUGUGACUCGCAUGGAAGGUAAAAGGCACACUUUCACUCUAAGAAACGUUCAGUUAAAUGAAGCUGGUGAAGUUAAGCUCAUUGCUAAAGGCUUCACAACAUCUGCCAAGCUCAUUGUUAAAGAGCCUCCAGCUGAAUUUACAAAACCUUUGGAGGACCAAACAGUUGAAGAAGAAGCCACAGCUACACUAGAGUGUGAGGUGUCCAGAGAGAAUGCUGAGGUUAUUUGGCUUAAGGAUGGAAAGGAAAUACAUAAAACCAAGAAGCAUGAGAUCAUUGCUGAUGGAAGAGUUCGAAAGCUUAUUAUUCAUGACUGCAAACCUGAAGAUUCCAAAAUGUAUACUUGUGAUGCAAAAGGCUUCAAGACUUCCUGUUUUCUCACUGUGGAACCUCCUCAUGUUCAAUUUACAAAGCCUCUUACUGAUCUUGUGGUGAAAGAAAAGGAAGUUGCUAAAUUUGUAUGUGAAGUUUCACGUGAAAAUGCAAAGGUGCGUUGGUUUAAGGAUGGAGUUGAAGUAAGAAAAGGCAAGAAGUAUGACAUUGUUGCUAAAGGUGUGGAAAGAAUGCUUAUUAUCCACAAAAGUAGCUUUGACGAUGAAGCUGAAUAUGAAUGUGAUGCAAGGACUGCUAAAACAUCUGGAUUGCUCACAGUUUUAGAAGAGGAAGCUGUCUUUACAAAGAACCUUGCAAAUGCUGAAGUUACUGAAACAGAGACAAUUAAACUGGUUUGUGAAGUAUCCAAACCAAAUGCUGAUGUAACUUGGUAUAAGGGAGAUAUGGAGUUGCCUGAAGUUGGCAGAUAUGAACAACGUAUAGAAGGCCGAAAGCGAAUUUUAGUAAUUCAGAACACUAAUCCAGAUGAUGCUGGUGAAUAUAAUUGUAGGCUUUCAAGUGGUGCACGGACCUCUUGUGAACUAAGAGUCAAUGAACGGGCAGCAGAAUUUAUUUCUAAACCACGGAAUCUGGAAGUUUUAGAAGGAGAAAAGGCAGAAUUUGUUUGUUCAUUAUCAAAAGACACUUACGAAGUGAAAUGGUUUAAAGGAGAUGAAGAACUUAAAUCUGAUGAUAAAUAUGAAAUUGUAUCUGAUGGCAAGAAACGAGUGCUCAUUGUCAAAAAUUCCAUCCCAAAAGAUGAAGGAACUUAUGCUGUUAUGAUUGGAACCUCAAGAGCAACUGCAGAACUUAGAGUUAUUGAUAAACUUCAGAUAAUAACUCCCAUCAAGGACCAGGUAGCUCGAGAAGGACAAGAAAUUGUAUUCAAUUGCGAAGUUAACACUGAAGGUGCCAGACCUAAAUGGUUUAAAAAUGGAGAGACUAUUUUUGAUAGCCCAAAAUAUGUCAUGAUCCAGAAAGAUUUAGUCUUUACCCUCAGAAUCAGGGAUUCUCAAAUGGAUGAUCAAGGAAUGUACACAAUAGCACUGACAAAUCAUAGAGGGGAGCAUGCAAAAUGUUCAGCAACAUUACAAGUAGAAGAGGAGGAACUGAAAAUCAUUGAACCUCUUGAUGAUCGUGAAACAAUGGAAAAGAAAUCUGUCACCUUCAGCUGCAAAGUGAACCGUGAAAAUGUCACUCUACAAUGGUUGAAAAAUGGAGAGGAAAUUACAUUUGACAAACGAAUUCUAUAUAAAAUUGACAAGAAAAAACAUUCUCUUAUAAUCAGAGGGUGUGAAUUCAAAGAUGAGGGAGAAUAUACUGUAAUUGCUGGCCAAGACAAAUCAGUUGCAGAACUAAUUAUCACAGAGGCACCAGCAGAUUUCACAGAACAUAUUCAAGAUCAAACAGUCAUUGAGUUUGAAGAUGCAAUCUUUUCAUGUCAGUUGUCUAAAGAGAAGGCAACUGUGAAAUGGUAUCGAAAUGGCAGAGAACUCAGAGAAAGCAAGAAGUAUCAGUUUGAAAAAGAUGGUAGUUUACACAGACUUAUUAUAAAAGAAUGUAGACCAGAUGAUGAAUGUGAAUACUCCUGUGGUGUAGAAGAUAGACGUUCAAGGGCUAGAUUAUUUGUUGAAGAAAUUCCGGUUGAAAUCAUCAGACCUCCACUAGAUAUUUUUCAGCCUCCAGACUCAGAUGUUAUUUUUGAAGCUGAACUGAACAAGGAUAAAGUUGAAGUCAAAUGGCUAAGAAAUAAUAUGAUAAUUGUCCAGGGUGAUAAACAGCAAAUGAUGAGUGAAGGAAAGGUUCACCGACUGCAGGUCUGCGGCAUAAGACCUCGUGAUCAGGGGGAAUAUAGGUUUAUUGCCAAGGAUAAAGAUGCCAGAGCUAAACUGGAACUUGCAGCAAUACCAACAAUCAAGACAACUGAUCUGAAUCUUGUGACUGACGCUGGAAAGCCAUUUACAAUGACACUUCCAUAUGAUGCUUAUCCUCGUGCUGAAGCUCAGUGGUUCAAAGAAGACUUUACUACAUCUGAAUAUGUCAACCUACCCAAACAAAACAUUGACACAACUGCAGAAAUUACUUCUUAUAGACUUUUUGACCCAAGAAGAACUGACAAAGGCAGAUACAAGGUUCUAAUUCAGAAUAAACAUGGAAAGGGCGAAGGAUAUAUAAAUCUGGAUGUUAUUGAUGUGCCUGGCCCCAUCCAGAAUUUGAAAGUAAUAGAAACUUCUGAUGGUGAAGUCAGUCUUGCUUGGGACGAGCCUGAAUGUGAUGGCGGUAGCAAAAUUCUUGGAUAUGUUGUAGAACGCCGUGAUGUGAAGCGCAGAACUUGGACCUUAGCUACUGAUAGAGCUGACAAUACUGAAUUUACAGUAACUGGUCUCCAAAAAGAACUGCAUUAUCUAUUCCGUGUUAGUGCAAGAAACAGAGUAGGUACAGGUGAACCUGUAGAAACUGACGAACCUGUUCAAGCUAAGAAUAAGUUUGAUGUCCCUGAUGCACCACUUAAUGUCCAAGUGCAAGAUGUGAACAAAUUCGGUGCCACUAUUACAUGGGAACCACCAGCCUAUGAUGGUGGAGCUGAAAUCACUAACUACGUUAUUGAGCUACGUGACAGAACCUCAGUUAAAUGGGAGCCAGCUAUGAUCACUGAAGCAAAUGAACUCACGGCUCAGAUGAAUGAUGUGGUGGAAAACAGAGAAUAUAUAUUCCGUGUCAGAGCAGAAAACAAAGCUGGUGUAGGAAAGCCUAGUGCAGCUUCUCAUCCUGUGAAAAUUAUGGACCCAAUAUUUAAACCAAGUCCACCCAUUGAACUUGCUGCUUCAAAACAGACCAAAGAAUCUGUGCAACUGAAUUGGGAACCACCUCUGAAGGAUGGAGGAAGCCCUAUUCUGGGCUAUAUUGUUGAGCUGUGUGAAGAAGGCACAGAUAAAUGGAUUCCCUGUAAUAUAAGACUUGUUCCUGAAACAAAAUUCAAGGUAUCUGGUUUGAAACAAGGAAAGAAAUACUAUUACAGAGUAUCUGCUGAAAAUGCAGCAGGUUUAUCAGAUCCAGCUGAUGCUCUUGGCCCACUAAUGGCUGAUGACCCCCAUGUGGCUCCUACUCUUGAUCUGAGAGAAUUCAGAGAUGGUCUUGAGGUUAUUGUUCCAGAACCACUCAAAAUCCGUGUUCCAAUUACUGGCUACCCUAUACCUGUGGCAACGUGGGCUGUUAAUGAAAAACCUCUUGAAAGCAAUGACCGUGUGAAAAUGGAAACAACUUCAAAAUAUACAGAAUUGGUUAUCUCUCCCAGUGAGCGUCCAGAUAAGGGACUGUAUAAACUGACUCUAGAAAAUGCGGUGUCAACCAUCACAGGCGAAAUUGACGUGAACGUAAUUGCACGGCCUAGUGCACCAAAGGACCUCAAAGUAUCAGAAAUUGGUAGAAAUACAGUGUAUUUAAUAUGGGAUCAGCCUGACAAUGAUGGUGGAAGUCCACUGACUGGGUAUCUCAUUGAAAAGCGCGAAGUUAACCGCAAGACCUGGGUCAAAGUUAUUGACAGAGUGCAAGAUUUGGAAUUUACCGUUUCUGACCUCUUCCAAGGCCGAGACUACCUGUUUAGAGUUUCUGCAUGUAACAAAUGUGGCCCUGGAGAACCUGCAUAUAUCGAUGAACCUGUUAAUAUAUCUACUCCAGCAACUGUUCCAGAUCCACCAGAAAAUGUCAGAUGGAGGAAUCCAACUGCCAGAGGAAUCUUUCUUACAUGGGAUCCACCAAAAUAUGAUGGAGGUUCAAGAAUUAAAGGCUAUUUAGUAGAGAAAUGUCAACGUGGUGCUGAAAAGUGGGAAUCAUGUGGAGAACCAGUUCAUGAACUGAGGAUGGAAGUGGGCAACCUCUCAGAAGGUGAAUGGUACUCAUACCAGGUUAAAGCUUUGAAUAGACAAGGUGCCAGCAGACCAAGUAAACCUACAGAUGAUAUACAAGCUGUCGAUCCAAAAGAGGCUCCUGAGAUUCAUCUAGAUGUUAAGUUGCUUGCUGGCAUUACUGUGAAGGCAGGCACAAAGAUUGAGCUCCCGGCAUUUAUUUCUGGCAAACCUGAUCCUAGAAUUACUUGGACAAAGGCUGAACACCUUCUGAAGGCUGACAACAGAAUAAUUAUUGACACCAAACCUGGUCAUUCCAUUGUGACAAUCUCAGAUACCACAAGGAGUGAUAGUGGCACCUACAUUAUUGAAGCAGUGAACGAUAGUGGCCGUGCUACUGCUGUUGUUGAAGUGAACAUUCUAGACAAACCUGGGCCACCGGCUGCGUUUGAUAUCACUGAUAUUACAAACCAUUCCUGUAACCUGACAUGGAAUCCACCAAGAGAUGAUGGUGGUUCACGCAUUACAAAUUAUAUUGUGGAAUGUAAGGCUGGAACCAGUGAAAUAUGGAACAAACUUUCAUCCACAAUCAAAGAAACCAAAUUUAAGGCAACAAAUCUUAAAGCACUGAAAGAAUAUACAUUCAGAGUUUUUGCUGAAAACAUGUAUGGUAUUGGAGAACCUUCCCAGCAUGCUCCAAUUAUAGCAAAGUAUGAUUUUGAUCCACCUGGUCCUCCAACAAACCUGAAAGGUUCAGAUAUUGCUAAAGAUUCAUUGACGCUGACAUGGUAUGAACCAGAGGAAGAUGGUGGCAGCCCAAUCCUUGGAUAUUUUGUUGAAAAAUACGAUCCCACCACUGAUAAGUGGCAACGAUGCAACAAGACACCUGUUAAAGACACAACAUUAAGAUUAAAAGGACUUACUCCAAGGAAGAAGUACAAAUUCCGUGUGCUGGCAGAGAAUUUAGCUGGUCCCAGUAAACCAAGCUUGGAAACAGACCCAAUCUUAGUUAAAGAUCCCAUAGACCCACCAUGGCCUCCUGGAAAACCUAAUGUUAAAGAUGUCAUGAAGACUUCUGCAUUCUUAAAUUGGACUAAACCAGAACAUGAUGGAGGAGCAAAGAUUGAAUCUUAUAUUAUUGAGUUACUGAAAAGUGGAACAGAAGACUGGGUUAGAGUUGCCGACGGUGUUCCUAUGACUGAAUACUUCCUGAAAGGACUUAUGGAUAAACAAGAAUAUUCAUUCCGAAUACGAGCUGUUAAUAAAGCUGGUGAAAGUGAACCUAGUGAACCGUCUGAUCCUGUGCUGUGCAAAGAGAGAUUGAGUGCACCUUCACCUCCACGUUGGCUUGAAGUUAUUAAUAUCACAAAGAGUGCUGCUGAUCUUAAAUGGACACCACCAGAAAAAGAUGGUGGCUCUCCCAUUACAAAUUAUAUUGUGGAAAAACGAGAUGUAAGGCGAAAGGGCUGGCAAACUGUUGAUACAACAAUAAAAGACAUCAAAUCCACAGUUACUCCUCUUUCAGAAGGUUCACUAUAUGUAUUCCGAGUUGCUGCAGAAAAUGCGGUUGGUCAAAGUGAAUACUGUGAACUGGAAGACUCAGUUCUUGCAAAAGAUACCUUCACAACACCUGGGCCACCUUAUGCCCUUACAGUCGUUGAUGUAACCAAGAGACAUGUUGAAUUGAAAUGGGAGGCUCCCAAAAAUGAUGGCGGAAGACCAAUACAGAGGUAUGUCAUUGAAAAGAAAGAGAAAUUAGGAACUCGCUGGGUUAAAGCUGGCAAGACUGCUGGACCAGAAUGUAAUUAUAGAGUUACUGAUGUAAUUGAGGGCACUGAAGUACAAUUCCAAAUCCGUGCUGAAAAUGAAGCUGGCUGUGGUCACCCAAGUGAACCUACUGAUCUGCUGUUAAUUGAAGAUCCAACUAGUCCACCUUCUCCUCCACUUGAGUUACAUGUAACAGAUGCAAACCGAGAUCACAUUUCUAUUGCAUGGAAAGCACCGGAGAAAAAUGGUGGUAGCCCUAUUAUUGGCUAUCACGUUGAAAUCUGUGAAGCAGGAACCGAGAAGUGGAUGCGAAUUAAUUCUCGUCCAGUAAAAGAACUGAAAUAUAAAGCAGAAGAAGGCAUUAUUCCUGAUAAAGAAUAUGUUCUGAGAGUUAAGGCUGUUAAUGCCAUUGGAACAAGUGAUCCAUCAGAAAUUUCAGAAAAUGUUGUGGCAAAAGAUUCUGACUGCAAUCCAAGUAUUGAAGUGCAAACCCAAGAUAUAAUUGUUGUGGAGGGUGAGAAGUUGAAUAUCCCAGUGCCCUUUAGAGCUGUGCCAAGGCCAACUAUUUCCUGGUUUAAGGAUGGAAAAGAACUCAAAGUGGAUGACAGAAUGACAAAGCAGAGCGAUUAUGCCCACACAUCUAUUGAAAUUAUCAACUGUGUUCAUGCUGACGCGGGUGUCUACACAAUUACACUGGAGAAUAAACUGGGUUCAACAACCGGCACCAUUAAUGUUAAAGUCAUAGGAUUACCUGGUCAGUGUAAGGAUAUAAGAGCAACUGAUGUCACCAAGAGUUCUUGCAAGAUAAGCUGGGAUCCUCCAGACUAUGAUGGUGGCAGCCCAAUUUUACAUUAUGUUCUACAACGGCGAGAAGCUGGUAGAAGAACUUACACACCAGUAAUGUCUGGUGAGAAUAAACUGACCUGGCAAGUAAAGGAUCUUAUUCCAAAUAGCGAAUACCACUUCCGAGUAAAGGCUGUUAAUAAAAUUGGUGGUGGUGAAUACACUGAGAUUCGCAACCCAGUUAUUGCAGAAGAUCAAAAGCAGCGUCCUGAUCCACCAGUUGACCUUGAGUUCCAAGAUCCGACAUCAAAAUCAGUAAUGCUCACGUGGAAACCACCUCUUUUUGAUGGUGGUUGUAAAAUCAUGGGCUAUAUCAUAGAAAAGAUAGCCAAAGGAAGUGACAAAUGGGAGAGAUGCAAUGAGUAUUUGGUUCCGGUUCUCUGCUACACUGUAAAGAAUCUUGAAGAAGGAAAUGAAUACCAGUUCCGUGCCCGUGCUGAAAAUAUUGCUGGGAUUAGCGAUCCUUCAAGAAUAACACCAGGAGUCAAAGCUUUGGACCCCAUUGACCCACCAAAGGUGUUCCUUAGUGGAAAUCUUGCAUCUGGAUUAAGUGUCCGAAAAGGUGAAGAAAUAUCUGUACUAGCUCGAAUUUCUGGUUCUCCUUAUCCAACUAUAAAAUGGCUUCGAAAUGAUGAGGUGAUUAGACCAGAAGAGAUCAAAAAGAGAGUGCAGCAAAUAAUACCAGCUCGGAAGAAGGAGGUUGUGGAGGAGGAGCCUUUCUCUCUCAGUCUGCCAGAACGGUUAACUGUUGACAACAGCAAAGCAGGAGAGUCUGAAAUGAUAGUGCGGGAUUCUAUCAGAAAGGAUUAUGGAAAAUUUACCAUCAAAGUAGAAAAUGAUCAUGGUGUGGCUCAUGCAAGUUGUGAAGUAACUGUCUUGGACACACCUGGCCCACCUGUCAAUUUCAUUUUUGAGAAUGUCAGAAAUGAUUCUGUCCUUUGUAAAUGGGAUCCUCCUUUGGACAAUGGUGGCAGUGAAAUUCUCAACUAUAUCUUGGAGAAGAAAGAUAAUUCCAAAGCUGGUAUUGGCUGGAUCACUGUAACAACAACUCUUAGACAUUGCAAAUAUCAUGUGACAAAGCUUAUUGAAGGAAAAGAAUAUAUUUUCCGUGUAGCAGCAGAAAAUAAAUUUGGUCCUGGACCAUGGUGUACUUCAAAGCCACUUGUUGCUAAAAAUCCAUUUGAUCCUCCUGAAGCACCUGAUCAACCUCAAGUGGAGGAUACCACGAGCAAUAGCAUGGUUGUUACAUGGAAGGAACCAAAAGACAAUGGUAGCCCUAUUUUAGGCUACUGGAUUGAAAGGAGAGAAAUUAACAGCACAUACUGGACUCGAGUUAAUAAAGAGUUACUCAAUGCCCUAAAAGUAACAGCUGAAGGCCUUAUGGAGGGUUUAACAUACCUAUUCAGGGUUUGUGCAGAAAAUGCAGCUGGUCCUGGAAAAUUCAGUCCACCAUCAGAACCCAAGAGAGCACAGAACCCAAUUUUGCCACCUGGGCCACCUAUACCAAGUAUCCAAGAUACAUCAGCAACAUCAAUAGAUGUAAUCUGGGAGCCUCCGCUCUAUGAUGGUGGUGGGGUCAUCAAUGGUUAUCAUGUUGACAAGCAGCUUGUACGAUCAAAUGAAUGGUCACGCUGUACAGAAAGAUUAGUUAAAGAUCUCAAGUACAGAGUCACUGGAGUUAGAGAAGAUGCAGAUUAUAUAAUUCGUGUUGUGGCAGUCAAUAAUGCUGGAGAAGGAGCUCCUGGUCAGACUGAAGUUGUGACUGUUAUGGAGCCAAGAGAACCUCCAAUGGUAGAAUUCGAUGUAAGUGUGAAAAAUGGUAUCCUGAAAAUGGCUGGAGAAACUAUUAGACUUCCUGCCAUUAUAACAGGCCGACCAACUCCAGAAGUUAAAUGGAACAAGGAAGAAGGAGGAAAAUUUGAUGAAAAGCUUGCUGUUAUUGAGACAGUUGGUACAAAGUCAGAGUUAAUUAUAAAGGAUUCACGAAGAAGUGAUUUUGGUAGAUACAUAGUUACUGCUACGAAUAGCAGUGGCAGCAAAUCUGCAUGGACUCGAGUGGAUAUCGUAGAUGUUCCUGGACCCAUCCUGGAUCUCAAACCUGUAGUUGUUACAAGAAAGAUGAUGAUACUCAACUGGGCAGAACCUGAAGAUGAUGGUGGUAGUGAUAUAAUUGGUUAUGUAAUUGAGAGAAAGGAUGCCAAAAUGCAUAGCUGGAGACAACCUAUUGAAACAGAAAAAUCCAAAUGUGACAUUGUCGGUCUCCUUGAAGGACAGGAAUAUAUGUUCCGAAUCUGUGCUAAAAAUAAAUAUGGGUGUGGUCCUGCUGACGAACUUGGACCAAUAGCUGCAGUUGAUCCACUAGGCCCACCAACUUCACCUGAGAAGUUCAGGUACACUGAGAGAACAAAGUCAACUGUCACACUCAUCUGGAAACCUCCGAGAAGUGAUGGUGGCCGUCCUGUUUUAGGCUACUUUGUGGAAAAGAAACGACAUGACCAGCCUGACUUUGAAAAAGUUAACAAGCAGGUCUGUCAAAAAACAACCUUUGUGGUGGAUGAUCUUGAAGACUUAACCAUGUAUGACUUCCGUGUAAGAGCUGUUAAUGAAAUUGGAGAAAGUGAACCAUCAAUUACUCUUAAUGUAAUAGUGCAAGAUGAUGAAGUGCCUCCGACUGUGAAACUGCUACUAAGACUUAAGAGAGAUGUAGUAGCUGUUAAAGUUGGAGAACCAGUUGAAAUUCCAGCUGAGGUGGAAGGCCUCCCUUUCCCCAAAAUUGAAUGGAGUAAAGGAGACACUGUAAUAGAAAGAUCAACUGACCGACAGAAGAUAGACAUUGAAAAACAGUCAAGAACAAAUGCAUUAACUAAGUUUAGUAUUCCUACAACUGUUAGAAAAGAUACAGAUACAUACACUAUUACUGUUUCAAACCGCCUGGGAUCAGCAUCCCAGUCUGUGAAUGUUAAUAUUCUAGACAAACCUUCACCACCAAGGAACUUCACAGUUUCUGAUAUUAAAAGUGAAUCCUGCUAUCUGACUUGGGAUGCUCCUGUGGAUAAUGGUGGGAGUGAAAUAACCAACUAUAUUAUUGACAAGCGUGAUGCAAGCACAAAGAAAUCCGAAUGGGAAGAGAUCUCCAGAAAUAUUAUUGAAAGACGAUAUGGCGUGUGGAAACUGACAACUGAUGGAGAAUAUCAGUUCAGAAUAAGAGCAGAGAACAAAUAUGGAAUUAGUGAUGGCUGCAUGUCUGAAAAAGUAACAAUCAAAGAUCCAUUUGGCCUCCCAGGACCACCUAAUAAACCAAAUGUGUCUGAUGUUACAAGGUCUUCUAUGAUUGUAUCUUGGAAACCUCCACUGGACAAUGGUGGCGCUCCAAUUACUGGUUAUUAUAUAGAGAAGAGAGAAGUAGAUGGUGUGUAUUGGUCACGUGUCAAUAGAGCUCCUGUGACAAAGCCUGCUGUGAAAGGCCUAGAUUUUACUGUACUUCGCUUAUUAGAAGGUGUUGAGUAUCAGUUCCGAGUCAUGGCUAUAAAUGCUGCUGGAGUUGGGCCUCCAAGUGAACCUUCUGAUCCAGUUUUAGCAUCUGAUCCCAGAUAUCCUCCAGGUGCUCCCUCCUGUCCUGAAGUCACGGAUAAAACGAAGAAUAGUGUAAAGCUUGCAUGGAAACGCCCUGAAAAGGAUGGUCAUAGCCCAAUCCAAGGCUAUAUUGUUGAGAAGCAAGAAGAAGGUUCACUUGAUUGGACAAGAGCAUCAGAGCCAGAUAAAUUAAUUACCAACUGUGAAUAUGAAGUCCCCAAUUUACAAGCACUCAAGAAAUACAGGUUCCGAAUUAAAGCUGUUAAUGCUAUAGGGGAAUCUGAACCAAGUUCAUCCACUUCAGAAAUACUUGUGAAGGAAAUCCUAGAGGAACCAGAUGUUACAUUGGAUGUCGGUGCACAAGAUUUCCUCAGCUGUCACUCAGGGUCACCUUUGAGAAUUCCAGCUAUUGUAUCAGGCCGUCCUUUUCCAAAGAUCAGUUGGGAGUUUGAAGGAUCAGCAAAAACGGUUAUCAAGGAUGAAGUGCACAGUGUGCCAGCUGAUGCUCAGAUUGAAAGUGCAGGAAAUAAGACAGCUAUAAUCAUUCCAGAGUGCAACAGAUCCCACUCUGGUCGGUAUAACAUCACUGCUAAGAACAAGGCUGGUCAAAAGACAGCACAUGUCAGAGUAAAUGUUCUUGAUAUGCCAGGAUCACCAAAAGAUCUUAAAGUGAGUGACAUUACAAGGAGUACGUGCAGACUUUCAUGGAAGCCUCCGGACAAUGAUGGUGGAGACAGAAUUAAAUGCUAUGUUAUAGAGAAAAAGACUGUUGAAGGAAAGGCUUGGGUAAAAGUUAAUGUUUCCUGUGUUGGUACAUCAUUUGUUGUUCCUGAUCUUAUUGAAGGGCAGGAGUACUUCUUCCGUGUCCGGGCGGAAAACCGAUUUGGCAUUGGUCCACCAGUAGAAACUGUCCAGAGGACUAGGGCCAGGGAUCCAAUCCAUCCUCCUGAGCCACCAACAAAACUCAAAACUGCUUUGAUUACUAAGAACUCUGUUUCACUUACCUGGAGGCCACCAAAGAAUGAUGGAGGGGCUCCAGUAACACAUUACAUUAUUGAAAGUCUUGCCUUGGAUCCAAGUGGAGAAAAGAAGGAAUCUUGGAAACAGUGCAAUAGGCGCGAUGUGGAAGAAACCAAAUUUACAGUAGAAGAUCUCAUUGAUGGUGGAGAGUAUGAAUUCCGUGUAAAAGCUGUUAAUGAAGCUGGCAUUAGUAAACCAUGUAAUUCUGUUGGGCCUGUAGUUGUAAAAGACCAAACGUGUGCACCUGCAAUUGAACUUAAAGAAUUCUUGGAGGCAGAACAACGUACCGACAUAAACAUUGUUGCCAAAGUGAAGGGCACUCCAUUCCCAACUUUGACUUGGUACAAAGCACCUGCCCAUAAACCAGAAGAAAAAUCUAAAGUAGAGUAUGAUCAGCAUGUCAACAAAAUUGUGACUGAGGAUGGUUGUACUCUACUUAUUCAUCAGUCCCUCCGAAAGGACACAGGUCUUUACACUCUCACUGCAAUUAACAACUUGGGUGCUGAUUCAAAGGAAAUGAGACUCAAUGUUCUUGGAUAUCCUGGUCCUCCAGUGGGUCCUAUUAAGUUUGAAGGAAUUAGUGCUGAGAAAAUGACCAUUUCGUGGUUACCUCCAAAAGAUGAUGGUGGCUCUAAGAUCACCAACUAUGUUGUUCAAAAGAGAGAAGCAAGUAGAAGGACUUGGAUCCAUGUUACCAGCGAUAUUAAAGAGUGCAUGUGUGAAGUACCCAGGUUAUUGGAAGGACAUGAAUAUGUUUUCCGUAUUAUGGCUCAGAAUAAGUACGGCAUUGGUGAACCUCUUGAUAGCGAACCAGAGACAGCAAGAAACCUAUUUACUGUACCUGGAGCUUGUGACAAACCAACUAUUAGUAGUGUGACCCGCGAUAGUAUGGUAGUCAACUGGGAAGAACCAGAAUAUGAUGGCGGCUCUCCAGUAACUGGCUACUGGUUAGAGCGUAAAGAGACCUCAGGAAAGAGAUGGAAUAGGAUAAAUCGUGAUCCAAUUAGGAUUAUGCCACUUGGAGUAUCCUAUCAUGUAACUGGCCUUAUUGAAGGCUCAUAUUAUCAAUUCCGUGUGUUUGCUAUCAAUGCAGCUGGUGUUGGGCCCCCAAGUGUGCCUUCUGAUCCAGUAGUUGCACGAGAUCCCAUAGCACCACCUGGCCCUCCAUUUCCCAAAGUGACAGACUGGACUAAGUCAACUGUAGAUCUUGAAUGGGCUCCACCAACGAAAGAUGGUGGAUCCAGAAUCACUGGCUAUUUUGUUGAAUUUAAGGAAGAAGGAAAGGAAGAGUGGGAGAAGGUUAAAGACAAAGAAAUUAGAGGCACGAAGUUUGUUGUUCCAGGACUGAAGGAGGGAAAUGUAUAUAGAUUCAGAGUAAGAGCAGUAAAUGCUGCUGGAGUCGGUGAACCAGGAGAGGUUUCUGAUGCCAUUGAAGUCAAGGAUAGAACAGUCAUUCCAGAUAUUAACUUGGAUGCCAGUGUGAGAGAAAAAAUUGUGGUACAUGCUGGUGGUGUAAUUCGUAUCUUGGCAUAUGUAUCGGGUAAACCAGCUCCAGAGAUCUCAUGGGCAAAGGAUGAUAAGCCAAUGCCAAAAGAAGCUGUAAUUGAAACCACCCUGAUCAGUUCUGCUCUGGUUAUAAAGAAUUGUCAGCGACACCAUCAAGGAAUAUACAACCUUAUUGCUAAGAAUGUAGGAGGUGAAAGAAGAAAGACCAUUAUUGUUGAAGUUUUAGAUGUUCCUGGACCAGUAGGUGAACCUUUCCGCUGUGAAAACCUAACAAAUGAUUCUUGCAAAUUAACAUGGUUCCUCCCUGAAGAUGAUGGUGGUUCUGCAAUUACCAACUAUAUAAUUGAAAAGCGUGAAGUUGAACGUCGUGGUUGGUCACCUGUCACAUACACAGUUACUAGACAGAAUGCUGUUGUCCAGAAUCUGAUCCCAGGAAAUGCUUAUUUCUUUAGAAUUGCAGCUGAAAAUAUUAUUGGCAUGGGCCCAUGGGUGGAGACAAAACAAGAAAUUAUAAUUAAAGAGCCAGCAUCUGUCCCUGAACGUCCUGAAGAUCUUGAAGUAACAGCAGUGACAAAGCAAUCAGUUAGCUUAAAAUGGAAGCCUCCUAAAUAUGAUGGUGGUUCAGACAUUACGAUGUAUGUUCUUGAGUGUCGUUUGAUUGGUAAAGAGAAGUUCAUCAAAAUUACUAAGGAGAAAUUGUUAGAUCGGAUAUUUACACAUAGUAGCUUAAAAGAAGGUGACACAUAUGAGUACCGUGUCAGUGCAGUAAAUGCUAUCGGCCAAGGGAAACCAUCAUUCUGUACAAAACCAAUAACUUGCAAGGAUCAGCUUGAACCACCAACACUCGAACUGGAUUUCCGAGAUAAGUUUAUUGUGCGUGUGGGUGAAUCCUUCAGCUUGACAGGACAAUAUAAAGGGAAACCUACACCAAAAGUUUCUUGGUUUAAGGAUGAUGAACCAGUCGAAGAGACAAAAUGCUUAAAAAUCAACACAACUCCAACAAAACUAUGUCUAACUAUUUUCAAAGGUGUCCGUGCUAAUUCGGGUAAAUACUGUGUAGUUCUGGAGAACAGCACAGGAGUACGGAAGGGUCUGUGUCAAGUGACUGUAGUUGAUCGUCCACAACCUCCAGUUGGCCCAGUUGUUUUUGAUGAAGUUCACAGAGAUAGAAUGGUUAUUUCCUGGAAACCUCCACUUGAUGAUGGAGGCAGUCAAAUCACAAAUUAUAUUGUUGAAAAGAGGGAUACAAACAGAGAACUCUGGAUGCCUGUUACUUCUUCAACUACAAAGACAACUUGUAAAGUUCCAAAAUUAAUUGAAGGCCGGGAGUAUAUUAUUCGUAUCUAUGCAGAAAACAUGUAUGGAAUCAGUGAUGCAUUGCUUUCAGAGGAAGUUAAAGCCAAAGAUCGCUACAGGGUUCCUGAAGCACCAGAACAACCAGUGAUAAAAAAUAUUACGAAGGAUUCUGCUGUGGUAAUUUGGAAUAGACCUCGAGAUGGAGGCAAGCCCAUCAUUAAAUAUAUUGUUGAAAAGAAAGAAACAAUGUCCAACCGCUGGUUAAGAGUAUCCAAAGAACCAAUUUAUCCAGACACUCAGUAUACUGUAACAGAUCUCCUUGAAGGCUGUGAAUAUGAAUUCCGUGUCUCAGCAGAAAACGAAAUAGGAGUUGGAGAUCCUAGUCCACCAUCUAGACCCUUCUUUGCAAAAGAUCCAAUAGUUAAACCAAGUCCACCUGUUACUCCCCAAGCAGUAGACAAAACUAAAUCUACUGUUGAUUUAUCUUGGCAACCUCCUCGCCAUGAUGGAGGAGGCAAAAUAUUGGGAUAUUUAGUGGAAUAUCAGAAAGUUGGUGAAGAAGAGUGGAAGAAAGCCAAUCAAACACCAGACUCUUGUCCUGACAUUCAUUUUAAGGUGGCAGGUCUUAAUGAAGGUGAUACAUACAAAUUCCGGAUUACAGCAGUCAAUCAAGCUGGUGAAUCAGAUCCGGCUUAUGUUCAUGAUCCUGUUCAAGCAAAAGACAGAAUUGAGGCUCCUGAAUUGUUUGUAGAUGCCAACAUGGCUCGAAGUGUAAACAUAAAAGCAGGAACUACCUUAACCCUCAGUGCAACCAUAAAAGGAAUGCCAAUUCCAAAGGCCAGUUGGAAAAAGAAUGACAAUGAAGUACCAGUUAAAGCUGACAUUGAAAGUACAGCAGUGAGCAGCAAGCUUGAAAUCCUUAAUACUGUCAGAAAUGACAGUGGAUGUUAUUCAUUAACUGUUGAGAAUGAAGCUGGUAGCAAGAGUGCUGCUUGUACUGUUACUAUAUUAGAUAAACCUGGUCCACCACGUAACUUGCAAAUUAGCGAAGUUAGAAGUGAUUCAUGUUAUCUGACUUGGAAGGAACCAGAAGACAAUGGCGGUGCUGUUAUCUCUAACUAUAUAAUCGAGAAACGAGAUGUUGCAGCUCCUCAGUGGAUCCCUAUCUCAUCCACAAGCAAAAAGCAUAGCAUUAUGGCUAAGUACUUAAUGGAAGGCACCCAGUAUUUAUUCCGUGUGGCUGCUGAAAACCAGUAUGGCCGAAGUAGCUUUGUGGAAUCAAUAAAACCUAUAAAGGCCCUUGAUCCAAUAUCUCCUCCUGGCCCACCUAAGAACUUACACCAUGUUGAUGUGGACAAGACUGAGGUGUCUCUGGCUUGGAAUUACCCAGAUCGUGAUGGGGGUUCGGAAAUCAAAGGAUUUUUAGUUGAAUACCAGGAAGAAGGAGCAAAAGACUGGAUUAAUUUCAAAACUGUUAGCAUACCUGAAUGUGUUGUAACUGGUUUAGAACUAGGGAAGAUAUACAGGUUCCGCGUUAAAGCUCAAAAUGCUGCUGGGCUUAGUCGUCCAGAUACAACUGUACCUGUACUGUGUCAGGAGAAACUAGUGUCACCCUCGGUGGAAGUAGAUGUAAGUUUGAUUGAAGGUCUUGUUGUCAAAGCUGGCAGCACAGUCAAACUUCCUGCUUUUAUAAGAGGCAUUCCUACUCCUUCGGUAAAGUGGGUCACUGACGGUACUGAACUUAAGUCAGAAGGCGAAUACAAGAUUGAUACUGACAACUGCUCUACCAUGCUAACAAUUAAGAACUGUACCAGGAAGCAUAGUGGUGAAUAUGUACUUACUGUCUCCAAUGCAGCUGGUAGUAAGUCAGUGGGUCUACACUUGAUCGUUCUGGAUGUUCCAGGCCCCCCAGUUGGUCCAACCAAUAUCCUGGAGGUAACACCACAGCACAUGAUCAUCUCUUGGCGUCCACCUAAGGAUGAUGGUGGAAGCCCUGUUAUGAAUUACAUUGUUGAGAAACGAGAAACUAAGAAAGAAACCUGGGGUAUUGUUAUCUCUGGAAGCACAAGUACCCAAGCGAAAAUUCCACGUCUUCAGAAAGGCUGUGAAUAUAUUAUGCGCGUUCGAGCUGAAAACAAGAUUGGUAUUGGUGAACCAUUAGAGUCUAAACCAACUGUAGCUAAGUAUAUGUUUGAUGUUCCAGGCCCACCUACUAAACCAACUGUUUAUGAUAUCACAGAAAAUGCAGUCACAGUAUCUUGGGGCGUACCAAAAUACGAUGGUGGUAGUCCAGUUAUUGGUUACAUAAUGGAACGAAGGGAGAAAACUGGUAAAUGGAUCCGUGUAAAUAAGACUCCAAUACUAGAUCUAAAAUUGAGAACCGUUGGACUUUUUGAAGGUAAUACAUAUGAAUUCAGAAUAUUUGCUGAAAAUAUUGCUGGUCUAAGCAAACCAUCACCAAUUUCUGAUCCAGUCUCAGCAAUCCGCCCUAUAAGGCCACCUGGACCACCUAUCAAUCCUAAACUGAAAGACAAGACAAGAGAAACUGUUGACUUAGUCUGGACAAAGCCCAGCAAUGAUGGAGGCAGCCCAAUCUUAGGAUAUAUUGUAGAAUGUCAGAAAGCUGACACUGCAAAGUGGGAUAGAAUUAAUAAAGAUGAUUUAAUCCCACAGUGUGCUUUUAGAGUACCUGGCCUUAUUGAAGGAAAUGAAUACAGAUUCCGCAUAAAGGCUGCCAACAUUGUCGGUGAAGGUGAACCAAGGGAGCUGCCAGAAUCUGUAAUCGCAAAAGAUAUUCUUUAUCCUCCAGAGCUGGAACUUGAUAUUGUUUGCCGUGAUCUAAUCACAGUUCGUGUUGGACAAACUAUUUCAGUAACAGGACGUGUUAAAGGCCGACCAGAUCCAGAAAUUACAUGGUCAAAAGAAGGCAAAGUGCUUGUUGCUAGCAAACGUAUAGAGAUUUGUAAUGACUAUCCUGUGAUACAACUACUAAUUAGAGAGGCAACUAGAGCUGAUCAUGGUAAAUACCAUGUAGUUGCUAAAAAUAAUAGUGGACAAGUUCAAGCUGCUGUUAUUGUCAAUGUCCUGGAUAGACCAGGCCCUUGUAAGAAUAUCAGGACAAGCUAUGUCACUAAAGAUUCCUGUAUGCUUUCCUGGGAGAAUCCAGAUGAUAAUGGAGGCUCAGAAAUUACUAACUAUAUAGCAGAACACCGUCAACCCAAUCAGAGAGGAUGGUUUUUGAUCUCAUCUGAUUUAACUAAACGUGUAGUCAAGAUUCCACUUACAACAAACCAAGAGUACUUCUUCCGUGUGUGUGCAGAAAACAAAGUUGGACUAGGUCCAACAAUUGAAACAAAAACACCAAUCUUAGCCAUUGAUCCUGUUGAGAAGCCUGGAGAACCAGAAAACCUACAUGUUGCUGAUAUAGGAAAGACUUUUGUCCUACUUAAGUGGAGAAGACCUGAUUAUGAUGGUGGUAGCCCUAACCUGUCCUAUCAUGUUGAGAGAAGAUUAAAGGACACAGAUGAAUGGGAAAGAGUGCACAAAGGGAGUAUUAAAGAGACAAGUUUCAUGGUUGAUAAAUGUAUUGAGAACCAGACUUACCAGUUUAGAGUUCAGACCAAGAAUGAAGGUGGUGAAAGCAAUUGGGUGAAGACUGAUUAUAUUAUUGUCAAGCCAGAAGUACAAAAACCAGUCUUGGAUCUAAAGCUUGCUGGAAUAUUAACUGUAAAAGCAGGUGAAACUUUCAGAAUUGAAGCCGCAAUGAGAGGCAAACCUCAACCAGAAGUUGUCUGGGUAAAAGACAAAGAUGCGAUAGAUCUUAGCAGAUCUCCCCGAGCUAAGAUUGAAACAACUUCUGAUGCAUCCAAACUAAUUGUAAUUAAAUCUAAACGAGAAGACAGUGGUAAAUAUACAAUCACUGCAACUAAUCCGGCUGGUUCCUUUACAGCUUAUGCUACUGUGAAUGUUUUGGAUGUACCAAGUGAAGUCAGAAAUUUGAAAGUAUCUGGCAUUGCAAGUGAUAGGUGUAGAGUCAGCUGGGAUGCACCAGCAGAUGAUGGUGGAUGUGAAAUUCAAAACUAUGUUCUUGAAAAAUGUGAAAGCAAAAGAAUGGUCUGGUCUGUAUUCUCUACUUCUAUAAUUAAUGAAUAUGCAAAUGUCACUCGUUUGGUUGAAGGAAAUGAAUACAUAUUCCGAGUGCGUGCAGAAAACAAAAUAGGCACAGGUCCACCAUCAGAAACUAAGCCCAUUAUAGCUAAGACACAGUUUAAUAGACCAGGUCCUCCAGAUGCACCAGAAGUCACCAAAGUCAGCAAAGAAGAAAUAACUGUUGUAUGGAAUCCACCAGAAGAUGAUGGUGGAAAAUCAAUCACGGGAUACAUAUUGGAGAAGAAAGAGAAACGAGCAGUUAGAUGGGUGGCAGUCACAAAGAGUCCAAUUCCAGAAAGACGAAUGAAAGUUACAAAUUUGAUUCCUGAAUAUGAAUACCAGUUCCGUGUCAAAGCUGAAAAUGAAGUUGGAUUAGGAGAACCAAGUCCACCUUCAAGACCAGUAUUAGCAAAGGAUCCUAUGGAACCUCCUGGUCCACCAAGUGGCCUUAAGGUGAUUGAUAGUACAAAGACCUCUAUUUCUCUUGGCUGGACAAAGCCUGUUUAUGAUGGUGGUUCUCCUGUCACUGGUUAUGUUGUUGAAAUGAGACCAAAGGGUGUUGGUAAAUCUCCUGAUGAUGGAUGGACAAGAUGUAACGUUGCAGCUCAGCUGGUUGUUACUCAGUUUACUGCAAGCGGCCUUGAUGAGAAACAAGAAUACGAGUUUAAGGUUUCUGCACAGAAUCAGGUUGGAAUUGGUCGUCCUGCUGAACUUAAAGAAGCAGUAUCUCCAAAGGAGAUCUUAGAACCACCAGAGAUUGACUUAGAUGCAAGCCUGAGAAAAGUGUUAACUGUCAGAGCUGGAUGUCCUAUCAGAUUAUUCGCCACCAUCAGGGGCCGACCAGCACCUAAAGUUACUUGGAGGAAAAUUGGAAUAGACAACGUUGUUCGAAGGGGUCAAGUAGACUUGAUCGACACAAUGACUUUCCUUGUCAUUCCUGAUAGUACCCGUGAUGAUUCUGGCAAAUAUUCGUUGACACUUGUAAAUGCAGCAGGUGAAAAGGCUGUGUUUGUGAAUGUUAAAGUACUGGAUACACCUGGGCCUGUCUCAGACUUUGAUACUUCAGAUGUUACAAAAACGGGAUGCCAGUUGUCAUGGUCACCACCUGAAAAUGAUGGUGGUAGUCCAGUAACACACUAUAUUUUGGAAAAGCGUGAAGCAGACAGGAAAUCCUGGGGCAGAGUGGUACAUGACUUCAAGAAAACUAGUUUCAAGGUGAUUGGUUUAACACCUGGAACUGAAUACUACUUCAGAGUAACAGCUGUCAAUCAGUAUGGUCCUGGGGUACCAAGAGACAUUCCUAAAUCAAUUAUAGCAAGAGAUCCAGUCAGUGAACCAGAUCCACCCAAGAAAUUGGAUGUUGUUGACAUAACAAAGAACAGUGCAUCACUGGCGUGGUUACCACCUAUAAGGGAUGGAGGUGCUAAAAUUGAUGGUUAUAUCGUUGAGUAUCAGAAAGAAGGCGAACCUGAGAAACACUGGACACAAUACUCCAUAAUCAAGGAUCUCAAUAUUCUUGUAACAGGCCUAAAGGAAGGAGUUAAAUACAAAUUUAGAGUUGCAGCUAGAAAUGUUGUAGGGGCUAGCUUACCCAGAGAAACGGAAGGACUUUUUGAAAUUAAAGAACAGCUGAUGGCACCAAAGAUUAUCAUGCCAGAGUUUAUUACGAUCAAAGCUGGACAGAAACUCAGAAUUGAAGCUCAUGUAGCCGGCAAACCUGCUCCAGUUUGCAAGUGGAUGAAAAAUGAAGAGGUUGUAGAUCCAUCCAGCCGACUCGUUGUGCAUAAGACAAAGAACACUUCUGUCCUCAUCGUCAAAGAUGUUUCUAGAAAGGAUAGUGGCUCCUACAGUCUUACUGCAGAAAAUAGCUCUGGCAUUGCCACCCAGAAGAUCCGAGUAGUGAUAAUGGAUAUUCCUGGACCUCCACAACCUCCAUUUGACAUUUCAGAAAUUGAUGCUGACGCAUGCAGUCUUAAUUGGCAUAUUCCUUUUGAAGAUGGUGGCAGCAACAUUACAAACUACGUUGUUGAGAAAUGCGAUUUAAGCCGCGGUGACUGGGUUACUGCCGUAGCUUCCGUAACAAAAACAAACUGUAGGAUUGGUAAACUGAUCCCUGGCAAUGAGUACAUGUUCCGUGUUCGUGCAGAAAACAGAUUCGGUGUUUCGGAACCUCUUACUUCAGAUAAAAUGAUUGCAAGAUUUCAGUUUGAUGUUCCAAGUGAACCAAAGAAUGCACGUGUCACAAAGGUGAACAAGGACUGCAUGUUUGUUGCAUGGGAUAGACCAGAAAGUGACGGCGGUAGUCCCAUUACAGGAUAUAUUAUUGAACGUAAAGAAAGAAAUAGUCUUCUUUGGGUAAAGGCCAAUGACACUUCUGUCCGUACUACUGAGUACCCAUGUUCAGGGUUAAUUGAAGGACUAGAAUAUACCUUCAGAGUCAGUGCAUUGAACAGAGCAGGAUCAAGCAAACCUAGUAAACCAACUGAUUUUGAAACAGCCAGGACGCCUGUUGAUCCACCAGGCAAACCUGAACCUGUUGAUGUUACAAAUAAUUCAGUAUCUCUCGUCUGGGCAAGACCAAAACAUGAUGGUGGAAGCAAAAUAAUUGGCUAUUACGUUGAAGCCUGUAAAUUACCUAGUGAUAAGUGGACACGGUGCAAUACCAACUACCAAAGUGUACCUCAUGAGGAAUUCACUGUUACCAGUCUGGAAGAAGGUGCCCAGUAUCAGUUCAGGGUUAUUGCAAAGACCGCAGUUAAUAUGAGCAAGCCAUCUGAACCUUCUGACCCAAUAACCAUCGCAACAGAGCAUGUUGCACCCAAAAUUGAUUUGGGUGUGUCAAUGAAGGCUUUGGUCACUGUAAAGGCUGGAUCCAAUGUUUGUUUGGAUGCUAAUGUCUUUGGAAAGCCUUUUCCAAAGAUCACAUGGAAGAAAGAUGGCAUGAUAAUAACACCUGCUGAAGGCAUUAAGAUGGCCAGAGUAAGGAAUUUGUGCACACUUGAAUUAUUUAGUGUGCGAAGGAAAGAAACUGGGGAGUACACAAUUGUUGCAGAAAACGAGAGUGGAUCCAAAUCAGCCAACGUGAAAGUUAAAGUACUCGAUAAACCUGGACCCCCAGCUUCUAUCAAAAUCAGCAAUAUUUAUUCUGAUCGUGUUACUCUGUCUUGGGAACCUCCUCUUGAGGAUGGCGGUGCUGAGAUUACAAACUACAUUGUUGAUAAACGUGAGACAAGCCGUCCUAAUUGGGCUCAAGUUACUGCUAAUUUACAACUUACGAAGUGUGGAGUAGAAAAACUGAUUGAAGGUCAUGAAUACCAGUUCCGUGUCAGUGCUGAAAACAAGUAUGGCAUUGGUGACCCAAUAAUGACAACUUCAGUUGUUGCUAAGAAUCCAUAUGAUGUACCUGGGCCAUGUGAUGCUCCAGUAAUCAGCAACAUCACAAAAGAUCAUAUGACUGUUAGCUGGAAAGCCCCAUCAGAUGAUGGUGGCUCUCCGGUGACUGGAUAUUUGCUGGAAAAACGUGAGGCAAGUGCUGUAAGUUGGUCAAAAGUCAAUAGAAGGCCGGUAUUGGAAAGAACUGUGAAAGCUACAGGACUUCAAGAAGGAACUGAGUAUGAGUACAGAGUUAUUGCUUUGAAUAAAGCUGGACCAGGCAAACCCAGUGAAUCUUCAAAAUCAGCAAUUGCUUUUGAUCCUCAAUAUCCUCCAGGACCUCCUGCUUUCCCGAAGGUAGUUGAUACAACUCGUAGUAGUAUCAGCUUGUCAUGGGGUAAACCAGCAUACGAUGGUGGCAGUCCAAUCCUGGGAUACCUAGUUGAAAUUAAACGUGCUGAUGGUGAAAACUGGAUAAAAUGCAACGUACCAAGGGCUCUCCGAGAAACAAACUAUAUUGUAACAGGAUUAUGUGAAGGAACUGAAUAUCAGUUCCGUGUAAGUGCAGUAAACAAAAUAGGCUUCAGUGAUCCAAGUGAAGUGCCUGACAAACAUACAGCAAAGGAUAUAUUAAUUCCUCCUGAAGCAGAUCUUGAUGCUGACUUAAGAAAGGUACUUAUUCUGCGUGCCGGUGUCACAAUGCGAAUCUAUGUGCCGGUGAGAGGUCGACCUUCACCAAAGAUUACUUGGUCUAAAAUGGAUGCCAACAUCAAGGAUAGACAAGGACUUGAAAUCAGAACUUCAGAUUAUGACACAAUGUUGUAUUGUGAGAAUGUGAAUAAGUACGAUGCUGGAAAGUACAUUUUAACUUUAGAAAAUAGCAGUGGAGUAAAGGCAUAUACCCUUAAUGUAAAGGUUCUUGACACUCCUGGUCCACCCAUUAAUCUUAUCAUUAAGGAAACAUCUAAAGAUCAUGCUGUUAUAUCCUGGGACCCACCUAUUAUUGAUGGUGGCAGUCCAGUUAAAAACUACAUUGUCGAGAAGCGAGAGGCUGAAAGAAAGGCAUGGUCAACUGUAGCGACCGAAUGUCCCAAGACGAGUUUCAGAGUUAUCAACUUGGAAGAAGGCAAAUAUUACUUCUUCAGAGUUCUGGCUGAAAAUGAGUAUGGCAUUGGUGAACCAUGUGAGACAAAAGAUGCUGUAAAAGCUUCAGAGGAACCUGGGCCAGUGGUAGAUUUGAAAACUGCAGCCGUAUCUAAGAAAUCGUGUACUUUGGUGUGGAAAAAGCCCAUCAGUGAUGGUGGAUCCCGAAUUAUUGGUUACAUUGUUGAAAAGAUGAUUGAAGGGGACAGAUGGGUUGAAUUAGUGACAUCCAAGAAUAUGCAAUUUACAGUUAAUGAUCUGAAAGAAGGAAAAGAAUACACGUUUAGAGUAAGAGCACAGAAUGAUGCAGGGUACAGUGUACCACGUGAAAUUACAGUUGUGGCAAGGGAUCAAGUUGUUCCUCCAAAUAUUGAUCUGAGAGACAUUCCUGACCUAACAUAUAUUGCCAAAGAAGGAAGUAAUAUCCGUUUAAAGAUUCCAAUCAGUGGUAAACCUGUACCAAAAGUAACAUGGAAGAGAGGUGAAGACCAGGUGCAAGAAAGUGGAAGAAUAUCUGAGGAAUCCACAGCAAUUAAUACAACUCUUUCUAUCCGAGAAUGUCAAAGGGGUGAUGCUGGAAAAUACACAAUUCAUGUAAAGAAUUCAGCUGGCGCUAAAGAAGCUUCAAUAUUCAUUAAAGUAGUUGGAAAACCUGGAAUACCAACUGCACCAUUCCGUUUCAAUGAAGUGACAGCAGAAGCAAUUACUUUAAGCUGGGGCCCACCAAAGGAUGAUGGUGGCUCAGAAAUAACUAAUUAUAUUUUGGAAAAACGGGAUAAUGUCACCAAUAAGUGGGUGACAUGUGCCUCUGCUGUACAAAAAACAACAUUCAAGGUUACAAGGCUUCAUGAAGGAACUGAAUAUGUGUUUAAAGUCAGUGCCGAAAAUAAAUAUGGAGUGGGUGAAGGGUUAAAAUCUGACCCUGUCAUAGCCAAGCAUCCAUUUGAUGUGCCCGAUGCUCCUUUGCCACCAGAAAUAGUCGCAGUCAGACAUGACUCUGUCUCCCUGACGUGGUUGGAUCCAAAGAGAAAUGGUGGAUCCCCUAUCACAGGCUAUCAUGUGGAGUAUAAGGAAAGAAACAGUCUCCUUUGGAAGCGAGCAAGUAAGACACCCUUAAGAAUGAAGGAUCUUAGAGUCCCAGGCCUGACUGAAGGUCUUGAAUAUGAAUUUAGGGUUAUGGCAAUUAACUUGGCUGGUAUUGGCAAACCAAGUGCACCAUCACAUCCUGUAACUACUCUUGAUCCAAUUGAUCCUCCUGGAAAACCUGAAGUUAUUAAUGUUACCCACAACUCUGUGACCUUAAUCUGGACUGAACCCCCAUAUGAUGGGGGUCACAAACUAACUGGCUACAUUGUGGAGAAACGUGACUUGCCUUCAAAGGUCUGGAUGAAAGCAAAUCAUGUUAACGUUCAAGAAUGUGCAUUUACUGUUCAUGACCUUAGUGAGGGGUGUAAGUAUGAAUUCCGUAUAAAGGCAAAGAAUGCAGCAGGAGCAAUUAGUCCACCAUCUGAAACAACAGGAACAAUUAUCUGCCAGGAUGAAUAUGUGGCACCAACCAUUGUGAUUGAUCCAGCAGUUAAAGAAGGCUUAACAGUUAAAGCUGGUGAUACUAUUACAAUUCCUGCUACAAGUAUUCUUGGCAAACCUCUACCAACAUCAGUGUGGUCCAAGGGUGGAAAAGACUUCAAGGUUUCUGACAUUGUCCACAUUGAGAAAACUCCAACAUCCUCAACACUGUCUGUUAAAUAUGCUACCAGAAAAGAUUCUGGUGAAUAUACUAUUACCGCAAGCAAUCCAUUCGGGACCAAAGAAGAACAUGUGCGUGUGAAAGUGUUAGAUGUUCCAGGUCCUCCAGGAUCUAUUGAAAUAAGUAAUGUUUCAUCCGAGAAAGCUACUCUAAGUUGGUUACCACCAGCUGAAGAUGGGGGUUCUCCAGUCAAAUCUUACACAAUUGAAAAGAGAGAAACUAGUCGUCUUCUCUGGACUUUGGUUGCUGAAGAUGUUCCAAGCUGUAGAUAUAUAGUAAGCAAGCUUAUACAGGGAAAUGAAUAUAUCUUCCGCAUCUCUGCUGUCAAUCAGUUUGGAAUUGGCGAGCCAGCGCAGGCAGAACCUGUGAAGAUGGUGGAUAGUUUUGGUCCUCCUGGUCCCCCUUCAAGGCCUGAGGUGACUAAUGUUACCAAGAAUACAGUUACUAUUGGUUGGAAGAGACCAGCUAAUGAUGGUGGUAGCGAAAUCACAGGGUACAUUGUGGAGCGUAAAGAGAAGAAGGGUCUCAGAUGGAUUAGAGCAACAAAGAAACUAAUCUCAGAUCUACGAUAUAAAGUAACUGGACUCAAUGAGGAAACUGAGUAUGAAUUCCGUGUUAGUGCAGAGAAUAAGGCAGGCCUUGGUCCACCAAGUGAUCCAUCUCAGCCAGUAUUGACAAAAGAUGUUGCAUAUGUACCUGGACCUCCUUCUAAUCCAAGAGUGGUUGACACAACAAAGACUACUGCCAGUUUGACUUGGGGAAGACCCCAUUAUGAUGGUGGCCUUGAGAUUAUUGGCUAUAUAGUUGAACACAAGAAAGAGGGAGAUGAAAACUGGGUAAAAGACACAACAGGAACUGCACUCCGAAUAACUGAAUUUGUUGUUGCUAAUCUUCAGUCAGGGGAAAAGUACAACUUUAGAAUUAGUGCACUCAAUGCAGAGGGUGUUGGUGAGCCUGCUCAAGUUGAAGAAGUUGUUGAAAUUAAGGAGCGUGAAGAAGUACCUGAUUUUGAGUUAGAUGCUGAGUUAAGAAGAACUCUUGUUAUCAGAGCUGGAGCAACCAUUCGCCUUUUCGUACCAAUCAAGGGGCGACCAACUCCUGAAGUGACAUGGUUUAAAGGAGACGUCCCUGUUAAAGGUCGUGCCACUGUAGAAACUACAGACUCAUACACAUUCCUACUUAUUCCAGAAUGCACUAGAUACGAUGCUGGAAAGUAUACGAUGUGUCUUGAAAAUAUUGCUGGUAAAAAGAGUGGUUUUGUAAAUGUGAAAGUCCUCGAUUCACCAGGACCACCUUUGAAUCUCAGGGCUAGAGAAAUAACAAAAGAUAGCAUUACAAUGCAGUGGGAUAUGCCAAUGAUUGAUGGUGGUUCAAGAAUAACCAAUUACAUUGUAGAAAAACGUGAAUCCACACGUAAGGCAUAUGCUACUGUUUCAACUAAUUGUCAGAAAUGUUCACUCAAAAUCAUCAAUUUGUCAGAAGGAUGUCAGUACUACUUCAGAGUAAUGGCAGAAAAUGAAUAUGGCAUAGGUGAGCCAGCUGAGACUGUUGAUCCUUUAAGAGCAUCUGAAGCCCCAUCAGCUCCAGAACGUUUGCAUAUUAUGGAUAUAACAAAGCAUACUGUUAGCCUGGCUUGGCCAAAACCGGAACAUGAUGGUGGUAGCAAGAUUACAGGAUAUGUACUCGAGGCACAGAAAAAAGAUUCUGAAAAAUGGUUAUCUCUGGCAACUGUGAAGUCAUUAGACUAUGUUGCAAAGAAUCUUAAUGAAAAUGAGGAAUACACAUUCCGUGUCAUGGCAGUUAAUGCAGCUGGAAGGAGUGAUCCAAGAGAAAGCAGACCAGUUGUUGUUAAAGAACAAACCAUGCUUCCAGUAUUUGAUCUACGUGGCAUUUAUCAGAAACUUGUGAUUGCAAAAGCAGGAGAUAAUAUCAAAGUGGAUAUUCCAGUCCUUGGUCGACCUCAUCCCACAGUCACGUGGAAGAAGGAUGGCCAGCCUUUGAAGCAAACACAGAGAGUGAAUAUUGAAAAUACACCAAACUCAACCAUACUCAACAUUAAUGAAUGCGUGAGAAGUGAUAGUGGCAAAUUUACACUGACAGCUGUAAAUAUACUCGGUGAAGUAAGUGAUAUUAUCACUGUUCAGAUUCAUGACAUACCUGGACCUCCCAAAGGACCAGUUAAAAUUGAUGAAGUUUCAUCUGAUUAUAUUUUGAUGUCGUGGGAGCCUCCUGAAAAUGAUGGUGGUGUGCCAAUAAAUAAUUACAUAGUUGAAAUGCGUGAGACUGACAGCACGUCAUGGGUAGAGCUAGCAGCUACUGUGAUACGUACAACAUUUAAAGCUCCUCAUCUCACUACUGGAACUGAGUACCAGUUCCGAAUUAAGGCUCAAAAUAGAUAUGGCACUGGCCCUGCAAUUGUCUCAGAGAUGGUUGUCGCAACAUAUCCAUUUAAAGUGCCAGGACCACCUGGAACUCCUCAAGUUAUUGCGGUUACUAAGGACUCAAUGACAAUUACCUGGAAUGAUCCUAUUACUGAUGGUGGAAGUCCCAUUUUAGGAUACCACAUUGAAAGAAAGGAAAGAAAUAGUAUACUUUGGCAAACUGUAAGCAAAGCUUUGAUUGCCGGUACCACAUUUAAAUCAUCAGGGCUUACUGAUGGCAUUGCAUAUGAAUUCCGUGUUGUAGCAGAGAACAUGGCCGGUAAAGGAAAACCAAGCAAAGCAUCAGAACCAGUUUAUGCACUGGACCCUAUUGAUCCUCCUGGUAAGCCAGAUCCAAUCAAUGUUACUAGACAUUCAAUUACACUCACAUGGACAAGACCAGAAUAUGAUGGAGGCUUCAAGAUAACCGGUUACACAGUAGAAAAGAGGGAUUUGCCGAAUGGUCGCUGGCUUAAGGCAAACUUCAGCAAUGUGUUAGAGACUCUGUUUACCGUCAGUGGACUCAGUGAAGGUGAUACGUAUGAAUUCCGCAUAUUAGCGCGAAAUGCUGCUGGUGCAGUAAGCCAUCCAUCUGAGCCUACUGAUGCAAUAAUAUGCAGAGAUGACAUUGAAGAACCGAGAAUACUGGUUGAUGUUAAAUUCAAGAGUGUUUUAUUAUUGAAAGCUGGUGAAACAUUUAAACUUGAGGCAGAUGUUAAAGGGCAACCACCACCUACAAUGGUUUGGACAAAAGAUGGAAAUGAUCUUGAAGAAACAGGAAAAAUAGAAGUAAAGAUGACAGAUUUCUCUACUGCAUUGAUUCAUAAAGACAGUGUGAGAAGAGAUGGUGGUGCAUAUACACUUACUGCAUCCAAUCCUGGAGGAUCAGCAAAACAUGUGUUUAAUGUCAAAGUUUUGGAUCGACCAGGGCCGCCUGAGGGACCUAUUGUAAUUUCAGAUGUUACAGCAGACAAGUGUGUGAUAUCAUGGUUACCACCACCAGAUGACGGGGGAGCAAAGAUUGAACAUUACAUCGUUGAAAAACGUGAAACCAGUAGACUUGCUUGGACAAAUGUGGCUACAGAUGUUCAACUUACCAAGCUGAAGAUAACCAAACUUCUGCAAGGAAAUGAAUAUAUUUUCCGUGUUAUGGCGGUAAAUAAAUAUGGAGUCGGUGAACCGUUGGAAUCUGAUCCUGUUGUUGCUGUUAAUCCAUUUGUACCACCUAGUCCACCAAAGAAUCCAGAAGUAACAGCAAUUACAAAGGAUUCAAUGGUGGUUUGUUGGGGACAUCCUGAUUCUGAUGGUGGAAGUGAGAUCACCAACUACAUUAUUGAAAGACGUGACAAAACAGGAAUGCGCUGGGUUAAAUGUAACAAAAGGAUAGUCACUGAUUUACGAUACAAAGUUAGUAAGCUCACAGAAGGGCAUGAAUAUGAAUACAGAAUCUUGGCUGAAAAUGCUGCUGGUGUAAGUCAACCCAGUUCUUCAAGUUCAUACUACAAAGCAUGUGACACUGUGUUCAAACCUGGACCACCAGGUAACCCCAGAGUUCUAGAUACCAGCAGAUCUUCAAUCACUAUUGCAUGGAAUAAACCUAUUUAUGAUGGUGGCUCAGAAAUCACUGGUUACAUGGUAGAAACAUGUCUUCCUGAAGAAGAUGAAUGGACAGUUGUAACCCCACAGAGUGGACUCAAGGCUACAUCAUUCACAAUUAUAGAUUUAAAAGAAAAUCAAGAGUACAAAGUUCGCAUAUAUGCUAUUAACUCUGAAGGCAUUGGGGAACCUGCACAAAUUCCUGGAACAGCUAAAGCUGAAGAUAGAUUAUUGCCUCCUGAGAUUGAGCUUGAUGCAGAUUUGCGCAAAGCAGUGUCUAUAAGAGCUUGUUGCACUUUGAGAUUAUUUGUUACAAUUAGAGGAAGACCAGCACCUGAGAUUAAAUGGGCCAGAGAAGAUGAGGAACCAUUGAAUAGAGCUUCAAUUGAGAAUACAAGCUCUUACUCUCUCCUUGUCAUUCCAAAUGUAAAUAGGUUUGACAGUGGCAAAUAUAUCCUAACAGUGGAAAACAGUAGUGGCAGCAAAUCAGCUUUUGUCAGUGUUAGAGUUCUGGAUACCCCAGGUCCAGCACAGAAUCUUAAAAUUAAGGAAGUUUCUAAAGACUCUGUUACACUUACAUGGGAACCUCCACUUAUUGAUGGUGGCUCCAAGAUUAAAAACUACAUAGUAGAGAAAAGAGAAUCAACAAGAAAAGCAUACUCUACAGUGAUUGCCAACUGCCAUAAGACAAGUUGGAAGGUGGAUAACUUACACGAAGGUUGUAACUAUUACUUCCGUGUUCUUGCUGAAAAUGAAUACGGGAUAGGUCUCCCUGUUGAGACAUCUGAAUCAGUUAAAGUAUCAGAGCGACCACUUCCACCAGGCAAGGUAUCUCUUGUGGAUGUAACAAGAAGUAGUGCAGUUUUGUCAUGGGAGAAACCAGAACAUGAUGGAGGCAGCAGGAUCUUAGGAUACAGAGUGGAAAUGCAAAGUAAAGGCAGUGAAAAGUGGACAACAUGCGCAACUGUGAAAGAAACUGAAGCCACAAUAACAGGGUUGACACAGGGCGAAGAGUAUAUGUUCCGAGUAUCAGCAGAAAAUGAGAAAGGUAUCAGUGACCCACGACAGCUGGGAGUUCCAGUAGUUGCUAAGGAUCUUGUGAUUGCCCCUGCUUUUAAACUUAUGUUUACCACCUUUAGUGUCCUGGCAGGAGAAGACUUAAAAGUUGAAGUACCAUUUAUUGGGCGGCCUCAACCAACAGUAGCUUGGCUAAAAGAUAAUCAAGCAUUAAAACAAACCACACGGAUUAAUGCUGAAACCAAAGACACUAAAACGGUUCUUAUCAUCAAGGAAGCUUGUCGUGAAGAUGUUGGCCAUUAUAUUGUGAAACUUACAAAUUCCGCUGGUGAAGCAUCUGAAAAUCUUAGCAUUAUUGUUUUAGACAAACCUGGACCUCCAACUGGACCAGUCACAAUUGACGACGUUACUGCAGAUUGCAUUUCAAUAUCAUGGAAACCACCAGAAUAUGAUGGUGGCUGUCAGAUCAGCAAUUACAUUGUUGAAAAAAGAGAUACUUCAACCACGGUUUGGCAGAUGAUUUCAGCCACUGUUGCCCGUACAACAAUCAAAGCUGCACGUCUAAAGACUGGUACCGAAUAUCAGUUUAGAAUUGCGGCUGAGAAUAGAUAUGGUAAGAGUAGCUAUCUUACUUCUGAAUCUGUUGUGGCUCAAUAUCCUUACAAGCCCCCUGGCCCACCUGGUACUCCAUUCUUGACAAAUGUCACAAAGGACAGUAUGGUAGUGCAGUGGCAUGAACCUGUCAAUGAUGGUGGUAGUAAGGUUCUAGGUUACCAUCUUGAAUGCAAAGAAAGAAACAGCAUUUUGUGGAUGAAACUAAAUAAAACAAUUAUUUCUGAUACUAAAUUCAAAGCUACUAAUCUUGAAGAAGGAAUUGAAUAUGAAUAUAGGGUAUAUGCUGAGAAUAUUGUUGGCAUUGGAAAAUCUAGUAAAGUAUCUGAAUGUGUUGCAGCCAGAGACCCUUGUGAUCCUCCAGGUCGUCCUGAAGCUGUAAUUGUCACUAGAAACUCAGUGACCCUGCAGUGGACCAAGCCUGAAUAUGAUGGUGGCAGUAAAGUCACUGGCUACAUUGUUGAAAAGAAAGAACUUCCUGAUGGCCGCUGGAUGAAGGCAAGCUUUACUAAUGUCAUUGAUACCCAGUUUGCUGUAACUGGCUUAGUAGAGGACCAAAGGUAUGACUUCAGAGUAAUCGCAAGAAAUGCAGCUGGUGUUUUCAGUGAACCUUCUGAACCCACUGGUCCAAUCACUGUUAGAGAUGAAGUGGACCCACCACGAAUUAGCAUGGAUCCACAAUAUAAGGACGUUCUCGUAGUGCAUGCAGAUGAAUCCUUCAAAAUUGAAGCUGAUGUUUAUGGCAAACCAAUACCUUCAAUCCAGUGGAUGAAAGGAGACCAAGAACUUGCAAAUACAGCUAGACUUGAAAUUAGAAAUACUGACUUUAAUACAGUUCUGUCUGUGAAGGAAUCCAUUCGUGUAGACAGUGGACCCUAUACCCUUUUGGUAAAGAAUGUAGCUGGUCAAAAAUCAGUAACUGUUAACGUGAAGGUGCUAGACAAACCAGGACCACCAGAAGGGCCAAUCGCUGUAAGUGGAAUAGCUGCUGAGAAAUGCACAUUAAGCUGGAAGCCACCAAUACAAGAUGGCGGUAGUGACAUUUCACAUUAUAUUGUUGAAAAAAGGGAAACAAGUCGUUUAGUUUGGACAUUAGUUGACUCUAAUGUACAAACUUUAAGUUGCAAAGUUACCAAACUUCUGGAAGGAAACGAAUAUAUCUUCCGUGUUAUGGGUGUAAACAAAUAUGGAGUAGGUGAACCCCUUGAAUCCGAACCUGUAAUAGCGAAGAAUCCGUUUGUCUGCCCUGAUGCACCAAAGACACCUGAGGUUACAGCUAUCGCGAAGGAUUCAAUGAUUGUUGCAUGGGGAAGACCAGCAUCCGAUGGUGGUAGUGAAAUUCAAGGCUACAUUUUGGAAAAACGGGACAAAGAAGGAAUACGGUGGACCAGGUGUAACAAACGACUUAUUAGUGAACUACGUUUCAGAGUUACUGGACUUAUUGAAAAUCAUAAUUAUGAAUUUAGGGUAUCUGCAGAGAAUGCUGCUGGUGUCAGUGAACCAAGUCCGUGCUCCAUUUUCUAUAAGGCAACUGAUCCAGUCUACAAACCUGGGCCACCAAACAAUCCUAAAGUAAUUGAUUUUACAAAAUCUUCUGUUCUCCUAUCCUGGGGAAAACCUAUUUAUGAUGGUGGAUGUGAAAUCCAAGGAUAUCUUGUCGAGAUGUGUGAUGUAAGUACUGAUGAAUGGACAAUGUGCACAUCAUCGACUGGGAUUACGCAGACCCGAUUUGAAGUGGAUAAGUUGCUGGAAAAACAUGAAUACAAGUUCCGUGUCUGUGCUAUAAAUAAGGCUGGGGUUGGUGAACACGCCGACUUCCCAGGAACUGUGCUUUUGGAAGAUAAAUUAGAAGCCCCAGAUCUUGACCUUGAUGCAGAUCUAAGGAAGAUUAUUAAUGUCAGAGCCAGUUGUUCUUUGAGAUUAUUUGUUCCCAUUAGAGGCCGGCCAGCUCCAGAAGUCAAAUGGACCAAAGCAGAUGGUGAAGUAAGAGACACUGCACAGAUUGAAGUUUCUGAAAGUUAUACACUACUUGUAAUUGAUAAUGUUAACAGAUAUGAUUCUGGCAAAUACAUAUUAACCUUGGAAAAUAGCAGUGGUACAAAAUCUGCCUUUGUUAAUGUGAGGGUCCUUGAUACACCAAGCCCACCAGUUAAUCUUAAAGUCAAAGAGGUAACAAAAGACAGUGUCACUUUAUCCUGGGAACAUCCUCUAUUGGAUGGAGGUGCCAAAAUUAAAAAUUUCAUCGUAGAAAAGCGAGAAUCUACAAGGAAGGCAUACUCGGCUGUUAUUACCAACUGCCACAAGACAUCUUUUAAGGUAGAAAAACUUCAGGAAGGUUGCAAUUACUAUUUUAGAGUAACUGCUGAAAAUGAGCAUGGAAUUGGAUUACCUGCAGAAACUGCUGACCCGGUUAAAAUAUCUGAAGUGCCACAGCCUCCAGGAAAAAUAACGGUGGUCGAUGUGACAAGAAAAUCUGUGUCUCUUACAUGGGAGAAGCCAGAACAUGAUGGUGGUAGCAAAAUUAUCCAAUACAUUGUUGAAAUGCAAACAAAAGGUAGUGAGAAGUGGUCGGCAUGUGCUCAUGUGAAGACACUUGAUGCAACGAUCACUAACCUGGCACAAGGAGAGGAAUAUCUGUUUAGAGUCAUAGCAGUAAAUGAAAAAGGCAAGAGUGACCCAAGAGCUCUUGCAGUGCCAGUGGUUGCUAAAGAUCUUGUGAUAGAACCAGAUGUCAGACCAGCAUUUAGUAGUUACAAUGUACAGGUGGGUCAAGACUUAAAAAUAGAAAUCCCUAUAUCUGGACGUCCUAAACCAAGUAUUACAUGGACAAAGGAUGGUCAGCCACUCAAGCAGACAACUAGAGUCAAUGUUAUUGACUCUGAUGAUUGUACAGUACUAAACAUCAAGGAGUCAAUCAAAGAUGAUCAUGGAUUGUACAAUAUCACAGUGGCUAAUGUUGUUGGCCAAAAAUCAGCAUCCAUUGAAAUAAUAACACUUGAUAAGCCUGGCCCACCAAGUGGCCCUGUGAGGUUUGAUUCAGUCAGUGCUGAAAGCAUCUCAAUUUCUUGGGAUCCUCCAAGCUUUACUGGUGGCUGUCAGAUAACUAACUACGUAGUUGAGAAGAGAGAUACAACUACCACAACCUGGGAAAUAGUUUCGGCUACAGUUGCUAGAACAAGUCUGAAAAUAACCAAACUUAAAACUGGAGCUGAAUAUCAGUUUAGAAUAUUUGCUGAAAAUAGGUAUGGUAGAAGUUUUGCUUUGGAUUCUGAGGCAAUUUUAGCACAGUAUCCAUUUAAAGAGCCUGGUCCACCAGGUACACCUUUUGUAGCAACUGCUAGCAAGGACAGCAUGAUAGUCCAGUGGCAUGAACCUAUUAAUGAUGGAGGUAGCAAAGUCCUAGGAUAUCACCUGGAGCGUAAAGAAAGAAACAGUAUUCUUUGGACAAAGGUCAAUAGAACUAUAAUACAGGAUACCAGAUACAAAACUACAGGACUUGAAGAAGGCAUUGAAUAUGAAUUCAAAGUUUAUGCUGAAAAUAUUGUUGGUAUUGGAAAACCCAGCAAAGUUUCAGAGUGCUACUUUGCUCGUGAUCCAUGUGAUCCUCCGGGCUGUCCAGACGCCAUUAUUGUUACCAGAAAUUCAAUAACACUUCAGUGGACAAAACCAGAAUAUGAUGGUGGAAGCAUUAUUACCGGAUAUAUAGUAGAAAAGCGUGACCUACCUGAAGGUCGCUGGAUGAAGGCAAGCUUUACAAAUGUAAUUGAAACCCAAUUUACUGUAACUGGUCUCACAGAAGAUGACAGGUAUGACUUCAGGGUUAUUGCCAAGAAUGCUGCAGGUACGUUUAGCAAACCGUCUGAUAAUACUGGGCCCAUCGUUGCAAAGGAUGAAGUCGAGCUACCUAGAAUAUCCAUGGAUCCAAAAUACAGAGAUACAAUAGUGGUGAACGCAGGUGAAACAUUUAAGUUAGAUGCUGAUAUUCAUGGCAAACCAUUACCCAUUAUACAGUGGAUAAAAGGUGAAAAAGAAGUUGAAGAGUCAGCAAGACUUGAAGUUAAAAAUACUGAUUUUAAAGCUUUACUUGUAGUUAAGGAUGCAAUCAGAGUUGAUGGUGGGCAGUAUAUUCUUCAAGCUUCUAAUGUAGCUGGUACAAAAUCUGUAUCAAUUAAUGUAAAAGUUUUGGACAGACCAGGACCUCCAGCAGGUCCGAUCCGAAUCACUGGUGUCACAACUGAAAAAUGUUCAUUAUCCUGGAGUGCACCAGAACAUGAUGGUGGAAGUGAAAUUUCACAUUAUAUUAUUGAGAAAAGGGAAACUAGUCGCUUAGCUUGGACUGUUGUGACAUCAGAUGUCAAAGCUACAAUGCAUAAAGUUACUAAGCUUUUGGAGGGUAAUGAAUAUAUCUUCCGUGUAAUGGCUGUCAACAAGUUUGGUGUGGGCGAAUCCUUGGAGUCUGCAUCUGUCCUAAUGAAGAAUCCAUUUGUACCUCCUGGUCCACCAAAAUCUUUGGAAGUGACUAAUAUUGCGAGAGACUCAAUGACUGUCUGCUGGAAUAGACCAGAUGACAAUGGUGGCAGUGAAAUUACUGGUUAUAUCCUAGAGAAGAGGGAUAGAACUGGAAUUAGGUGGACAAAAUGCAACAAACAUAACAUAACAGAUUUACGCUUCAGAGUUACAGGUCUCACAGAAGAUCAUGAAUAUGAAUUUAGAGUAUCUGCUGAAAAUGUUGCUGCAAUUGGUGAGCCAAGUCAGCCAACAAAUUUCUAUAAAGCAUGUGAUCCAAUUUACAAGCCUGGAGCACCAUCAAAUCCACGUGUUGCCGACACGUCAAAAGAUUCUAUUGUACUUAUUUGGGGCAAGCCAAUUUAUGAUGGAGGCAGUGACAUUCAAGGAUAUAUAGUGGAAAUCCGUAAGGCCGAUGAAGAAGACUGGACAAUGUGUACACCACAAUCUGGAGUCCAAGCGAAUCGCUUUGAAAUUAGAAAACUUACUGAACAUCAAGAAUACAAUGUUCAGGUAUGUGCCAUCAAUAAAGUUGGGGUUGGUGAGCCAGCAACAGUGCCUGGUACAGUAAAACCUGAAGAUAAACUUGAACAACCAGAAGUUGAACUCACAGCAGAGUUGAGAAAAGGAAUCACAGCAAGAGCUGGCAGUACCAUCAGAAUAUUCACACCAAUUAAAGGGAGACCUGUGCCUGAGAUCAGUUGGUCAAAGGAUGAGGGUGAGCUAUCUGAAAAAUCUCAAAUAGAAAAGGGUCUGAAUUAUACUCAGGUAACAAUAGACAACUGUGAUAGAAAUGAUGCUGGGAAAUACACCCUGACUUUAGUGAACAGCAGUGGAACUAAGUCUGCAUUUGUUACAGUAAAAGUUCUUGACACACCUGGAGCUCCACAAAACUUAACAGUAAAAGAGAUAAAGAAAGAUUCAGCUACAUUGGUAUGGGAACCACCUAUUAUUGAUGGAGGUGCAAAAGUUAAAAACUAUGUUAUUGAUAAGCGAGAAGCAACCAGAAAAGCUUAUGCUAAUGUAACUACUAAAUGCAACAAAUGCAAUCUCAAAAUUGACAAUCUAACUGAAGGAUCUAUUUACUAUUUCCGAGUAAUGGCAGAAAAUGAGUUUGGUGUGGGUGUACCUGUUGAGACUACGGAAGCUGUUAAGGCUUCUGAACCGCCUUUACCUCCAGGAAAGAUCACCCUUGUAGAUGUCACUCAAAAGACUGUGUCACUCAUUUGGGAAAAGCCUGACCAUGAUGGAGGUAGCAGAAUCAUGGGAUACUUAGUAGAAAUGCAGCCUAAAGGAUCUGACAAUUGGGGUGUUGUUACCCAAUCCAAAACUUGUGAUGCAAUCAUUUCUGGUCUCAGUUCAGGGCAGGAAUAUCUUUUCCGUGUAAUUGCUUUCAAUGAAAAAGGGAAAAGUGAUCCUAGACUCUUGGCUGUACCAGUGAUAGCCAAAGAUCAGAGUAUAGCACCUGAUUUCAGACUCCUAUUCAACACGUAUAGUGUUCAAGCUGGGAAGAAUCUAAAGAUUGAAGUUCCAUUUAUUGGACGUCCUAAACCUAAGAUUUCAUGGAUGAAAGAUGGGCAGCCACUGAAACAAACAACAAGAGUUAAUGUGGAUGAUGCAGCAACAGCUACAACCCUUCUUAUAAAAGAAAGUCAAAGGGACGACCAUGGAAAGUAUUCAGUAACUGCUACAAAUGCUGCUGGAACAGUAACUGAAGAGAUCAGCAUCAUUGUGCUUGAUAAACCAGGUCCACCCAUUGGACCUGUAAGAUUCGAUGAAAUCAGUGCAAAUUACAUUGUAAUAUCAUGGGAUCCACCAGAGUACACUGGAGGAUGUCAAAUUAACAAUUACAUUGUUGAGAAGAGGGACACAACUACUGUUACUUGGGACCUGGUGUCUGCAACUGUGGCACGGACUACAAUUAAAAUUGUGAAACUUAACACAGGAUCUGAAUACCAGUUCAGGAUCUUUGCUGAAAACAGAUAUGGAAAGAGUUCAUCUUUAGAUUCUUCAUCAGUUGUUGCACAGUACCCAUACAAGCAACCUGGACCACCAGGAACUCCAUCUGUGUCAUCUGCCACAAAGGACACUAUGUUUGUGCAAUGGAAUGAACCAGUGAUUGAUGGUGGAAGUAAAAUUUUAGGUUACCAUCUUGAACGCAAAGAAAGAAACAGUAUUCUCUGGACAAAAUUAAACAAAACAAUUAUUCAGGAUACACAUUACAAGUGCAAUAAUCUAGAAGAAGGUAUUGAAUAUGAGUUCAGAGUAUCUGCAGAGAAUAUUGUUGGCAUUGGUAAAGUUAGCAAGGUAUCAGAAUGUUAUGUAGCACGUGAUCCUUGUGAUCCACCUGGCUGUCCUGAAGCAGUUGUUAUCACAAGAAAUUAUGUUACUCUACAAUGGAAAAAGCCUCAAUAUGAUGGUGGUAGCAAAAUUACUGGGUAUAUUGUAGAAAAGAAAGAACUUCCUGAUGGUCGCUGGACAAAAGCUAGUUUUACCAACAUAAUUGAACCUGAAUUCACAUUUACUGGAUUAACUGAAGAUGCAAGAUACGAAUUUAGAGUAAUUGCGAGAAAUGCAGCUGGUAUUUUCAGUGAACCAUCUGAAAGUUCUGGACCAAUUACAGCAAGAGAUGAAAUUGAAGCUCCAAGGGCUUCUAUGGACCCCAAGUACAAAGAUGUGAUUGUUGUUAGUGCAGGAGAAACCUUUGUACUGGAUGCUGACAUCCAUGGUAAACCCGUUCCUGAUGUAACAUGGGUUAAAGAUGGCAAAGAUAUAGAUACAACUGUUGCAAGAAUGGAGAUUAAAUCCAGCAUUCAGAAAACUAGCCUUACUGUCAAGGACUGCAUUCGAACUGAUGGAGGACAUUAUGUACUCAAGCUCAGUAAUGUAGGUGGCGAGAAAUCAAUUCCUAUAACUGUUAAGGUUCUCGAUAGGCCUGGUCCUCCUGAUGGUGUUUUGAAGAUUUCUGGUGUCACUGCAGAAAAGUGCUACUUGGCUUGGAAUCCACCUUCUCAGGAUGGUGGUGCCAAUAUUUCUCAUUACAUAAUUGAGAAGAGAGAAACUUCCAGACUUUCAUGGACACAAGUAGCAUCCGAUGUGCAAGCUAUUAGUCACAAAGUAACCAAGCUUCUUCCAGGUAAUGAGUAUAUAUUCCGUGUAAUGGCAGUAAACAAAUAUGGAAUUGGUGAGCCCCUGGAGUCUGAACCAGUUUUGGCUAAAAAUCCAUUCCACACACCAAGUGCACCAACAGUACCUGAGGUUACAGCCAUUACCAAAGAUUCAAUGGUUGUGACAUGGGGACAUGCUGAGGAUGAUGGCGGAGCUGAAAUUGAAGGUUAUAUACUAGAAAAGCGGGACAAAGAUGGAAUCAGAUGGGUCAAAUGCAAUAAAAAAAGGUUGAGCGAUUUAAGAUUUAGAGCUACUGGCUUAACAGAAGGCCAUUUCUAUGAAUUCCGUGUAUCUGCUGAAAACGCUGCUGGUGUGGGUGAUCCAAGUGAACCAUCCAUUUUCUACAGAGCCUGUGACGUAAUUUAUGUCCCUGGCCCACCAAACAAUCCGAAAGUGAUAGACACAACAAGAUCUACAGUAUCUCUUGCGUGGAGCAAACCAAUUUAUGAUGGUGGAGCUAAAAUUAAAGGCUAUACUGUGGAGAGAAAAGAAGUUAACACUGAAGACUGGAUCACAUGCACACCUCCAACAGGUGUACAAUUAACACAUUUCACAUUAACAGAUUUAAAGGAAAAUACUGGGUAUAAUAUCCGCAUCUGUGCCAUUAAUUCAGAAGGAGCAGGGGAACCUGCUAAUAUUUCUGGUACAGUAAUUGCAGCUGAUUUGCUUGAACCCCCAGAAAUUGAGCUGGAUGCUAAUCUCCGGAAGGUAGUGUGUGUACGAGCUGGUGGUACUUUGAGGUUAUUUGUUCCCAUUAAAGGCAGACCAGACCCUGAGGUAAAAUGGGAGAAAGCAGAAGGUACUCUAAGUGAGAGAGCCCAGAUUGAAGUGACAAGUUCCUACACCAUGUUGGUACUGGAUAAUGUUAACAGAUUUCACAGUGGCAAGUAUAAUUUGACUCUGGAAAAUAGCAGUGGUAGCAAAUCUGCUUUUGUUAAUGUCAGAAUACUUGAUUCACCUAGUAGUCCUGUGAACCUACAUAUCAAAGAAGUGAGAAAAGAUUCAGUAACUAUAUCAUGGGAACCACCUGUCAUUGAUGGUGGGGCUAAGAUAACAAAUUACAUUGUUGAAAAACGUGAAUCUACUCGAAAAGCAUAUGCUGCUGUUACCAACAAUUGUACCAAAAACUCAUUCAAAGUUGAUUCAUUACAAGAAGGUGGUAUUUACUAUUUCCGUGUAAUGGCAGUUAAUGAGUAUGGAACUGGUUUGCCAGCAGAGACUACUGAACCUAUUAAAGCAUCUGAGGUGCCCUUGCCUCCAGGUAAAGUGACAUUAGUAGAUGUAACAAGAAAUAGUGCAACACUUGCAUGGGAGAAACCCGAACAUGAUGGAGGUAGCAAAAUAACUUCCUAUAUUGUUGAAAUGCAGACAAAGGGAAGUGAAAAAUGGAUUUCAUGUGCCCAAGUAAAAGCACUAGAAACAACAGUAAAAGGAUUAACCUCUGGCGAAGAAUACACCUUUACUGUACGAGCUGUUAAUGAGAAAGGAAAAAGUGAUCCAAGACAAUUGGGAGUACCAGUAAUUGCAAAAGAUAUUGAAAUUGAGCCAACUGUUGAGCUUCCUUUCAAUAGCUUCAGUGUUAAGGCAGGUGAUGAUCUCAAGAUUGAUAUACCAGUUAGAGGAAGACCUUUGCCAACUGUGACAUGGAAGAAGGAUGGUCAAGCUUUGAAACAGACAACACGAAUAAAUGUCCAGACAACAAAGACAUCAACUCUUUUGACCAUCAAAGAAGCCAUAAAGGAAGACGUUGGAAAAUACGAACUAAAUGUUUCCAAUAGUAUAGCAUCAAAAACUUACUUAAUAAACAUUGUUGUUCUUGACAAACCUGGCCCACCAAGUUCUAUUCAUAUCGAUGAAGUCAGUUCUGAUUAUGUAGUUAUGUCUUGGACAGCACCAGAAUAUGAUGGUGGUUGCCAAAUUAAUAAUUACAUUGUUGAAAAGAGAGACACCACUACAACAACAUGGGAAACUGUUUCUGCCACUGUAGCAAGAACAUCAAUUAAAGUCACAGGACUUACAACAAGAUCCGAAUACCAGUUCCGUGUGUAUGCAGAAAACAGAUAUGGCAAAAGCCAUUAUUGUGAGUCUCCUUCUGUUGUUGCAGAAUAUCCAUUUAAACUCCCUGGGCCUCCAUCAACACCUAUUGUUGAACAUGCCACCAAAGCUUAUAUGAUUGUCAAAUGGAAUGAACCAGUUUCUGAUGGAGGUUCUAAAAUUAUUGGAUACCACCUUGAAUGCAAAGAUAGAAGCAGUAUUCUGUGGACAAAGGUGAACAGAGGUCCAAUUAAUGAUACAAAAAUGAAAGUAACAGGCCUUGAAGAAGGUCUGGCAUACGAGUAUCGUGUUUAUGCAGAAAAUAUUGCAGGCAUUGGCAGAGCCAGUAAAGUUUCUGAACCUGUUGCCGCAAGAGACCCAUGUGACCCUCCAGGUCAACCUGAAGUAACGUAUAUUACCAGAACAUCUGUUUCACUGUCUUGGACCAAACCAGAAUACGAUGGUGGUGCUAAAGUUACUGGUUAUAUUAUUGAAUCCAGGCUGCUACCUGAUGGACGCUGGCUUAAAUGUAACUUUACCAACAUACAAGAAACGUAUUUUGAUGUUACUGGUCUUACUGAAGAUCAGCGCUAUGAGUUCCAUGUAAUCGCAAAGAAUGCUGCUGGACUAUUCAGUGAGCCAUCUGAAUCAACAGGUCCCAUUACUGUAAAGGAUGAUAUGGAAGCCCCAAGAAUUAUGAUGGAUGCCAAAUUUAGAGAGGUUGUAGUUAAGGCAGGUGAAACUGUUAAAUUUAAUGCAGAUAUAGCUGGUCGUCCUCUUCCAGUGAUAUCAUGGACAAAAGAUGGCAAGGAACUUGAAGGACAAGCUAGAGUUGAAAUUCAAUCAACUGAUAAUAGAACUGCAGUUGUCAUUAAAGACUGUAUCAGACGAGACUCGGGACAGUAUGUUGUAACACUACAGAAUGUAGCAGGAACAAGAUCCCUAGCUGUUAACUGCAAGGUUCUUGAUAGACCAGGUCCACCUGCUGGUCCUUUAGAGAUAACCAGCUGUACAUCUGAAAAGUGUUCUUUGUCAUGGGCACCACCUCAAGAGAAUGGAGGAGCAGAUAUUGAUCACUAUAUUGUAGAAAAGCGAGAAACAAGUCGCAUUGCCUGGACAUGUGUAACCGACAACUUACCAACAACAUCUUGUAAGGUAACUAAGUUGCUCAAAGGCAAUGAAUAUGUUUUUAGAGUAAUGGGGGUGAACAAAUAUGGAGUUGGUGAAGCUUUGGAGAGUGAACCUAUAAAAGCUUUAGAUCCAUACAUAGUUCCCGGUGCACCAAAAUCAAUUGAAAUUACCAAUGUCACAAAGAAUUCUAUGACUGUCUGCUGGGAAAGACCUGACAGUGAUGGUGGAAAUCCAAUUGCUGGAUAUAUUAUUGAAAGGCGUGAGAAAACAGGCUUACGCUGGAUUCGAGUUACUAAGAAACCUGUGUAUGAUCUCAGAGUAAAGGCUACAGGGCUUCGUGAAGGUGCUGAAUAUGAAUACCGUGUGUAUGCAGAAAAUGCUGCAGGAGUCGGUCCUCCAAGUGACCCUUCAGUACUGAUCUGUGCAAAAGAUCCAGUUUUCAUACCUUCUCCUCCAUCCAGACCAAAAAUAAUUGAUUCAACAAAAACAAGCAUUACUAUCAGCUGGACAAAGCCACUGUUUGAUGGUGGAGCAACUGUGACUGGGUACACAGUAGAGUAUAAACAGUCUGAAGACACUGAAUGGACAACAGCAAUUCAGAAUUUGAAAGGCACUGAGUAUACAGUAGUUGGGCUUACAUCUGGAAUGGAAUAUCUUUUCCACGUAAGAUCAAUUAACAAAGUUGGUGUCAGUGAUCCAAGUGAAACAUCAGAGCCGCAAAUUGCAAAAGACAGAGAAGAGGAACCUGUGUUUGAAAUUGAUAAUGAAAUGCGUAAAACAUUGAUUGUCAAGGCUGGAAGUUCCUUUACAUUAACUGUACCUUUUAGAGGAAAACCAGUACCUAAUGUAAUGUGGAGCAAACCUGAUGUAGAUCUCCGUGUAAGAGGAAGUCUUGAGGUCACUGAUUCAAAAACAUCACUGACAAUUGAAAAAGCAACAAGGAAUGAUGGUGGUAAAUACACAGUAACAUUGCAGAAUAUUUUAGCUACUGCCACAUUAACUCUGGGUGUCAAAGUCCUGGAUUCACCUGGACCUCCUGGCAAUAUUAUUGUAAAAGAAGUUACUAAGGAAUCUGUAACACUGUCCUGGGAUUUGCCAGAAAUUGAAGGUGGUGCUCGAGUGAAGACUUACCAUAUUGAAAAGCAUGAAGCGAGUAAGAAGGCAUGGGUGACUGUAACAACUAAUUGUCACCGUCUUACUUACAAAGUGACUGACUUGCAAGAAGGUGGCAUUUAUUACUUCCGUGUCCGGGGAGAAAAUGAGUUUGGUGUUGGCGUGCCUGUUGAGACCAAGGAAGGAGUUAAGAUAACAGAAAAUCCAAGCUCACCUGAGCGACUUGGAGUUACAAAUGUAACAAAAGACAGUGUUUCACUUGCCUGGUCAAAGCCAGAACAUGAUGGAGGCAGUAGGAUCACAGGCUACCUCAUAGAAGCUCUUGAGAAAGGCCAGCAAAAGUGGGUUAAAUGUGCCAUUGUGAAGACUACACAUCAUGUUAUACAUGGUUUGAAACAAAAUGUUGACUAUUUCUUCAGAGUUUCUGCUGAAAAUCAAGCUGGCCUAAGUGACCCGAAGGAAAUGGUUCUACCAAUAACAGUUAAAGAACAACUUGAAUCACCCGAAAUUGAUAUGAAGAACUUCCCUCGUAACACUGUUUAUGUUCGGGCUGGAUCUAAUCUAAAAUUUGAAAUUCCAGUUUCUGGCAAGCCACAGCCUAAAAUAUCUUGGUCCAAAGAUGGCACUCCUGUGAAGUCAUCCAUGAGAUUUAACACCGAAAUGACUGCAGAAAGCAUUAUUGUGAAUCUAAAAGAAAGUGUUGCCAGUGACACUGGCCAAUAUGAUAUUACUGCUGCCAAUUCCAGUGGAACUACAAAGUCCUUCAUUAACAUUGUCGUGCUGGACAGACCUGGACCACCAGUGGGCCCUGUGAAUAUUAGUGAUGUCACUGAAGAUAGUGUGACACUGAGAUGGCAGCCACCGACGUAUGAUGGUGGCAGUCAGGUGACAAAUUACAUUGUUUUGAAAAGAGAAACCAGCACAGCUGCUUGGUCAGAAGUAUCUGCUAUUGUAGCAAGAAGUUUAAUCAAAGUCAUGAAGCUGACUACUGGAGAGGAAUAUCAGUUCCGCAUCAAAGCUGAGAACCGUUUUGGAAUCAGUGAUCAUAUUGACUCCAAGUGUGUCACGGUCAAAUUGCCAUAUACAACACCCGGUCCUCCGUCAACUCCAUGGGUUACUAAUGUCACUAGGGAAAGUAUAACAGUAGGUUGGAAUGAACCUGUUUCUGAUGGUGGCAACCAUGUAAUUGGCUAUCAUUUAGAAAUGAAGGACAGGAACAGCAUUUUAUGGCAGAAAGCUAACAAGACCAUCAUCCGUACAACACACUUCAAAGUCACAAAUAUCAGUGGUGGACUUAUCUAUGAAUUCCGUGUAUAUGCAGAAAAUGACGCAGGAAUUGGCAAAGUUAGCCAUCCUUCUGAUCAAGUUCUUGCAAUUGAUGCUUGUGAGUUCCCAUCCAAUGUACGUGUAACAGAUAUUUCCAAGACCUCUGUCAGCCUCAGCUGGAAGAGACCAGCUUAUGAUGGUGGCAGCAAGAUUACUGGCUACAUCGUUGAAAAACGUGAUUUGCCGAAUGGUAGAUGGACGAAGGCCAGCUUUACAAAUGUUAUUGAGACUCAAUUUACUGUAUCAGGCUUGACUCAAGAUGCACAGUAUGAAUUCCGCGUGUUUGCGAAGAAUGCAAUUGGUUCAAUAAGUAAUCCAUCUGAAGUUGUUGGACCUGUUACGUGCCAUGAUACCUUUGGUGCCCCUGAGGUUGACUUGCCUUUGGAGUAUACGGAUAUUGUCAAACUUAAGGCCGGUUCAGCCAUAAAGAUCAAAGUUGGUGUCUCUGGAAAGCCUUUGCCAUCAAUUGAAUGGUAUAAAAAUGGUAAAGAACUUGAGACAAGUUCACAGGUCUUUAUUGAAAACACAACUGACUCUGCAGCAGUAAUUAUUAAGGAUGCCAGUCGUAUCAACAGUGGAAGCUACGAAAUCAAGCUUAAAAAUCCCAUAGGCUCAGCAUCGGCAACAAUCAGGUUACUAAUUCUAGACAAACCUGGACCCCCACUUGGGCCUGUAAACUUCACAAGUGUUACAGCUGAGAAGAUCACAAUCGCAUGGGGUGUUCCAACAGAUGACGGUGGUGCACCUGUCACCCACUAUAUUGUUGAGAAACGUGAGACAAGUCGAGUUGUGUGGUCUCUCAUUUCAGAAAAGCUGGAGCAUUCUAUUGUUACUGUAAGGAAUAUCAUUAAAGGCAAUGAAUAUAUGUUCCGUAUUCGGGGUGUGAACAAAUAUGGUAUUGGUGAUCCACUGGAAUCUGAUGCUGUUAUUGCUAAGAAUGCAUUUGUUACACCCGGGCAACCAAGCAUGCCAGAAGUAUCCAUGAUAACUAAGCAAACAAUGACUGUAAGCUGGAAGAGACCCACUGUUGAUGGUGGUAACGAAAUCAGAGGCUAUAUCUUGGAAAGACGUGAAAGAAAGAGUUUACGAUGGUUUAAGGUUACCAAAGAACCCAUCCGUGACACCAGGCAAAAGGUUUCUGGGCUUACAGAGGGAAAUGAGUAUCAGUACCAAGUAUGUGCCAUCAAUGCAGCAGGAGAAGGUCCCUACUCUGAUUCUUCUGAUUUCUAUAAAGCUGCUGAUCCAAUUGAUCCACCUGGCCAACCAACCAAACUGAAGAUCGUUGACAGUACUAAAUCUUCCAUCACUCUUGGCUGGGUUAAACCUGUCUAUGAUGGAGGAAGCGCAAUAACAAGCUAUAUCAUUGAAAAGAAGGAAGCUGAAGAGCAACAGUGGACAGUAAUUACUUCCAAGGGUGAAGUCAGAACUACAGAAUAUGUUGUGUCCCAAUUAACACAUGGUGUAAACUACUACUUCCGUGUUAGCGCAGUUAACACUGCUGGUCAAGGGGAGCCAAUUGAAAUGGCAGAACCUGUGCAGGCUAAAGACAUACUGGAGGAGCCAGAGAUUGAUCUUGAUGUUGCACUCAGAACUUCCAUAACAGCAAAAUCAGGAGAAAAUGUAGAAAUUAUGAUACCUUUCAAAGGCCGUCCUCAUCCAAAUGUCACCUGGAGAAAGGAUGAGAAAAAUAUUAACACUGAUGAAAGAUACACCAUCUAUAAUACUGAGUCAUCUACACUUCUCACUAUUCCUGAGGUCACCCGUGAAGAUACUGGCAAGUAUGUUUUGACAAUUGAAAAUGGUGUUGGAGAACCCAAAUCAACAUUUGUAAGUGUGAAAGUCCUUGAUUCUCCAGGACCUUGUCAGAUGUUACAUGUUAAGCACGUGACCAGAGGUACAGUCACAUUAGUUUGGGAACCACCUCUCAUUAAUGGUGGUGCUGAAAUUGUCAAUUAUGUGAUUGAAAAGAGAGAUGCAACAAAAAGAGCCUGGUCAAGUGUCACAAGCAAAUGUUGCAAUACAACUUUUAAGAUUACCGACUUGUCAGAGAAGAGCUCAUUCUUUUUCCGAGUACUGGCAGAGAAUGAGAAUGGAACUGGUGAGCCUUGUGAGACCUCAGAACCAGUGAAGGCCACUGAAGUACCAGGGCCAGUCAAGGAUCUUGUGAUGAAAGACUCAACAAAGUCAUCUGUCUUGUUACAAUGGAACAAGCCCGACUACGAUGGAGGCAGCAUAAUUACAGAAUAUAUAAUUGAAAAGAAAUUGAAAGAGGAAAAAGAAUGGUCACAUGCUGGAAUUUCCAAAGUCUGUACCUUCGAAAUUACUAAAUUAAAGGAGUUAACAGUAGUUGAGUUCCAAGUCUUUGCGAAAAAUGAAAAGGGGUUGAGUGAUAGUGUUAUUACUGCACCUAUCACCGUGAAAGACUAUGUCAUUUCACCUGAAGCUGACUUAUCUGAAAUACCAGGAGGACAAAUUAGUGUAAGAAUUGGACAUAAUGUUCACGUUGAUCUGCCGUAUAGGGGUAAACCUCGACCAAGUAUCAAAUGGGAGAAAGACAAUAUUCCAUUAAAAGAAAGCGAACAAGUCCGGUACACAAAAACAGAAAACAAAAUCACAUUAAAUAUCAAGAAUGUCAAGAAAGAACAUGGUGGAAAGUACACCUUGAUCCUAGAUAAUGCAAUUUCAAGAAAGUCAUUCAACUUCACUGUAAUUACCCUUGGUCCUCCAUCAAAGCCUAAAGGUCCAGUUAGAUUUGAUGAAAUCAGAUCUGAAAGUGUCAUAAUUUCAUGGGAUGCACCUGAUGACGAUGGAGGAAGUGAAAUUACUAACUACAGCAUUGAAAAACGUGAAAUCUCACAAACAAAUUGGAAAGUGGUUUGUUCUAGUGUGGCCAGGACAACCGCUAAAGUUACCAAACUGGUUAAAGAUCUAGAAUAUCAAUUUAGAAUUUAUGCUGAAAAUAGAUAUGGAGUAAGCCAGCCACUUAAUUCAAUGGAAGUUAUAGCAAAACAUCAGUUCAGACUUCCCGGACCACCUGGAAAGCCUGUUGUAUACAAUGUCACUUGUGAUGGUAUGACAAUCUCAUGGGAUGCACCUUUAUAUGAUGGUGGUUCAGAAGUCACUGGAUAUCAUGUUGAGAAGAAAGAAAGGAACAGCAUCUUAUGGCAAAAAGUCAACAGAAAUCCUAUUUCUGGCAGAGAAUACAGAAUUUUAGGACUUACUGACGGCCUGGACUAUCAAUUCCGAGUUUAUUCUGAAAACGAUGUUGGAUUGAGCCCAGCUGGUGAACCAAGCAAAUUCACUUUGGCUGUCUCACCUGUUGAUCCACCUGGCACACCAGAUUAUAUUGACGUGACAAGAGAAACUAUAACACUUAAGUGGGAUCCACCACCUCGUGAUGGAGGUAGUAAAAUUGUGGCAUAUAGUGUUGAAAAACGGCAAGGAGGAGGUCGCUGGCUGCGGUGCAACUUUAUUGAUAUCACUGAAUGCCAAUAUACGGUGUCUGGCCUUAGUCCCGGUGAUCGUUAUGAAUUCCGUAUCAUUGCUAGAAAUGCUGUUGGCACAGUCAGUCCACCUUCUCAAUCAUCAGGAAACAUCAUGACAAGGGAUGAGAACAUACCACCAUCAAUUGAAUUUGGUGCUGAACAUUUUGAAGGCGUGACAGUAAAAUCUGGUGAGAGUAUUCGACUCAAGGUGCAUGUCAGAGGUCGCCCAUUACCUCAAGUAACCUGGUAUAAGGAUGGAAAGGAAAUUGAGAAGAGAUUAAUGGUGGAUAUCACCAAUGUAAUUGGGUCUAGUUCUAUCUUUGUUAGAGACAGCAACCGAGACCAUCGUGGCAUAUAUACUGUGGAAGCCAAGAAUGCUUCAGGCAUCCAGAGAGCUGAUAUUCAUGUCAGAGUUCAAGACACUCCUGGACUACCGGUUGGACCUAUUCGAUUUACCAACAUUACCGGAGAAAAACUUACGUUGUGGUGGACUCCACCAGAUAAUGAUGGCUGUGCUGUCAUUAGCAAUUAUGUAAUAGAGAAACGUGAGACAACUCGACUUACGUGGGCAUUGGUCACUGAUGAUUGCGAAGCCUGUUCAUACACAGUCACCAAGUUAAUUAAGGGGAAUGAGUACCAAUUCCGAAUUUCAGCCGUCAACAAAUUUGGCGUUGGCAGACCACUCGAUUCAGAGCCAGUUAUUGCACAGAUGCGAUAUACUGUGCCUGAUGCACCUGGUAUACCAGAACCAACUCAUGUUUCAGGAGAAACUAUUACCCUUACUUGGUCAAGACCAAAAUCGGAUGGAGGGAAUGAAAUUUUGCAUUACAUCCUUGAACGGCGUGAGAAGAAGAGUUUGCGCUGGGUCAAAGUUUCCAGCAAAAGACCAAUCACUGAAAACCGAUUUAAAGUGGCUAACCUCACAGAAGGAAAUGAAUAUGAAUUCCGUGUCAUGGCUGAAAAUAAGGCUGGGGUGGGCCCUUCAAGUGAUAUUUCUAGACUUAUUAAAUGUAGAGAGCCAGUAAAUCCACCAAGUGCACCUACCAUUGUUAAAGUCACAGAUACAACCAAGACAUCUGUAAGUUUGGAAUGGGCUCGGCCUGUCUUUGAUGGAGGCAUGGAAAUUAUUGGCUAUAUAAUCGAAAUGUGCAAGGCCAGUCUUGGAGACUGGCACAAGGUUAACAUAGAAGCGUGUGUCAAUACCAAUUACACAGUUACUGAAUUGCAGUCUGGUGAAGAAUACAAGUUCCGUGUCUCUGCUGUUAAUGGUGCAGGAAAAGGAGAAAGUUGUGAAAUUUCUGCUCCAGUACUAGUUACAGAUAGGUUAACAGCACCAGAAAUUGAGACGGAUGCCAGUUUCAAACAAAUUCAUAUUGUUCGAGCUGGCAGUACAAUUCAGCUACGUGUUGCCUUCCAAGGUCGGCCAGUUCCUGUUGCCACUUGGCAAAAAGCAGAUUCAUCCAUUGGUGUACAUGUCCAUAUUAACACCACAGACACAAACAGCACCUUAACAAUAGAGAACUGCAAUAGAUAUGAUGCUGGAAAGUAUACUCUUACCGUAGAAAACAGCAAUGGUAGCAAGUCUAUUACUUUCACUGUUAAAGUACAAGACACUCCAGGUCCACCAGGACCAAUUACAUUCAAAGAUGUCACUCAAGGUGCAAUUACUUUGAUGUGGGAUGCCCCUAUUCACGAUGGAGGUUCACGUAUCCAUCAUUAUGUGAUUGAGAAGCGUGAAGCCAGUAGGCGCAGCUGGCAAGAAGUCAGUAGCAAGUGCACCCGACAGAUCUGCAAGGUGCAAGACCUCGCAGGAGUGCCUUACUUCUUCCGGGUCACAGCAGAAAAUGAAUAUGGCCUUGGUGUACCAUAUGAAAUGACCGAGCCUAUAGUAGCCACUGAGGAGCCAGCACCACCUAAGAGACUAGAUAUUGUCGAUACAGGCAGAACCUCUGCAGUCUUGGCUUGGAUGAAACCAGAGCAUGACGGUGGCAGUCAAAUCAUUGGUUAUAAAGUGGAGAUGAAACAAAAGGGUUCAGAUCACUGGGUUGAUGGUGGUCAAACCAAACUCCUUACACUUCAGAUUGAUGGACUUGUUGAAAACACAGAGUAUGAAUUCCGUGUCAGAGCAAAAAAUAAUGCUGGCUUCAGUGAACCAAGGGAAGCAUUUUCAUCUGUCAUUAUUAAAGAACCACAGAUAGAGCCCAAAGCAGAUUUAUCUGGAAUCACCAAUCAAACAAUCGUCUGCAAAUCGGGAACUACCUUUACUAUAGAUGUCCCUAUUAGUGGACGUCCAGCACCUAAAGUAACGUGGAAGCUUGAGGAGAUGAGACUAAAGGAAACUGAUAGGGUCAGUAUCAGUACAACAAAAGAGAGAACUACGUUGACUGUGAAGGACUGUAUGAGAGGUGACUCAGGGAAAUAUUACUUGACUCUUGAAAACACAGCAGGAAUCAAGACCUUUGCUGUAACUGUCAAUGUUAUUGGUCGACCAGGUCCAGUUACUGGACCUUUGAGUAUCUCAUCUGUUUCUGCAGAUUCAUGUGUUUUGUCAUGGGCAGAGCCUGAAGAUGAUGGUGGUGCUGAUAUCACCAACUAUAUUGUAGAAAAACGUGAAUCUGGUACCACAGCAUGGCAGCUCAUCAAUUCCAGUGUAAAACGCACCCAAAUUAAAGCCACGCAUCUGGCAAAGUACAUGGAAUACACUUUCCGAGUUUGUGCAGAAAACAGAUUUGGCGUCAGUAAACCAUUGGAGUCAAAACCUGUGGUUGCUGAACAUCCAUUUGUUCCACCAAGCCCUCCAACCAGGCCAGUCGUGAAUUUUGUAUCUGCUAACGCCAUGUCUAUCCAAUGGGAAGAUCCAUAUCAUGAUGGUGGCAGCAAAGUUACAGGCUACUGGAUUGAAAAGAAAGAACGCAACAGCAUUCUCUGGGUGAAAGAGAAUAAAAUACCAUGCAUUGAUUGCCAUUACAAAAUAUCUACUGUAGUCGAAGGCUUGGAAUACCAGUUUAGAGUUUAUGCAAUGAAUGCGGCUGGCUUGAGUAAAGCAAGUGAAGCUUCGAGACUAGUAAUGGCUCAGAAUCCUGUUGAUCCUCCAGGUCAACCAGAGGUAACAGAUGUUAAUCGGUCUUCAGUUUCGCUAAAAUGGACUGUACCAAUCCAUGAUGGUGGAAGUAAGAUUGUUGGAUACAUUGUGGAACGCAAGCCUUAUAAUGAAGCUGGUGACGGCCGCUGGCUGAAGUGCAACUACACCACUAUCUCCGAUACCUUCUACACCGUUACAGGACUAAGUGAAUCGGAGGUUUAUGAAUUCCGUGUUUUAGCUAAGAAUGCAGCUGGAGUCAUUAGUAUACCAUCUGAAUCUACUGGACCAGUCACAUGCAAAGAUGAAUAUGUACCUCCUAAAGCUGAACUGGACAGUCGGUUACUUGGAGAAAUUAUUACCAUAAGGGCGGGAUCAGACUUGGUGCUUGAUGCUUUCAUUGGUGGGAAACCUGAUCCUAAAGUCUAUUGGUCUAAAGAAAACAAAGAACUAGAGCUUUGUGAGAAAAUAUCUCUACAGUACACCAACAAGCGUGCGGUUGCCAUUAUCAAGUUCUGUGACAGAAAUGACACCGGAAAAUAUACACUAUCUGUGAAAAAUCCAAGUGGAGCUAAGACUUUGUCUGUAAAUGUUAAAGUGCUAGAUUCACCAGGACCCUGUGAGGGUGCACUUAGCAUCAGCAGGUUAACUGAAGAGAAGUGUACUUUGUCAUGGAAUAUGCCAAAGGAAGAUGGCGGUGCAGAGGUUACACACUAUAUUGUAGAGAGACGCGAGACGAGCAGACUUAACUGGGUAAUUGUUGAAGCUGAAUGCAUGGCUCUUUCUACUGUUGUUACAAGACUUAUAAAGAACAACGAAUACAUUUUUAGAGUGAGAGCUGUUAAUAAGUUUGGACCUGGUGUGCCUUUGGAGUCUGAAGCAGUCAUAGCCAGAAAAUCAUACACUAUUCCAUCACCACCUGGAGAACCAGAGGUUGUUGCAGUUGGAAAAGAACACAUUAUUAUCCAGUGGUUGAAACCUGAAACUGAUGGUGGAGCAGAAAUUAGUAAUUAUCUUGUGGAUAAACGUGAAAAACGUAGUGUACGAUGGACUCGAGUCAACAAAGACUUUACUAUUUAUGAUACAAGACUCAAGAUUACAAAUCUGAUGGGGGGUUGUGAAUACCAGUUCCGUGUUUCAGCAGUAAAUGCAGCUGGUAACAGUGAGCCAAGUGAAUCAUCACAAUACAUCCUUUGCAAAGAACCCACAUAUGUACCUGGAGUACCUUCAGCACCAAGAGUUGUGGAUACAACCAAACACAGUAUCAGUAUAGCAUGGACAAAACCCAUGUAUGAUGGUGGUUCUGAUAUUAUUGGAUACAUACUCGAAAUGAAAGAGGAAAAUAUGGAACAGUGGUAUAGAGCACAUACUACAGACUACAUACGAAAUACGGAAUAUACCAUUACAGGUCUUCACACCAACAAGAAGUACUUCUUCAGAGUUGCUUCUGCCAAUAUUAAUGGAGCGAGUGAAUACAGUGAAUCAUCUGCUGUAAUUGAAGCUGUAGAAAGAAUAGAAAUGCCAGAUCUUGAACUUGCAGAUGAUCUCAAAAAGACAGUCACUGUCAGAGCUGGUGGCUCACUCCGCUUAAUGGUGUCAGUGGCGGGUCGACCUACUCCAGUGUUAACUUGGAGUAAACCAGGCAUUGACCUCUACAGUCGUGCUUUUAUUGAUACAACAGAUUCUUACACGUUGCUUGUAAUUGACAAGGUAAAUCGUUAUGAUGCAGGCAAAUACACCAUUGAGGCUGAAAAUCCUUCAGGCAAGAAGUCAGCUACUAUAGUUGUCAAAGUAUAUGAUACACCGGGCCCACCUGGUGCUGUUAAAGUGAAGGAAGUCUCAAGAGAUUCUGUUGUCAUCACAUGGGAUGUCCCAAUGAUUGACGGUGGAGCCCCAGUCAACAAUUAUAUAAUUGAGAGACGGGAAGCUGCUAUGAGAGCAUUCAAGACUGUUACAAUUAAGUGCAGCAAGACAAUUUAUAGAAUAACUGGACUUACAGAGGGUACAAUGUAUUAUUUCAGAGUAUCACCUGAAAAUAUCUAUGGCGUUGGUGAACCUUGUGAAACCACUGAUGCAGUACUGGUUUCAGAAGUUCCGAUGGUCCCACAGAAGUUGGAUGUAAUUGAUGUCACAAAAUCUACAGUCACACUAGCCUGGGAAAAACCACUGCAUGAUGGAGGUAGCAGACUGACUGGUUAUGUCAUUGAAGCUUGCAAAGCUGGCACAGAAAGGUGGAUGAAAGUUGCAACUCUAAAACACACAGUAUUUGAGCAUACUAUAAUUUCCCUGAAUGAAUCUGAACAGUAUCUGUUCAGAGUCAGGGCCCAGAAUGACAAAGGUGUCAGUGAACCAAGAGAGACUGUGACUGCUGUUACUGUGCUUGAUCAAAAGGUGAUGCCAACGAUUGAUUUGGCAGGCAUACCUCAAAGAACUGUCAGCGUACAUGCUGGCAGGCCUAUCGAAUUAUCUAUUCCAAUUAGUGGACGUCCACCUCCUAGUGCAUCAUGGUUCUUUGAAGGUACUAAAAUUAAAGAAAGCGAUCGCACCAAAAUAGAAAGAUCUGCCAAGGUAAUCAAUCUUACUAUACGAGAAACUACCAUAGAUGAUACUGGUGACUACAUGCUUGAACUAAAAAAUGUUGCUGGAACUAUCACCGAAUCCAUCAAAGUAAUCAUUCUUGAUAAGCCAGGACCACCUAGCGGCUCAAUUAAAAUUGAUGAAGUCGACGCCACCACUGUCACCAUCAGUUGGGAACCACCAGAGAAUGAUGGUGGUGCAACCAUCAGUGGUUAUGUUGUGGAACAACGUGAUGCCCAUCGCCCAGGAUGGCUGUCAGUGUCUGAAUCUGUUACCAGGAAUACAUUCAAGUUUACGAGGUUAACUGAAGGCACUGAAUAUGUAUUCCGUGUUGCUGCCACAAACCGUUUUGGCAUUGGAUCGUUCUUACAGUCCAGCAUUGUGGAAUGCAAGAGUGCCAUUAAUGUGCCUGGCCCCACUGGUACACCUCAUGUAUUUGAUUUCUCUCGUGAUGGUAUGACAAUUACCUGGGAAUCACCAGUUGAAGAUGGUGGUUCACCCAUUACUGGUUACAUCAUUGAGCGCAAAGAGCUAAGGGCUGAUCGAUGGGUGAGAGUCAACAAAGUGCUCGUGACAAUGACUAGGUACCGUUCCACUGGACUCAUAGAAGGAUUAGAAUAUGAACAUCGUGUGACCGCUGUGAAUGCUAGGGGGGCUGGCAAACCUAGCAGGCCUUCCAAAUCUGCGGUUGCCAUGGAUCCAAUAGAUCCACCUGGGAAACCGCAGAAUCCGAGAGUUACAGACACAACUAGAACAUCAAUAUCUGUUGCCUGGAGUCCUCCAGAAGAGGAAGGUGGUUCCAAGGUCACAGGAUACCUUAUUGAGAUGCAGAAAGUUGAUCAGUAUGAAUGGACUAAGUGCAACACAACGCCAACAAAGAUCUGUGAAUAUACCCUGACUCACAUGCCACAGGGUGCUGAGUAUAGGUUCCGUGUUAAAGCAGUUAAUGCUGGUGGUCCUGGUGAGCCAGCUGAUGUUCCAGGAACUGUUAAAGUGACUGAAAUGCUCGAGUAUCCUGAUUUUGAACUUGAUCAUCAAUACCUUGAAGGGCUGAUUGUUAGGCAAGGUGGAGCCAUCAAACUAACAGUGCCCAUUAAAGGCAAACCUAUUCCUGUCUGCAAAUGGACAAAAGAAGGUCGUGAUAUUAGCAAGCGUGCAAUGAUUGCAACUUCUGAUACCCACACUGAACUUGUGAUAAAGGAAUCAGUCAGAGAAGACUCAGGCACAUAUGACCUUGUUCUUGAAAAUAAAUGUGGCAAAAAGACAGUAUACAUUAAGGUGAAAGUGAUUGGCAAUCCUGAUCCCCCACAAGGUCCACUUGAAUUUGAUGAUAUUCAAGCUCGUUCGGUUAGAGUAAGUUGGAGACCAUCCAUUGAUGAUGGUGGAUCUGAUAUCAUGAGAUAUAUUGUUGAGAGACGAGAAAUAUCCAAAACUGCCUGGUGCACUGUUGAUUCUCAAGUAAAGGAGACUUCUGUUAUUGUCAGAGGCUUGAAAGAAAAUGUCGAAUACCACUUCCGUGUUUCUGCUGAAAACCAAUUUGGUAUCAGUAAAUCUCUGAAGUCAGAGGAGCCAGUUGUACCAAAAACACCACUAAAUCCACCAGAGCCUCCAAGCAAUCCUCCAGAAAUACUGGAUGUCACCAAGAGUUCAGUCACCCUUUGCUGGUCAAGACCAAAGGAUGAUGGUGGAUCGCGUAUUACCGGGUAUUUUAUCGAUCGCAAAGAGUCUACUACAGAUAAAUGGGUGCGGCAUAACAAGACUCAUAUUACCACAACAAUGUACACUGUUUCUGGGCUGGUUCCAGAUGCUGAAUACCAGUUCCGUAUUUUGGCACAGAAUGAUAUUGGUCUUGGUGAACCAAGCCCACCAUCUGAUGUUGUUCAAUGCAAGGAUCCUUUUGAUAAACCAAGCCAACCUGGAGAGAUUACGGUAAUUUCUGUCACAAAAGAUAGCAUCUCCAUUGAGUGGGAUCGUCCAGAAUGUGAUGGUGGCAAGGAAAUUAUUGGUUACUGGGUUGAGUAUCGCCAAUCUGGUGAUAGUGCUUGGAAAAAAUGCAGUAAGGAACGAAUAAAAGACAGACAAUUUACACAAGGCGGUCUUCUGGAAGCCACAGAAUAUGAAUUCAGAGUGUUUGCAGAGAAUGAGACAGGAAUCAGCAGACCUCGUAGAACCUUUAUGGCAAUAAAGACUAAAUUGACUUCUGGGGAAGAACCAAGUGUUAAACAAGAAAUUGCAGAGGUUGUCGCCAAGUUGGGUGAACCUGCCAAACUGACUUGUCAGAUAAUUGGUAGACCACUUCCAGAAAUUAAGUGGUACCAUUUUAGAAAGGAGUUGCAGCAAAGCCGCAAGUACAAAAUGAGUUCAGAUGGCCGUAAUCAUUCAAUCACCAUUUUAACCGAUGAUCAAGAUGAUGAAGGUCUGUAUACCUGCAAAGCUACUAAUGAUGUUGGUGAAACUGAGGUCAGUGGUAACAUAUUGCUUGAAGCUGCUCCACAAUUCCAUCCUGGAUUUCCACUAAAAGAGCUGUACGUUGUAAGCAUCGGUACAAGUCUUCGUAUCCAUGUUGCAUACAUUGGCCGUCCAGUACCUGCUAUUCGUUGGUUCCAUGAAAAGAAACUUCUGUCAGAUUCAGAUAAUAUUUCAAUAGAAAAUACAGAGCAUUACACUCACCUUGUUGUGAAAAAUAUUCAUCGAAAGAACCAUGCUGGAAAAUACAGAGUGCAGCUCAGCAAUUCAUUUGGAACAAUUGAUACAACAUUUAAUGUAGAAAUCCAAGAUAAGCCAGAUAUGCCAGAAGGACCAAUAGAAAUUGAUGCCUUGCUGAAGAAUUCUGCGGUAAUCAGUUGGAAGCCACCACUUGAUAACGGAGGUGCAAUGAUUACCAAUUACAUUGUAGAGAAACGUGAAGCCAAGGAAGGUGAACAAUGGCAUCUGGUAUCCUCUGCUAUUGCUGGCACAUCUUGUAGAAUUGGAAACCUCAUUGACAAUGCUGGCUACUACUUCCGUGUCUCUGCUCAAAAUCAGUUUGGUGUCAGUAAACCACUGGAAGUUUCCUCUGUCGUCGUCAUCAAGAGUCCAUAUGAAAAGCCAGGAAGUCCAGUCAAACCUAUUAUAGCUGCUGUUACAAAGGAUUCUUGUGUGGUUUCAUGGAAACCUCCUGUCAGUGAUGGCGGCGCAAAGAUCAGAAAUUAUUACCUUGAAAAGCGAGAGAAAAAGCAGAAUAAGUGGAUAGCUGUAACAACUGAUGAAAUACACGAAACAGCUUACACGGUGAAAGGCCUUAUUGAAGGCUUGGAGUAUGAGUUCCGUGUUAAAUGUGAAAAUCUUGGUGGCGAGAGUGACUGGAGUGAAACAUCUGAUCCUGUUGUUCCAAUGUGCGAUGUACCUAUCAAGGCACCACAGUUUAAAGAAGAAAUUCGCAAUUUAAGUGUGAAAUAUAAGAGCAAUGCUACAUUUGUUUGCAAGGUCACUGGUAAUCCCAAACCUAUUGUGAAGUGGUUUAGACAAGGAAAGGAAAUUGAACCUGAUGGCGAAAAGAUAAAAAUCCAGGAAUUUAAGGGAGGCUACCAUCAACUUGUAAUUUCUAGCGUCACAGGAGAUGAUGCAACUAUAUAUCAAGUCAGAGCAAUCAAUCAAGGUGGUUCCAUUUCAUCAACAGUAUCUUUAGAUGUUGACGUUCCUGCCGAGAUUCAAUUACCCAAACAUCUGGAAGGCAUGGGUGCAGUUCAUGCUCUCCGCGGUGAAAUUGUAAGCAUCAAAAUUCCUUUCAGUGGAAGACCUGAUCCAGUAAUUACAUGGCAGAAGGGACAAGAUCUCAUUGAUAAUAACGGUCACUAUCAAGUAAUUGUGACUAGAUCUUUUACAUCUCUGGUGUUCCCUAAUGGAGUUGACAUAAAAGAUGCUGGUUUCUAUGUUGUGUGUGCAAAGAACAGAUUUGGCAUAGAUCAAAAAACAGUUGAACUGGAUGUAGCAGAUGUACCUGACAUGCCAAGAGGACUUCAAGUCAGUGACGUUACACGUGAUUCUGUUGUUUUAACGUGGAAUCCUCCAGCUAAUGACGGUGGAAGUAAAGUAAUUAACUACAUUAUUGAGAAAUGCGCAACAACAGCAGAGAUGUGGAUUCGUGUAGCACAGUCACGCGAUACACAUUACACCGUGGUCAAUCUCUUUGGAAAGACUAGCUACCAAUUCCGUGUGAUUGCUGAAAACAAGUUUGGACAGGGCCAGCCAUCAGAGCCAACUGAUCCAAUAGUCACAAAAGAAGAUAAGACAAGAGUUCUGAACUAUGAUGAAGAGGUUGAUGAAUCAAUGACAGUUACUGAGGGCAAAGCUGAUCAUUCCACUAUUAAAGAACUUCAUACCCGCUACACAUUUGCUGAAGAGCUAGGACGUGGACAAUUUAGUAUUGUUCAUCGUUGUAUUCAAAACACGAGCAAGAAAACAUACAUGGCGAAGUUUGUGAAAAUAAAAGGUGCUGAUCAGGUAUUGGUGAAGAAAGAGAUUGACAUUCUCAGUAUUGCUCGUCACAAAAAUAUCCUUUGUCUACAUGAAUCAUUUGAGAGCCUUGAAGAAUUAGUCAUGAUAUUUGAGUUUAUUUCAGGUCUUGACAUCUUUGAGCGCAUUAAUACAACUAAUUUUGAACUAACUGAAAGGGAAAUCAUUAUCUACACUCGCCAAAUUUGUGAAGCAUUGGAAUUUCUACAUAGUCAGAAUAUAGGUCAUUUUGACAUCAAGCCAGAGAAUAUAAUCUACACCACAAGGAAGAGCUCUUUAGUUAAGAUUAUUGAACUUGGACAGGCCAGAGCACUCACGCCAGGUGACCACAUUAGGAUCCAGUUCACUGCUUCUGAGUAUGCAGCACCUGAACUACAUCAGCAUGAUGUGGUCAAUGCAGCUACAGACAUGUGGUCAGUAGGUACACUUGUGUAUGUACUACUUAGCGGUCUCAAUCCAUUUAUUGCCGAAACAAACCAACAAGUUAUUGAUAACAUUAUUAGAGCAGAGUACAGUUUUGAGGAUGAAGCUUUCAAGGACAUCACCACAGAAGCUCUUGACUUCAUUAAUCGCCUGUUAGUCAAAGAACGGAAGGCUCGGAUGACAGCUGCUGAAGCUCUUGAGCAUCCAUGGCUGAAACAGAAGACAGAAAAGAUGAGCACCAAAGUAAUUAAGACUUUGAGACACAGAAGAUACUAUCACACCCUAAUAAAGAAGGAAAUGAACUAUGUUGUUUCUGUUGCUCGAAUUUCUUCUGGUGGAGCUGUUAGAGCUCAAAGGGGAGUUACAGUUGCUAAAGCUAAAAUAUCUUCUAUUGAAAUUGGUCCACUUGCUGGACAGAUUAUGCAUGCUUCUGCUGAAGAAGGCGGUCAUGUUAAAUAUUCCUGCAGAAUAGAAAACUAUGAUCAAUCUACUGAAGUCACCUGGUACUUUGGUGUCAGGCAACUUGAGUCCAGUGACAAAUAUGAAAUCACCUAUCAAGAUGGUUUGGCGACAAUAUAUGUUAAAGACAUAAACAAAACUGACGAUGGUACUUACAAGUGUAAAGUAGUAAAUGACUAUGGUGAAGAUAGUUCCUAUGCUGAAUUAUUUGUGAGUGGUGUAAGAGAAAUUCGUAAAUACUUUAUGCAACGUACAGUAAAGAGAGUAAAGCGCAAGGUGGAUGCUAUGAGACUCCUUGAAAGGCCACCAGAAUUUACCUUACCUUUGUACAACCGAACUGCGUACACUGGAGAAGAUGUCAGAUUUGGUGUUACUAUAACUGUUCACCCUGAACCAAGAGUAACCUGGUUGAAAUCUGGACAAAAGAUUAAGCCUGAUGAAAAUGAGACAAAAUAUACUUUCAUGUCAGAUAAAGGUCUCUAUCAACUGAUCAUUCACAAGUUAACGACUGAUGAUGAUGCUGAAUACACAGUUGUAGCUCGCAAUAGAUAUGGUGAAGAUAGCUGCAAAGCCAAACUAACUGUUGUACCUCACCCCCCUGCAGCAGACAGCACCUUGAGACCAAUGUUUAAACGUUUGUUGGCAAAUGCAGAAUGUAUGGAAGGUCAGAGCAUUCGCUUUGAAUGCAGAGUGUCUGGCACUCCAGUGCCCGUUCUGAAAUGGGAGAAAGAUGGACAAACUUUGGCAUUAGGUCCAAAUAUUGAAAUUGUACAUGAAGGUCUGGACUAUUAUGUUUUGCAUGUAAGGGAUACUUUACCAGAGGACUCUGGCAUUUACAGAGUUACUGCUACCAACAGUGCUGGGUCUGCAAGUUGCCAAGCAUAUCUAAAAGUUGAACGCAUGACGUAUGUCAAACGUCAAUAUAGGAGUGAGGAGGAACGGCAGCAGCAUGUUCAGAAACAAAUUGACAAAACCAUAAGAAUGGCGGAAAUACUUGCAAAUGUUGAAGCUGUUCCAUUGACAGCUGUAGCAAAACAAGCUCUGCGAGAAGCUGCAAUAAUGUACAAACCAGCAGUCAGUACCAAGAAUGUCAAAGGUGAAUAUGAAAUUUCAGAGGUCGUAAAGAAAAAAGAAGAAAAGAAACUUCGAAUGCCUUAUGAUGUUCCAGAACCUCGUGUUCAUGAAGCAGGGGUAAUUGAAGAAAAUCAAGAUAUCAAACAGUUUGUGCCAUUAUCAGACAUGAAAUGGUAUAGGAAAUUACGAGAUCAAUAUGAAAUGCCAGCACCAUUGGAAAGAAUUGCAACAAAACGACCAAAACGAAUUCGUCUUUCAAGAUGGGAGCAGUUUUAUGUUAUGCCAUUGCCACGCUUUACUGAUCAGUAUAAGCCCAAAUGGCGAAUUCCAAAACUAUCACAAGAUGAUCUGGAAACUGUUAGACCAGCUCGAAGGCGCACCCCAUCCCCUGAGUAUGAAAUUUAUUACAGACCAAGAAGGCGAUCACUUGGUGAUUUGUCAGAUGAGGACUUACUUUUACCUGUUGAUGACUAUCUUUCAAUGAAAAGAAUAGAAGAGGAAAGACUACGUCUUGAGGAUGAGCUUGAACUAGGAUUUUCUGCGUCACCUCCAAGCCGUAGCCCUCCUCGUUUUGAAUUAUCCGCUCUUCAGCAAAGGACACAAUUAACUACGGCGCAAGAGAAGGAAAAAUAUGCUGGCUACCAGAAAUAUCAUAUCCCUUCCAAAUAUGAAGCUGGUCCAAGCUUUAUAGACCUCAGGCAACGGCAUGACAAAGUUGUUUAUAAACCCCCAAAGCAAAGACAAAGAAUAAUGGAAGACAAGGAAGAUGAAGAGCUCCUUCGAUCAGUUGCUACAGCGCAGAGACUGUCUGCCUAUCAGAAAGAACUUGAGUACAUGGAGCAUGAGGAAAAAGCAAGGAUCAAAAGCAGACGAGAAAGAAAGAUAUUUGUAACAAGAUCAGAAGAAGAAGAAGAAGCAGCAGCCAUGGAGAUUAAGGAAUAUGUCCCUAGAGAAUCCCCACCUGUCUCAAGGCUUCUUAGGAGGAGAAGAUCACUCUCCCCAACUUACAUUGAAUUGAUGCGACCUGUUUCUGAGCUGAUCAGAUCUCGACCACGUCCUACAGAACUUGAAAGUGAAGGUUUAGAAAGACGAUCACCCACACCUGAGAGAACCCGUCCUAGGUCACCCAGUCCAGUGUCUAGGGAGAGCUCACUUUCUCGCUUUGAAAGGACUGCUAGAUUUGACAUAUUUUCACGAUAUGAGUCAAUGAAAACUGCUUUAAAAUCUAAAAGGACAUCAGAAGGGAAAUAUGAAGUUAUUACUCAAGAGCCUUUCAGCCUUGACCAUGGUCCACGAAUAACUUUGAGAAUGCGUUCUCACCGCAUCCCGUGUGGACAAAAUACAAGAUUUACAUUAAAUAUUCUGUCCAAGCCAGGAGCUGAAGUUAGUUGGUACCACAAUGGUAAAGAAAUUCAAGAGGGUGAUAAGUAUCAUUUUACUGAUAUGACUGGUGUCCUAACACUGGAAAUUCGGGAUUGCCAAGUUGAAGAUAGUGGAACCUAUCGUGUUGUUUGUUCCAAUUACAAAGGAGAGGCCUCUGACUAUGCAACAUUGGAUAUCACAGGCGGUGACUACUUUACCUACUUGUCUCGCCGUAAAGAUGAGGAAGCACCAAAAUCGCUUGUACCUGAACUGACAAGAACUGAUUUUUACCAAAUAUCUACAAUUAGGAAAACUGCCGAACUUGAAGAGGUAAAAGAAUCUAAAAGAGAGGAAUCAGAAGUCAGAGAGUCAGUCAGCUCUGGGCUCUAUACUUCAAAGGAAAGGGCAGUUCGUGCAUCUAGACGAACUCUUCCUGCCAAAAUACUAACAAAACCACAAUCAGUUACGGUGGCGGAGGGAGAGUCUGUCAGAUUUUCCUGUGACAUUGAUGGUGAGCCAACACCCACUGUGACAUGGAUGCAUGCUGGAAGAGUAAUUACUUCUUCUAAACGUUCACUCAUUGUUACAACGCAAUUUAAUUCUACGUUUACAAUUACAUCAGUUCAAUCAUCUGAUGAAGGAAGCUAUACAGUGGUGGUAGAAAAUUCUGAAGGAAAGCAAGAAGCAUACUUUACUCUGACUAUCCGAAAAGCUGGAGUAAAGGAACUGGGUGUUGUGGCACAUCCAAUGGUAAAGUCUCCUGAACCUCAUUUAAAGUCUUCAGAGGCAAUGAAACCUUCUAAAUCACCAGAACCAUUAACUUCCUUUUCAAAAGAUAAGUCUGUACGUAUUCCUGCAAUUGCUCCACCUAAGAUCUCUCAAGGUUUGAAAGCCGAAGUUUCUGACGACGGUUCUGUAAAGCUGACAUGUGCCGUUGAAAGCACAGCUCUGAAUGUGAAAGAAUUAACUUGGUUUAAGGAUGGAUGUAAAAUAAGAGAAAACAGUCACUACAAAUUGAAAUAUACUGCUGAUGGUGUCUACACCUUAAGUAUCCAUGGAAUUAAUGAAACUGACGAAGGGGAAUAUACUUGUGAAAUCACUGGUGAAGGUGGUGUUUCCAAAACAACCUUUUCUUUCGUUGGUCAAGCUUUCAAAAACAUUUUCAACAAGGUGACCAAGUUAGCUGAAUCAAAAACAGCUACUGAGAAAAAAGCUGUAACAAAAUCAUAUGGAAAAACUGAAGUAGUUCAGGAACAAAUUGUGAAAAAAGAAUUUAAAACAUCAUCCACAGAGAUUACAGCCACACGUGUACAAAUUACAGCAACUGAAGGUCAAAAGGCUGUACUUAAAGCCAACAUACCAAGCGCUUCCAAUGUGAAAUGGAUUGCGAAUGGUAAUGAGCUUGCUAAUUCGGAAGACUAUCAAUAUGGCGUGUCUGGAAGAGACCACACUUUAACUAUCAAAACCAUUGGUUUCAAAGAUGAAGGCACGAUCACCUGUGAAGCGAAAACUGAGCAUGGAAUAGUUAAAUGUCAGUUUGAUUUAACAAUUAAGCAAAAAGAAUCAAAUGCCCCAAAGUUCAUUAUGCAGCCCAAAUCCCAAAAUGUCAAUGAAGGGCAAAAUGUGACAUUUACUUGUGAGAUAUCAGGAGAUCCUACUCCGGAAGUUGAAUGGCUGAAAAACAACCAACCUAUUGUAGUCUCAAGAAAUAUAAAAAUUAAUCGUUUGAAAAACAUAUACACGUUAGAGAUUAAGUGUGCAACAGUUUCUGACAGUGGAAAAUAUACAGCAACAGCAAAGAAUUUCCAUGGACAGUGUUCUGCAACAGCCUCCUUGAUUGUACUUGGUCUCAUUGAAGAACCUUCAAAAAUGGUACUUUUGGAAACUGGUGCUGCUGCCUCUGCUAGCAUGCAAGAACAUUUUUCUUCCAAGGCGAUGCAAAUGACCAAACAAGAGGCCAGCAGUAGCAUGACUGAAGUUAAGUUUGCCAGUAUGUCUUCAAGCAGUAUGUCAUCUUUCAAAGAAUCAAGAAUAUCAUCAAGCUCCAGCUCUUUUAUGGAGCUUGCUAGUAUGAGUCAAUUGGAAACAAGUGCUAGCAGAAUGAUCAGCGGUAGUAUUAAAGGGUCUUCUCCUAAAAUUGAAGCUUUACCAUCAGAUAUCACAAUUGAGAAAGGAAAGGUUUUAACAGUCGCCUGUGCCUUCUCAGGUGAUCCCCUGCCUCAGGUGAAAUGGUCACGUGGAGGAAAACCUCUUUCUGAUGAAACAGAAACUGGCAGAUUCCACAUUGAAACAUCAGAUGAUUUAACAACACUCAUUAUUACAGGUGUCCAAGAAAAUGAUGCAGGACGCUAUACUUUAAGACUCUCAAAUGAAUUUGGAUCAGAUUCUGCCACUGUAAAUAUUAAAGUUAGAUCAAUUUAAAGAUUUGAAUCCCACAACUUGUGUUGUAAGCUAAACUUGAAAAUUGAUAUCGUAAUUAUUAUGAAUUUGAAUCACUGACUUGUAAAUAUUAUUUUAUUUUUUUACCUGACUUGACAUCAUGCAUUUAUACCAGACUAGACAAUUUCUGAACAAAUGGUAGAUUGUGCAGUAUAGAAUUACUGCACAUUUGAUUUAGGAAUUUUUAACCAUUUUCUGUGACAUGUACAUACUGUAUAUAGCCGGUCUAAACGGUUAUGCAAGUUUUGUACCUUGUGUUUCAUGAGAUUUUCAUUGCAACUUUUGAAACUGAUGGUUAACAGGGGAAAGUUUGAAUAGGACGAUUACCUUGUUUAACUUGGAAACUAAAAUUUGUGCCUCGACAGAAUGUUGAUGACUAAGAAUACCUCAGCAGGUGGAGAGGCUCCCUGCUGAAGACAACCUACAAGUUCGUGGAAUUAGAAGGCUAGCCUUGUGAUGCUAUUUACAAAUACCCUCCUGUGAAUAACAUCACAAUACUUUAGCCUGUGAACCGACUAUGUCAUAUCACUGUUCUACACAGACAAGAUUAUGAAUUAUGAAUACAAAGUAGUAGCGGCCAUUACUUUGUAUAACCAUAUUUCAUGUGCACUGUUUCUAGCAUAGUGACAUCUUGGAUAGUAUUAAUGAUAAUUCAUUAACCUGGCCAUACCCUCAUUUCAGCAAACUAUACCAAGUACUCCUAUGUAGAAGUAGUGCCAACUCAAGGAGGUUAAGAUUUUUCAUUGGGUGCGCUGAUUUUGUGUGGUAAUCGUAGAAUUUUAUUUAAUAUUAUUUGUUCUUAGGGCAUACGUGACAGAAACUAGCCACAUUAAAAAUUAUACAUGUUCCAUCAUUUUAAUGCCCUAUGCAGUAACUUUAUUUAGAGUAGUAGUUAUUUUAUUUUAUUGGGCCUCCUUGAGAAUUAGUAAAGUAAAUUGGAUUUGAUUGUGAAAUAAAGCAUGUUUUCUGCACCUAUAAACAUUUUCUGUCAUUUUUUGUACUUCACUCA
Messenger RNA from Mobula hypostoma (lesser devil ray), 93220 nucleotides. It is a transcript of the gene ttn.1, whose product is annotated as titin, tandem duplicate 1. The record is from RefSeq and is a predicted model, not a curated record. Gene Ontology annotation, molecular function: protein binding; protein kinase activity; ATP binding. Lineage: Eukaryota; Metazoa; Chordata; Chondrichthyes; Myliobatiformes; Myliobatidae. The transcript has 269 exons. The coding region runs from base 226 to 92193 and encodes 30655 amino acids. Gene Ontology annotation, biological process: protein phosphorylation.